This is a messenger RNA of Xyrichtys novacula (pearly razorfish), 97377 nucleotides long. NCBI's taxonomy places the organism in Eukaryota, Metazoa, Chordata, Actinopteri, Labriformes, Labridae. The record is from the annotation of a GenBank genome assembly.
AUGGAACUACAAGGCCUGCAAGAGGCGUUGAAAGUAGAAAUCCAAUGUCAUCAGGUAAAUGAAACAUCGUGUAUGUUAUACGCUUAUUGGUGUUGUGAGAGAGUGAGAGCAGGAGGGGAGAGAUGUGAAGGGAUGAGAGGUGAACACUGCGAGAGGAGAACUAUGCGACAUGUCUGCUGCCGACACAACAUACACUUCCAAGUCUUAUUGAGUGCACUUUUCACACUUACUUUUAGCUUAUUGUCGUAGCUCUUUUCGGCGAGCAACAAGAAAUGUGAGUGAUAAUGCGGUGCUGGUGCUGUGUGGCGAUCAGGACGCGACCUGCAUAUUUAUGAGGUGCAAGAGUCUCUGUGGCUAUCAUCCCCGCUUUGUUCCUCCCUUACAUACUAACUUUGUAAUUCCCAUUUCACUCCUCCAUCCUUUACAAACUAGUUGCACAGAUGAAGCAGCACCUACAGGUAAUCCUCACGUAUAUAUCUCUUCUCAGCUUCCUUACAGGCGAAUUGGGGAGUGUGUGAAACUUUAUCAGCAUAAAUCUCUCAGCAUAAAGCCUCGUAUUAUAAUAUCUGUUGGCUCAAUUCAUCGUGACUUUGCUGAAAUUUUUAAAAUCAUAUUAACGGUGAAGUUGUGUCGGCACAGAAGCUCAUUUCUGCCGGGAAUGUUUUGUUAAAUAGUAGGAUGGAGAGCUGUACGACAGUCAAACAAGAAAAAACAGCCCUAAGCGAUUGUUUUUUGACAUUUCUUCCCCCAUUGUUGACGUUUUUCUCCCGGUAUGACUAACCACAGCAACACGGUGGAUGUUAAGUGCUAAAGCCCCGCUUUUAUUGUCUCCUGUUGGGUCUCACUGCACUCAAAGUUGUGUAAUGUUGAAAAAUUUUAGCGUCCAUUUUGAGUAGGUCGACAUGUUUCUGGAGAGUAACGGAGGAUGCUCAUAAAGGGGCAGCCGAGCUAACUAUCCGGCUAACACUUCAGGCAAAGUUGAAGUUUCGGCGAUUAAAUUAGACGUUAAUGUCGCCAUAGAGUUGCUUUUUAACGUCUUUGACACGGUUUAACACAACGGUUUUGUUACUUUAUAGUUAGUCUGGUGUAGUGAUGGGUUGUUCGUGGACGAGCCGGAUCUUUGUACUGACUCUGUUGAGUAAGUGAGGGGUGAAAGUCUUUCCUUUUUUACCUCUUUAUUGUGGAAAUUAGAACCUGGUUAAACAUGAUGCUGAAACUACAAAUAUUUUCUCGAAAACUGUCUAUAAUUUACUAACUUGGGUUGUAAUUUGUCCUCCUAAACUUAGUGAGAUGUGUAGUUGAAAAAUACUGUCAUCAAACUAAAGGCCUGCUUUGUCUUAUCACUUCUUGGAGGUUUGAAUCUUGCCAUUUUUGCCAGUUUGAUGAAAUCGUCACAUAAAAAGAGCUAUGAGGCACAUUUUAAAGCACGUGGACUCAUCAGAGUCACACUUUUUGUCAUGGGUUAGGGUCAGAGUUGAGUCAAAGAGAUAUAACUGCGAUCAGACUGGUCUUGUCCCACUUCUUGUAAGUAGUUUUUGAUAGGAUGGGUUAUGAAACUUGGAGCAAAGUGCUUAAACUAUCAGUUAAGGUAUUUUGAGGGGUAACUUGAGAGACGGUUACAGAGACAUGGAUGAAGAUUGGGGUUAAGUACCUGGUGUGGACCUCUGAUAGAAAUAGCAGCAAAUACAACUUUUGGAAGACUUAGGGUGAUUUUUAUCAUUUGAUGAUAAAAGUUACAGUUAAACCUCUUGAAAAAUAAGCACAUUGGAAAAAUAAAUACUAUCUUUAAGUUUAUAAAAAUACCGUGUUGCUUUUAUUCAACUGCACAAAGCUAUUAAAAGAAUCUGCAUCAAUUAGUUUUUAGUUUUUAAAACUACAUUUUUGAAAAGUGUAGUUGUAGAGAGGUUUUCUCUUUUAGUUGUCAUUUGCUGUAGCACUCGGGUUCAUAAAGAGAGUUGUUUUUUUGUGGUUUAUACAGUAUUUAAUCUUCAACAUAUCCAGAUAGUUAAAGAUAUUGAAUAAUAAAGAGUCCUGAAUGUGUAUUUCUUAUAAUAACCAAUCAGUGAUGAUGAAUAGUAAUGUUUUAUGUAUUCACUUUUGAUUAAUCUGUUUUUAAAGUUUGAUUUUUGUGACAUAGAUAGUUUCUAACUCUUUUAUUUUGGAUGAGAAUGCUUUAAAACAAUAAUAGUAAAUAGUUUUUGUGAUGGUUGUGCUCACACACUAAAAACCAUUUUAAUAUAAGUUAAAUUUGUCUGAUUAUUCAAGUAAAUGUUUUUUGUUUCUGGGCUGAGCCAAAAAAUCUGAUCACCAGAAGGAAGCUAAAUUCUCAUCACUAUGUCUGGUGGUAUUAUUUCUUGUUGGUCACAUGACGGCAGCACUGCCUCUGAUUGGCCCACCCUUACACUUUCACUUUUUCACUCUCUUUAUGGCCAGCAAACAGUGUCCUACAUUAACUUCUUGAAGCUAAGCUGUUAGCCUGUUAGCAUUAGCUUUAGCAGCAGCAGCAGCAGGUCUAAUGGAUGCUGAGCGAGGCGGCGGUGUGUUCAGCACCUCGGCCAGCUCCUCCAGCUCUGCUCUGAUGCUGCUGCUGCUGAUGCACCGCCCUGCCGCUUGGUCCCAGCCCGGCAGCACACACUCACACACAACUUCCCCUCAUCUGUAAAGGAGGAAUUCAACUAAAAUUAGGUUGAUUCUUAUCCCUGCACUCUUUUGAUUAUGUUUAAUUUAACUGUUUCCCCUCCUCCUGACUUGAAUCGAUCUUUUCCCAGUUUGAAAGCUCUUGAUUUGUUGCAGUUAAGCCCAUUAAACUUGCUCCAAAGCCGCAUAAAAAGACAAAAGCGCCAUGCAGCUGUUGUUCUACUUUCUGCUUGAGGUUUUGGCGUGACUCCUGAAUUUAAACCCUUGUUGUUUUGUGUUUGUGUAUUUUCUUUCCUCUUCUUCUUCUCUUUUCAGUUUGGUAGUGGAAGCUUCCAUUUUGAGAGAGAAAAGGGGGGUGGUUUCCUCCCCCCCCCGCUAACAUGGAGAGGAGAAAAGUCUGCAGAGUUUCGUGCAGGAGAAGGAGGAGGAGGAAGAGGAGGGGGGGAUGGGCCCCAUUCAUGCCUAACAUUACCAUUUUGAUUGCUUUGAUGCUGUUUUUGGUUUGGAGGGGGGGAGGGGUGGCAGGGAAAAGAGAGACAGAAAGCCCAGUCAGCAGAGCACGGCGAUGUUUUUAAUCACAACCCACUACACUCCUUUUUUUUUCUUCUUCUUUCGCUGCAAAAUGUGACCUUUCCUUUUCCCUCUGCGCACACAUGAACCGCUGCUUCCCUCCUAAACCAAAUGAGUCUUAAAUUAAACAUCCACAACAGAGAUUUAAUGAUGAUCCUGGCGAAAAAGUGAGCACACUUUGAGCCUGUGUCAACAUUAGCCGGGGCCAGAAAUCAACUCGCCUUGAACUUUAAGCUGCUCACAGAGCGAGCGUUCAUGGGUUGGAGGCAGGAAUAAUUAGAUAGCUGCACAAGUUGUUUAUUAGCAGAAUUGAGAAAAUGUCUGCCGGCUGGAAGAAAGGUUGUUUCAUGGUCACGGUUUGAGGCCAGAGGAUGCCGGUUUGAUUUCUUUUUGAAGGUGGAAUUGUUGGUUAAGACUUCUUUUUGGUCUUCUGUUUCCAAGGUUUUUAGUCAGUGUGUUUUGAUAAGACACCAUUAGGAUAAUAGAUGUUUGUAUAAAUAAAGGAUUAAAAAGAAAGAUUAAGUUGGAUUCAUGAAUGCUUCAGCAAAUGUACUCCUCCAUGGUUCAUUAUUUAGUCUCUGUCUGCACUGUCACGUUCAUAUCAUCCUCUUUUCUCCUUUUGUAAAUUUUCUUUUUCAACCCAGAAUAAGAACAGUUGUUAAAACAACUUCAGUAUCUGACUAAAGCUUUGUAGAAAAGUUAAUGUUUUCAUGGUUAAACCCACUGUUAAUGGCAUUAUGGAGUUGUGUUUGGCGUGACUGACACAGUUUAACAGCACUCAGUGGACAGAAAAAUCAUAAUAACAAACCAGGAACAUCUUGUUUUAAUGAGUGUUCCUGCAGUUUUCCUUCUCAGAGUCUAUUUUUGCACAAUAACAGCUACUAUUCAAUCCAUCUUUUGUCUUUCUGAGAUUCAUUGCAACAGUUUUUGACAGUUCAGUGCCAGUUUUUCAGCCCUUUCAUUGUGGUUUAACCAACCAGAAUCACAACCCCGAUGACAAUUUGGAAAAUACUCAUUAAAACAGUCAAGUCCCAUUAACCAUGUAUUUACAAAGACAAGAUCUCAAGUGUUGAAACUGAGCAGUUAUCCUGUUUUAGGAGAAUAUAGUCUAAUUUUAAAACAGGAUCAAGUUUCAACACUAUGUCAGCUCCUCUUUUACCAACACUCUGGUUUUCAAUGUUUUUCAGAAAGAGUAUGAAAUCAAGAAUCCUUAGCCCACUGGGAAGUUUUUCACUUCCCCUUAGUAUCUGGAUGCAGUGAUGUUACCCAUGUCGUGGACACUUAGGUUGGGUUAGGUUUAGCAGAGCUUGACAGUGCGACCGUUUCACUCGCAUUUGCGACUUAAAAUAGAUGUGUGAGAAUUGUAAAACGUAUUUAGUGGCACAUGUUCGCAUACAAAAAAUCAGCCGAGGCAACAAAUGUUUUUUCAUGUAAAUACGGCGGUGAAGUUAGUUUUAGGUUCAAUGUUUGACGGACAUUCACUACCGGUGUCUUCUCACUCUCCAUAACCGGGAAAAGCAACAGCAGCGUGGUUAAAUCUACUCAGCACUCUUGCUAUCGUUGUUGGGAGUUGAAUAAGGGACCGUCAAUAAAUUACCGGUUGAUGUUCUCAGAAAAGGCUGUUUUCCUUUAAUAGCUUCCAUGUCAUGUGACCAAUUGACCUAAAAUUGAUUUCAAAUAAUAGUACUUAAAUUGGACAAUAAGACACACCUCUUUAUUUCCCUAAUAUGCCCUCUAAAAAUUUGUGUUAAAUUUAAAGGCAAAUUUUGAACAUUUUCUCCAAUAGCUUCCACGUCAUGUGACCAAUUGACCCAAAAUUGAUGUCAAAUAAUAGUACUUAUGUCGACCAAUAAGACAAACAUUAUUUAAUCAAUUUUCAUUGUUCCCCUAAAGUUCUUUGUGUGCUCCUUACUUUUUUAACUCUGGAGCGCAUGUGCCAAGCCCUGUUUAGGGUUAGGGGAUUGAACUGUGACUCUCUUAGGCUCAGGAUACAGCGUCCAUGAUUUCCAUAAAGAAUGUCCAACACUGAUUAAUCAAAAUCUCGUCGCUCUUCGAACACAAACAUUUAUCUUUGAACUUAGGGUUAGGUGCACAUCAUCAAACUGCGUCCUGCUUUAUUUCACAGCUGACAGGCUCAGAUUGUUGUUCUUACAGAUUGUUAAAAGAAUCUGGGUUUUGUUUUUUGACGUCUAAAACCACUCAGAGGUUGUAAACGUCAUCUGUAAGCAUCAUCUAUGAUCAGUCCUGCUGUUUCUCUUUCCUCAGAUCAAAUUUGAAGUUUCACCUGCACUCUAACAUCUAUAUCAUCCACCUUUUCUCCAUGUUUUUCACCCUCAGAUGAAGAAUAGAUUCAUUGAUUCUCUUUCACACUGCUUCACUUGCUCUCUGUUGCAUCAUGGUGUCAGAUUUUACCGACUCGUCAGGUGGAGAGAAGUUGUUUUUUUCCAUCUUUUUGUAACCUGCGUUUCGGCUGCGUUUACUGUGUUGCUGCCGUUUUCCAUUUCUUAAAGCAGAUCAGGUCGAUCUGAGUGUUUUCAGCUGAAUCUCUUUGGUGGAGUCGAGUGCUUAAAUGUUAUAUUUUGUUCCAUCUCUGGUCUCACAGUUAAGUGGAAACAAAGGCCGCAGCUACUUGACUUGAAAGAUUUCCAAUGACAGAAGUAAAGGCAGCAUCUGUAACCAUGGCGACUCCUGCUUCUUACACAUUCAGUGUGUGUGAAGCUCAUUAAGGGGCUUUUAAAGUUGCACAAAGGGACGUAUAUACAGCCAGUGUAUUUUUAAUGUAUAUACAAAGUGUGAGUGUUAUUUAAAGAGCACUAAAGCACAGGGAAAGUUCAAAGUGGAGGAGUAAUGAAGGAGAAGCUGCUUUUAUUAAGUCUACACAGAGAUUGGGAUCUAACGAAAGCAUGGCAGGCGUGAGAGUGGUCUGACCUAACAGAAAGCUUAUGUGAUUGGACAGUUUGAAGUAAAAGGGUUGGGUGAGCAAGAAAACGGUUUUUAAUAAGCUUUCAGAAAAGUCUCUCCAGUACAAACCGGCAAAUUUUCUCAAACUUUGUGAUAAAAUUCUUCUAAAUCAGGGGUCGGCAACCUUAAACACUCAAAGAGCCACUUGGACCAGUUUCCCACAGAAAAGAAAACACAGGGAGCCACAAAACCUCUUUGACAUCUAAAAUGAACAUAAAAUAACAUUGCAUAUAUCUUUUUUUUUUACCUUUAUACAAAGUAUAUAAAAAACUGUAGCGAGUUGCAUUUAUGAAAUAAAUGAACUAUUUCGGCGAGUGUCUGUCUUCUUCUGUAGUUAAACCGCAAGAUAUCAAAAUCUACCCGGAUACAGCAAUGCUGCUUUUUGAUUGGCUGUUCAGUAGAUAUACUUUAUUUGAUUGGCUUGUGCGUGGCACGCAGCUUCUGAACUCUCGGAGGAACUCAGUUGGUUUCCCCCAGUUCCAUAGUUGAAGAAGUGCAACUUAGUGGACAUCACUAGCUGCGUUUCCAUUACAUUUUUUCGCAAAAUAAAAGCGAUGUUUAUCAAAUUUCGACAAAGUACAAUUGCGAUUUGCGGGUGUUUCCAUUGAAUGGUGUUCAGUGCAUAAGCGAGCCGUCUGCCUCUCGCGAGCCGUGUUUAAAUGGCCGUUGCCUAGCAACGAGGUAAACUUCCUGCCCGUGCGACCUCGUAUUCCUUAAGCCUUUUUGCACACCAACAUGGACGAGACACAAAACAUUUUUCGUUUUGGAGCAGCUAUUUCUGUGACCAUUACUGCAGUUGCCGCUGCUGUCAUCAGAAGACGAAGGCAGCGGGUGAUAAUUCAAAGGCAAAGCUCGUAUGUAUGGGAGCGAACACGGAUGAGCGAUUUCUGGGAGAGGAUCGUUAAUGAGGAAUUCACAGACGAAUUGUGGAUUCAAAACUUAAGAAAAAUACAAAUACAAUUCAAAACUUCAGAAAUAAGUCCGUCUCCUCCCCCGUCCACAUAAACCGUGCCAUCUACGCUUGAAAUGAACUGGUCACUUGACCCGCUACGUCACGUCCGGUGACAGAGAAUUGCGAGAAAAGUGUUUCCAUUACACUUUUGCGAUAUACUUCUAUAUCGACACUUCUGAAAAACCACCUCAUGAGAGCGUAAAAACUUUUUAGCGAUAUUUGGGAGGUUUUUCGAAAUGUAGGUGUUUCCAUUACCAGUUUUCUAUUGCGAUAUUUACGUUUUGCGCAAAUCUAUGGGUAAUGGAAACGCAGCUUCUGUGUUCAUUUAAAUGCGUGAGAAAUACAAUGUGUGGUGUGUGAGCGUGUGAACAAGUGGGAAUGCGUGUGUCAUACGCUGAAUGCAUGAGACUUGUGCUCACGCAUCAUCGAUGUACUCCCGAGCCAUGCAAAACGGUCUUUGCAAAUGUUGCACUGAACGCCUUCCUUUUCAGUCUUGGUGAAGUUUUCCCACACCACUGAUGUUUUAGGUCGGGAUUUGGGUUGGGUUGUGUCCAUGUUUUUCUCAGCCGCUGCCUCGGCCAUGGCUGUUUCUUUUCUGUGCGUCCUGCUGAUGUUUACACGCCGGUGUCCAUGGACAUAUAUAAAGACCCGACGAAUCGAUUACAGAAUUUGUUGGCAACGGAUUUUUUCGUCACGACGAAUCUACUUAAUUGAUUCGUUGUUGCAGCCUUAAUAGUUUAUUUAAUGUUACAAGAGCAUUAUAAUCUUUGAAUUUAGAAUUACAAAAAAAAAAAAAAAUAAAAUAAAAUAAAAUAAAAUGCAAUUAAGUAUUUAUUAUUUAUUUUCCAAAUCCAUUGGGAGCCGCAGCUUAGGGAAGAAAGAGCCGCAUGCGGCUCCAGAGCCGCGGGUUGCCGACCCCUGUUCUAAAUAGUUCCAAACUUGACGAUCAAUCUGUGUGUUUUGGUCGCAUUUCUGUUUCACGUCUCCCUAAAUGAUCCAAACUCACCUGUGUAAAAGUUUCUCUUGUGUCCAAAAGCUCUCAGUCAUGUCGUCACAACAACACAAGACUCCGUAUAAAGACGAUUUAAUUCCAUGAAAGUAAACUGCCAUGAAAUCGUGCAACAUUUGUAAGUCUGUGAAGGAAAAGAGAUGUUUUUAAUCUUCUUUUUUGUUCAUAAUCUCCUCUAAAAGUCCUGUUUCUAUAAUAUUGGAGAUCCUCUACUUUGUUUGUGCAAAUGCAAGGAUUACCGGAGUUUGUCCUAAAUCCUCAAGCUGGAAAAUGCACAUUAUUUACAACUAUUAUGUUUGUGAGCGUAAAGAGAGAAAUGCAUGAAAUAAAACCCUUCAAAGAGUUUAAAACACCCUCAAGAUAUAUGUGUCUUAAGAUUCAAGAUUUAGUAUUUAGUUUAUCCUUAUCCAAAGUGCUGUCCUCACAUCCCAUAGCAGGGUAACUGGGGAUAGUUAUUGAUGAAAUAUUAUUAUUCCAUUAUUCAUCCAACUCUUCAACAUUUCUCUUAUCAUUUACUCCUGGUAUCCCUGCUUCUGAUUGGGCCUUUUAAGUGUCAGCUGAUUGCAGAUACAGCCUCUGAUUUGUCAACAAACCACAAGAAAGAUGGUCAUAUUCAAUUAGCAUAGUCAGCUAACAUCAGAAAUCACACCAUGUCAGUGAAAUUGAGCUAUAAAUCGUCACAGAUUACCUUUGUUUUUAAGAAGUUGUAUCUGGACAGAUACACAGAUCUUCUCUGUGGGAUAGAAAAGCUCCUGGUUGUCACAGAAACACUGAGUUUUAACAGAGGGAAGCUGUCGGUCUCACGGAGCGAGUGGAUUUUACAGUAAGACAGUAUGUUGUACUGUUCUUCUCUUAAAGCUGUUUUCGUAAACACAAAAAUAUUUUGUCUUAUACUUUUAGUGCUGAAAAGUUGUGGCAAAAACUUCAGGAUGAUUUUAUUCUUUAUUAUGACUGUAAAUCAAAUUCCCACUUUUUUAGUUUCUUGUUUUAGAGGGUUAUGGUGAAGCUUUAAUUUGAGGUUUAAACUGUAUUUACAUCUGUUUGGGCUGAGCACUUUGUUCAUGCACUCUCAGAAAUAAAAUCAGUAAAAGCUCGAAUCCUCUUUAAACAAGCCCAUGGAAAAUAUUAAAAACAAUUUCAGCGAAAACAGCCGGAGCCUGAGAGCUACGCUGCAGUUUUUGUUGGCUUAUAAACCAGUGUGAGAGCUGGAAUAAUGACUCCUGUAUUUCCCGUAUUCCUGCUGUUAAACAGCGGGAAUCACAGGUGAAAAAUGACACUGACUGGAAUGUGAAGUGGAUGGAAAACAUGUUUUACUGAAACUGCAAAUGCACAAGCUGGAUAUCUCCAUGGUUCAGUUGGAUUAAACCACAAUAAGAUGGUUUUAAGAUUUAAAAAACACAAAUGUGUGGGGUUUAUACUUAAAUUUGUUUUAUCUUCACUGAGAUAAUGAAUAUAUGGAUUCAAAGACUUAGAAAAACUAUUAAAUAGUGUUAAAUUAAACUGAAACAGACAGUAAUUUGGCUUUUUCAGUGAUUUAAACACCACAAUUAAGUCCUCAUUUGGUUAAAUCUACUUUGUUGUAUUUUUCUAAGUAGCUCUAUGUUUUUUUUCUGUUUUUGACGCAUAAUUGAUUCAUUUUCUGAAUCACAAACAGUCCUGAAACUGAACUGAUGGGUCAGACUAUCGUUUAUAGAGAGGAAAUAUUGAAUAACUUCAACAGAAAUGAUUUUUUCCAACAUUUUAAGUCAGAACAUUAACUGAGAAAAUGUUCAACACAGACGUGAUUUUACAGCUCUCGUGUUUACUUUGACUUCUUGAAGCUGCGUGUUUCUCCAGCAGAUAUUAAUUAUGUAUAUUUGUAUUUUAUUCAUUAAGUCACCCCUCUGUUUUUUUGCUGCUGUGACUCUUUGCGUCUCCCCGCUCGGGUUAAAUCCAGUUCACCUGGUCUGAACUCACUGAGGUUAAAAUGGUUUUCAGAUGGUUUCUUCUCCCAAAUAGUGCUCCUCCAUUACCUCCUGCAGAAAGUAGAAAGUGAAUAGCCUGAAAAGUCACUCUUGAUCCUUUAGUUUAAAUUGAACUUUUUGCUAAAUUUACCUAAAAGCUGCAUUUACUUACCCUUGAACAGCCUGAUUUUGAUAUUUUUGUGGUGCAUUCACAAACUUUAUAAUUAAAUGUGUUUAUGGCAAGAAAAAGCUAAAACGUAACUAUACCAUCCUACAGUCAUAAUCAAAACACAAGUAACCUUCUAAUUAGGGCUUGGCGAUAAACUGAAAAUUUACAGAUAUCAAAAUUUAUGACAAUAACUAAUGUCAUUUUGCCUAUGUCAAUAUAUUCAGUGUCAAAAAGAUAUAUAAAUAAAAGUUGGUUUUUGGAUGUGUGUAGGUAGGCUAUGGUCUUAUGUCCCAUUAAGACUGUCCUACAUCAGAGACGUGACUCCACCCCAUCCAGUCUGUAACAAAGAGGGAAAGACAAGUGAGGAGAUGGAGGACAGUUCAAAAGUUGUAGCAGCUGAAGUGGCAGCUGAAGUAGACAAAGUUAAUGUUGGACUUCUCCAUAUAUCGUGAUAUUGAUUUGAGGCCAUAUCGCCCAGCCGUACCUCUAAUAAGUUUUUUUUGCAUGAUGAAGUCAGUUUUUCUAUGUGUUGGCUUAACUUGAAGUCAGUUGUUUUGACUUUUCUCCGACUUCUUAGGAUGUUUGAGUUUCCCCUUUACUUUCCUUCUGCAUAUUUGAGCUAUGAAGUGCUAACAGACAGGUCCUUCAUCAGGAUGCUGAAUACCUCUGUCUGUUAGCAUGCAUUAUGCAGAGACAGCAAACUGUUGUGGACCUUAAACCAACAUACAAUCAUGCAUGAGCUCUGUGUGAUGGAUGGUAAAGAAUCAGAAAUCUGUUUAAAGCCGAUAUAAUAAGCUGUUUUCAGUCUGUUUAACUCAUCCCUGCGUCCCUGAAACAUUUCAUAAUCAGAUUUUUUUUCUCUAUCAUGAGCUCCUGGAUAGUAAUCGUUGUAUAAUCAGAAAUCUCUGUUCUGAAUUCAUUGAGCUGCUUAUAAAUAAAGAAGAGGUGGAGGAGGAGGAAGAGGAGGAGUGUUUCAUAAAGGUGGAUGAAGCAGCAGUUUGACCUCUGAUCCUUUUAUUUACACGCGCUAAAGUUCGAGUUUUGCCAAGAUCGGAGUUUUGGUUAAGGGUCAAAUAUGCAGAGUCUGUGCGGUCAGGUCAGGUCGGCUGAUCUGUUGGAGAUUUUUCACAGAUGGAGUCAAAAGGAUAAAAUCACUGAAUUGUGGCAUUCAUUGACAGUUUAAAAAUGUAUGUGUCUGCAAAAUUUUGACUUGGAAAAUCUGCAGAAUGGAAGAGAUCAGAUGAAAAAGGUUUAUACGAGCUUCAGCUAAGUUUGUGUUUCUCUUAGUCUUGAAGCAGCGAGUGUUUACCAUCAGUCUGGCGUGUUAUAAUUCUGCUUUUCUAAUUUUCUUCCCUCUCAGAGACAGUCAGAGACCAAACCGAGUUCAGACAGAAAGUUGUUUAGACAGAACGAUCGGCCCGCAGGAGUAAAUCUGUGUGAGAGUCUGCAGGGAAAACUCGGGUCCUUUACACCAAUCUGCUCUCCAGUUAGUCCAGCAUGAAUCCCUAAACCUGCCCCCGGAUUAUCAGCCCUGCAGGAGGCCGUAAUGAGCCCGCCUGGGAUUAGACAACGUUUGGUUUCUGUUGGUGGGAAAGUUUGCGGCUCAGCAGUGACUAAAUCCUGUCCUCUGUACGCCUGAAUCUGACCACGGCCGCUCCCUGAUGAGUUUACAGAAGGAGGACUGAGGACAUGUCUCAUUAUAGAGCAGAGAUGAAUUUCAAACACUCUCCGAGGCCACCACGCUUUUAACAUGGAGGCUAUUUUUGAGGAGUUUCAAGAACAGUUUUUGUGGCUUUUGAUCUGAGAAUUUAAAACCUUAACUCCAAAAACGUCUGGGACGCUGGGACUCUGUGUUAAAUGUGGACAAAAACAAAAUUCGAUGUUGCAAAUCUUUCAAGUUGAUAUUUGAUAGAAAAUAUUGCAAUGAAACCAAAACUAAAAAGUUUAAGGGUUAUGUUUUCCACUGUGUUUCAUCACAUCUUUUGUUAACAACACUCUGUAAACAUUAGUGAACCCAGGAGACCAGUUUCUGGAGUCUGGAAAGUGAAACGGGUCAAAUUCUUGCCUGAUGGAAGAUUUGAGUUGCUCAACAGUUCAGGGUCUUCUUUGUCCAGUUCUUUUGUGUCAUGAUUCACCAGAUGUGUGACAAGUCAGGACUACAGGCAGGACUCUUCUACUACAGAGCCAUGCUGUUGUUAUCCCUGCAGAUGUGGUUUGGCUGAAAUAUGAAGGUGUUCCCUGAAAAAGUCAUUGUCUUGAUGGCAGCAGGUGUUGCUUCUAAACGUGUAGAUCUUGUUCAGCAUUAAUGGAGCCUUUACAGAUGUGGAAGAGACCCGUGACAUGGACUCUGAUGAUCCCCAAAAGUUUACAACAAUAAGACGAAGUUAAUGUGGGAGGGAGUGAGCAGCUUUUGGAGUAAUUAUCGUCUAUUUAUUGUUAUCGAGGUGAACUGCUCAAUAUACCAAUAUAUAUAUUAGAAAUUCACUUUAUUAGUUGGGAGAAGUUCCUCCAGCUGUUUCUGAGGGUUACAGAACUUUUUAACUGUUUGAUUCCUCUAACAACUUUUUAAAACGAGCAAACAUUUUUAUAAAACAAAAAAACUUUUUUUCUAUUUUUUAACUUUAGGGUCUUUUGUCAGAUAUUUCAGAGUACAGAGUUGUGAUUGAUCUUGAAUAAUUUUCCAUUGAUUUAGCUUUUGUCCUCUAAAAUAUAAACACAUCUGCAGAACAACAAACAUAGUCUGUGGUUUUAAAUGAUGAACCAGAUCCACAGUGAGAGUCCAGCGUCGUCUCCUCAGUCUCUCGAGGGAGUUUUUCACUCUUUCACUAACUCGACCAUCAGGAUGAACCUGAGCGUCUGUCAUUCUCUGACCAACAGGGUGCCCUAAUGCAUGCUGGGACAUGCCCCAGGCCAAUCAUCACUCUGACCACAUGGAAGAGAUGUUGGGUAGAUAAUUGCUGCAGCUCUCUGAUUGGUCAGACACUUUUUUUUUAGAUCUUGACUUGAGAAGAAGAUAGUGUUGGGGAGGUUUAAGAGAGUAAAAUAAGACAAACAGAGAGGAGUGUGUGAGUGGUGUGUGUGUGUGUGUCUCAUCUCCAGGGCGUCUCCUCCUCCUCCUGUUAGUAGCAGAUCCUUGUUCGGUCUCAGAGGACGUAAAUCUGUCCUCUUUUGUCCUCCUGCUCUUCAGGCUGCAGAGACUCGUCCUCUCCUUUUUGUUUGCUGGUUUUAAUCGUCCCGUUCGCUUUAAUUAAGAGACACGUCGCUGGAAACCCUGUGAUGACACGUCCUGAGGGAGGACGCUCUCUCUCUCUGUCUGUCUAACAGUCUCCGUCUCUCUGACUAAACCCCUGACAGUUUUUCUUUUGUGCGUCAGGAGUUUAAAAAGUCCUUUUUGAUUCAGAUGUGGAGCCUAGGCAGAUAUUUCAGGAGGUCACAUCAGGGUAUAGAUCUCAGGUUGUGAUGGUUUCCUGAGAGUUAGAUCAGGAAUAUUGUUAAAUCUUUGAAGAAAUAGUCUCAUAUUGAGUAAACAGUCACUUUUCUAUUAUUGAUAAUGAGUGUGUAAACUGAAAAGCAAAGAAGUAGGAGGAGUAGAGCCAUCAUAUCUGGCGCACCACUGCUUGAUUCUGAUCAGGAUUAGCUGGAUUGAUACUUAUUUCCCAUGAUUUGACAUCUUCAUCAAACACCUUCCUCCUCUUGCUCCUCUCCCUGCUCUCUUCUCUCCACCUGUGGCUGCCUGAUGGUUUUUACUGCCGCUGCAGAUGUUGCUGAAGAUAAAAGACAAGAACUUUUAUCUCCAAAGGGAAAUUCAUUUCUCUGAUAGGACAGUGAACAAACUUUAAAUCCAGUCAGGUGAGAGGAGAGGGUGACAUGGUUGAAGAUCCUGUGGUAUUAUUCUGCGUUCCAGUUGUACUCAGAAGUCGGGAUUUCUGAGCUCUAAGUUGAAAAUUCAUCUGGAACGCCCUCCUGAAGUCGGAUUUCCGACUAGGAGAGUCGCCAACCCCGACUUGACGACAAUGUCACAAUCCACUAUGGCAGCGCAGUGUAUCAACAGUAAAGAGUGAUGGUGAAAGCUCUCCUAAUGCAUUAUUUAUUAGUGCUUCUGUUUUGUUUUGUGAAAUUAAAUAAGUAGUACAUGUUGUACUGCCCAACGUCUAACUGUGAACACGGUGCUAUGGUGUUUGUAACACUAAAAUACUGUGUCAUGCAUUGUUUACAAUUGGUAUAGCUAACAACAACAACAACUAACAACAGCUAAUAACAGUUGACAACGGCUAACAGCAGCUGACAAUUGUACACAACAGCUAACAACGGCUAACUGUAGGCAUCCAUCUUGGUUUUCUGACUUGUUUACUGGAGCGCCGUCAAUUCAGAUGUAACAUCAUUCCCAGCUCAGACAUCCGACUUCUGAGGUAACUGGAAGGUAGCAUUAUUUUAAGGGCCUCAGAAUGUUGAGUAUUAGCAUGUUGUAUCCUAGCAACCGUAUCAUGGAGAAUACAUGUAUACAAGUAUUGUUAUGAUAUGGCUGAACUCCCUUAGAACAUAAUAUGGCUGAACAGCAACAGUUCAAUAUCUAGACAACACAACUUCUCCUUGAUAGAUACUUUGGGGUCUAAAAUGAAGUUCUUUUAAAACACAGUCUGUGAUUUUAGUGGAAAGGUUAGGGAUCAGUGAGUUAGAGUUUUGUGUUCUGGCCUGUAGGACAGAGAUGUAACUCAGGUCUUUAUUUAACCUGAUGUUGAGUUUAACUCUUGUCAGCCUCACCUCUUUAUUUUGUGUCUAUUGUUAAAAACCCUCAAAGUGUGUGUGAAACAGUGUGUGUGUGUGUGUGUUAAACAGGUUUUAGAUCAGCUGCAGACUCUCAGCUCUGUUUCAUCCUCCAGCCGCGGCUCCGUCUGACGGCUCCUUAUUACCCAACAGCAAACAGUCAUUUCCAGAGUCACAGAAAAGUGCUGAUGUAGCUGAGCUGGCAGGCAGAGCGCAGGGAUGAAUUAACCCGCGCUGACGGCCACACUGCUGCUGCUGCUGCCGCUGAGAAACACUCUGUCAUCCCUGAAACUCCCUGCAACAGGGUAAAUCUGGAGCUCCAAACCCACUUUCUGCUCUAACUGUUAAGAUAAGAACGUGAACAGCAUGUUUUCCAGAAGCUUCCUAAACCGGAACCAGGCUGUUUCUUACGUAAGAAGUCCUUCCACGGUUGUUUUGGGUGUCCUAGAAAUCCAGUAUCCUAUCCUCAUCAGUUUAUCUCUUUUCUUUUGAUUUGAGUUUAUUCUUCUUUCCCCUCAAACUGUCUCUGUUCUGUUAAAUAUUUAAUCUGCAGCCUAUUAAACCGCUCUCCUGCAGUUACUCACUUUUAUGGGUCACAGUUCGGGAAGCAUGAGACGCAAAGUGAGUCAGAUUUUUUAUGUUUUAUCCGAUGAUAUAAGAGCGAUGGGGUUUCCUUCGAGUGACCCCGAAAGAACGCAAGGUGAAGUCUUCAGUGCUGCUGUAAGGAGUUAUCAACCAGUAAAUUUGAUCGUCUUUCAACUUAAUUUUGAAUAUAUUGUUUUUUGUCCAACUUUUAUGACGUUAAAUUGGUGUUUAGGAUGAAUGUUGCUAAAAAAACUUGAUAACAAUAGUUUUGAUUUUAUUCCAAAGUUUAAAACCCCAACACAGCUGCAUUUCCCAUUAUACAUUACUGUUGUUUCAGUUCCCAUCCUCCUGUAUGUAGCAGAUGUUUGACAGUGAUGAAGAGAUCACAGUGAUGAAGAUGUGCGAGUAAUCAGAGUCUUCCUCGGGAUGAAGCUCCCCUCAGGCUCGUGUUCACAGAGAGAGGAGAGAAAGUCAUUAGGUUUCAUCACUUCUUCUUCUUCUCCUCCUCUUUAUUUGUUGUGUUUGGAGCGACUCCUCGGGGAAAUCAUAAAUAAUGAGACAGAGUUUAACUUUCAGAGAGAAGAAUGAAAGACGUAAGUCAGUGAAAUCGAUAGAAACUCAGAGAGAAGAAUGAGGCAAGGUGUCCUCGCUGUACUGUAACUCUCUGCUCUCUCAGACAACAGAUCUGCACUGAGUGUUCCUCAGUUUGUCCCUCUCAGGCUCCUCUACUCUUACUCACUGUUCAAACAGGAGGCUCUUUUUUGGACUAUAUGUUCUGGAUUUUGUCCCACUUGGGCUCUUGUACUUUCUCUCUCUCUGCCCACUCAAAAGGAGAGUAGAUUUAUUCUCACCCUGUAAAAUAUUCACCAUCGGUGUAGGUCGAGCGAACGUGAGGCCAUGAACAAAGAGUUUAAUGUUUAAUAAUCAGAUUUAAACAUAAAUUAUGUAACUUUUGAGGACUGGUUAAGGUAGAGAGUUAAAUCAGGUGCUCCAGUUUAUGCAAAUGUGUUUCAUAUCUUAUAGCUUAAGGCAGUCAAAAUAUGUUUGGACCAUAGGAACUUCUUUAUAAUCCUCUGCAGUACAGGAACUAUGAAGUUCUUGGAGCCCAAUUAGAGGAGUCUACUUCAGAGUGGGUACUAACCCGACACAAGACGGACUUUGAAUGAUGUAAGUGCCCUGUGAUUGGUCCAUAAGUGAGUGAAUUUUAUUUCUUUGAGCAGUAUUACAGACUUUUCCUCUCUAUAUUCAAAUUUGCAUAAGAUCUAAUUUACUGACAUUAGCCCUCAUAAAACCAGGUUGUUCACAGCAUGUGGAGUCAUAGACUGUGUGCUGUAACAGGAUGAUCUGACUUUAAAACUGUCCCUACGAGAUGGUAAGCAUUUUAAACAUUAAAAAAAAGUAGAAUUAGAGAGAUAUUCAUACUCCGAAUUAGGGCUAGACGAUAUGGCCUCAAAUCAAUAUCACGAUAUAUUGAGCAGCCAUUCACCUCGAUAACCAUAAAUGGAUGAUAACUACUCCACAAGUUGCUCAACCCCACCCACAAAAACUUUGUCUACUUAAGCCGCCACUCCAGCCGCUCCAACUUUUGAACCGUCCUCCAUCUCCUCACCUGUCUUUCCCUCUUUGUUACAGACUGGAUGGGGUGGAGUCAUGUCCCCGACGUAGGACAGCGUCCUAAAGGGACAUGAGACCAUAGCCUACCUACACACAUCCAAAACCAACUUAUAUUUAUUUUAUUGACACUGAAUAUACUGACAUGGGCAAAAGAUGUCAGUUAUUGUCAUAAAUUUCGGUAUCAGUAAAUUUUCGGUUUAUCGUCCAGCCCUACUCUGUUGUGCAACAGGCCAUUUUGAUUCAGUUGAUACUGGUUAUCUGCUCUAACCCACUUUUUUGACUAUAAAAGCUUAUUAAAGGUGCAUCUUCAAACCAGAUAGGAUGGUAACAGUAAAUUUCGAUAUCGGUAAAUUUUUGGUUUAUCGCCCAGCCCUACUCCUAAUUCUCAGAUAUUGAUAGUGGACAACAGCCCGUUAUAGGAUCUCUCAUUAUAACAACUUGGGACAAAAAAUACAGCUCUACUUUUUCCUCCCAAUCAAAACUAUUUCCUCUGUGUUUGUUACGUUCUUGUUUUUCUCUUAAUUUACAGUAAUUCUAAGUGAACACGUCCUCAGCAGCUGCAGCGUGACAUCAGGUACAGGAGUAAAGCUGCCCUUGUGUUAAACAUGUGACCUCAUUAGUGGAGACAACAUUUUCUUCUUCUGUGGUGUCUUUAGGAGGUGUCAGGUGGAAACUGCCCCCCCUCCUCCUCAGGGAGUGACAGAGUCAUGUACUGGAGCAGCACAGCUCGGAUUAUCCUCCUCAGAAAAGCGUGAAAAUUGCUGUAAUAAUUCAGAAAUUGCCUCCGUGCAUCACGAGCUGAGCCUCUGUUUUAUUUUCUGCAGGUUUGUUUGUGUAAAGGAGACAAAGUGCCACAGUGGCUGCUGGGUAAUCUGCGUGUUUUGUUUAUGAGAGCUCUGUGUGGUGCCGGUGUUUUUCUGCAGAAGUCCGUAUCAUCGCUCAAUUUCACGCAGACCUGGAGUUAAUUGUUGUGGUUUCAUGGACAUGGGGAGAGAGGGGAGACAGUGCGGAGGAGCUGCACAAAUACUGUCAGUAAUAUCGACAGGUUUGGUAUUUACAAAGUUCAGCCUGAUCACCGUCUGGAGGAUGGACUCUGACAGCCAUAAGGUGUGCAGUUCACAGAUAGAUACAGGAGGACGUUAAGCUGCAGGAGACGCAAAUGUUUGGUGAAGUUUGUAAAGCUAAAUCAAGUUUAUUUAACUUCAGAAUGAGGAAUAAGAAAAGACAACUAUUUCUGUCUUUUUGGAUCAGUUAACAAAGAUUGAUUUUUCUCCACUUUGUGCAAAAGUGAAGCCAAAAUAUCCUGUGUCUGACAUCUUGCAUCAGAGUUGGGGUCUGUACAGCAGAAAUCAGCAGUAGUGAACAUUCGUUUAACACGUGGAUAGGAAGUUAAGACCCUCUCAGGGGGAGCCGGUUUGCCCAGUUUCUGUACAAGUAUGACGCUCUCAUUGCUGCUGACCCUGAUAGGAAUCUUUUCAGUGUGAUUGCCUUCAUUGGCCUUUUUCGUACUUGGAUGAUAGAUGCUUUAAAAGUGCUGCAAAGUAGAUCUUUUCAAUGUUAUUAUAUUCCUUAUUAUCAAACUGACCCAGUGACGUGCGGCCUAUCGAGCUCAGAGUGUCUGUGAUGAGUGUGUUCAGUCUGCUGGACAAAGGCUCCACUCCUUUAUUUCUCCCUCUUUCACUCCCUCUUAAUGAACUUCCUCACUUUUACUCACCCUGUCAGUAUCAUAGCAACAUGUUUUAUCUCUGACAGGUCACCUCUGAGUCUGUGGGUUCAUGAAUAACUGCACCGAGACCUUCGGAAAAAAGCAUUCACAAACGUCUAUGUGAGUGUUUACAGAAGGUUUGAAGGUAAAAUUUGAGUCCGGUGAAAACAAAAGCGUGCGCAUGUUUCUGUUUGUCAUCCUGUUCUUCUUCUUCUUCCUCCUCCUCCUCCCCCUCGUAUCCUCCUCAUCUCAGGGAUGACACACGAGCAGAUUCCCCGACAUGAAGCCGGUCUUGUUCGUGAGCUCGUUGGUGCAGAACAGAUUAGAGUUCAGUUCAGGUUUGAGUCAUCACUUAUCUGUCAAUCAGAGACGAACAGACAGAGAGCUCAUUAAUAUUAAACACACUGAAGAGGAAACAUCAUGUUGGCUUUUAUUAGCCUUGAUUUCCACUUUUAUUUCCUCCUUAAGUAGAGCUUAAUUCAGAGAAAUUCAUAUGCGGCAUGUUAUUGAAUGGAUUUGCUGCUGAUGUGAAAUCUUGAAUCUACUACUCAAAAAAAAAAAAAAAUCCUAUCUUGUGCAAAUUUGAUUAAAAUUUCAGCAAAAUUCAGCCUGAAAACUAAAAAUCCCAAUUCCUGAAAAGUAUGAAAUCUAUUUGCCUUAUAAAAUAUGUAUAUAUUAGGGCUGGGCAAUAAAACGAAAAUUUACAGAUACCAAAAUUUAUGACAAGAACCAAUGUCAUUUUGCCCAUAUCGGUUUGGGAUGUGUGUAUGUAGGCUAUGGUCUCAUGUCCCUUUAAGACACUGUCCUGUGUCAUGGCUCACAUGACUCACCCCAUCCAGUCCAUGACAAAGAGGGAAAGACAGGUGAGGAGAUGGAGGACGGUUCAAAAGUUGUAGCGGUUGGAGCGGCAGCUGAAGUCGACAAAGUUAAUGUGGGAGGGGGUUGAGCAGCUUGUGGAGUAGUUAUCGUCCAUUUAUAGUUAUCGAGGUGAACUGAUCAAUAUAUGGUGAUAUUGAUUUGAGGCCAUGUCGCCCAGCCCUGAUUUGGAGAAUGAAUAUCUCCCUAAUUCAACAGACUUAACCUCUUAUUUAAUGUUUAAAAUGCCUACAAACUCAAAGGGACAGUAUUGAAGUCAGAUCGUCCUGUUACAGCACAUAAACUAUGACUCCACAUGCUGUGAACAACACGAUCUUGCAGGUUUUAUAAGGGCUAAUGUCAGUUCAUUUGAUCUUGUGCAAAUUUGGAUUUAGAGAGGGAAAGUCUGUGAUUGAUUAAACAUUAAACUCUUUGUUCAUGGCCUCACGUUCGCUUGACUUGAACUGACGGUGAAUAUUUUACAGGCUGAGAAUAUAUCUAAAAAGUAGUUUUCUGGAGAUUGAAAAGUGGAAUUUUGAACCCAAGCAGUGAUUUCCACUACAGAGUCAUGGUGGUUUUCUUUGUAUUUAAGUGAUUCUAAAUAGUUUUCACGGAUAGGUUUGAGUUUUUAAAGAUGUGUUAAGGCUGUAUGAAGUUAUUUACCUGUCACUGUCUUGAUAAACUCACUGAACUCACCGUGAACUCACCUGUAGUUUAGAAGACAGGUGUGAGUUUUUCCUCUCAGAUUAGGAUCAGGUUGUUGUUGGAGCGUUUCUCUCUCCUGUAAAGGGCGAAGCGUUUGGAGCGGGCAGAGUAUUGACUUUUUCUUGAUAAGGUUUUCCAGCUUGACUCUGUUGAUAAUCAAGCAUGGGAGUGUGUGUGUGUACGUGCGCGCGCAUGUGUGUGUGUUGGCGAUGGGCUCCUCGGUCAGCAGCUUAGCGGCUGAUCACACCGCUGUGCUCAGUCAGCAGCCGGACCGACCAGAAAGAGCCGCUUUAUCAUCAAACGCUGAGCCACCGCUUCUCAACCCGCUUUAUCAAAGAUUAUUCUGACAGUUACCAUGACAACCGCACCUGAAAUGUCUCCACGGGACAUUUCAGAAAGGAGACGUCCUCAAAACUUCAGCACUGGCCAAACUUUUUUACCUUCAUGUAUAAAAAAAAAUCUAAUCUGACUGAAGUGGAAAAGUGUAAAAUGUUACAGGAAGUGAAUUUGGUUUCAUUUUUUUCAAUAAGUGAAAGAUUUUAUUCUGAUGGCCUCAGGCAGCAAAUACAGAAAAUGGGCUUGAUCACAGACUUAUUCUGAAUUUCUAAUCAUUAUGAUAAUUUUGCACUGUUAACUUUUACAAUUAGCGUCAAACAAGACUUAUUUUUAAACGUUUUAAUGCUAUUUCAUUACCCUAACUUUGUUGUUCUUCAAAUCACAUUCUUUUAGCAUCAAGUUUGAUUAAAACUUGUUUAAUUCUGUAAAAACAAGUUGUAGUUUUUAACGCCUCUCCCUGUUUGAGAGGUAUCUGUUUGUGUAGAGGCCUAGUUUGCUUUUAUUGGGGUUUAGUGGCGUUUAUGUUUUCCUGUCACUUAUUGAAUCCAGUUGAAAACAUUUUAUUUCGGCUGUUCGAUGCAAACUGGAGCAUGAAUUUCUGUAGGUUUUUCUGGGUGAUCUGAUGAUGCACAGGUUCAAACCUCACCGUAAGAGUAUAAUCAGUGUUACCUUUGCAUCCCCAGACAUGCGGUGGUCCAGUUAAGCGAUUGUGUGAAUGUAAAGAGACAUGUAUGGACAGGUUUGUAGGGUAACACCCGGCUCACAUGUGAUUGAACCGUCCUCCCUCCCUCAGACUGACAGGCUGAUGGGCUGCAGCCUCCUGCUGCUCCUCUAACCCUCCUCACCUCUGUCUGUCAGAGCGAGGAAGAGGAGCGGCCCUGCUUCAUCCUGACACUGUUACUCUGAAUCUUCCUCACACUGAGAGUCUGCAGCUGCUCCUCCAAACACCAGCAGAAAACCUGAUUCAAGGUGUUAGAUUUACAUCUCAGCUGUGACUGCGGGGUUUGUCUGCAGCGUUUUAAAGCUGAACUCGGUGUCGGAAAUAAUGUUUUCAAAGACACAGUGCCGACUCCACGGUCCACACAGACGUCUGAGGGCUCAGGGUUAGACAGACAGUGUAAACGUUCGCAAGUAUAAAAGUGUUAGUGCUAAAGUUCAAGUAAAAAUACUUUCCUGUUGACUUUUCAACUCAGCCUGAUUAUGGAGUGUUUUUAAAGUAAAAGGUGCCGUUAAAAGGCGACAUGGUGACGCUGCGGCAGCUUAACUACAGUGUGCAGGAAGGGACAAAUCUGUUGCCAAAGAAAAUUAUGGGAUACUUGCAAACCUUUAUAUGCAGAUGUUUCUGAGGUUUUACUGGAUGGUUUUAAUAGUUGUUGGUUUUCUUUAAAAUCACUGUUCAUAUUAAACUAUCACCAUCGCAUCUGGUUUGAAGAUGCACAUUUGAUAAGCUUUGAUAGUCAAAAAUAGUGGGUUAGACCAUCUAAACACUAUCAACUGAUCAAAAUGGCCUGUUGCACAACAGAGUAGGGCUGGGCGAUAAACCAAAAAUUUACCGAUACCAAAGUUUACGACAAUAACUGACAUCAUUUGGCCUGUAUCAGUAUAUUUGGUGUCAAAAAAUAGAUAAAAGUUUGUUUUGGAUAUAUGUAGGUAGGCUAUGGUCUCAUGUCCCUUUAAGACACUGUCCUACGUCAGAGACGUGACUCCACCCCAUCCAGUCCGUAACAAAAAGGGAAAGACAGGUGAGGAGAUGGAGGACGGUUCAAGAGUUGGAGCGACUGAAGUAGACGAAGUUAAUGUGGGAGGGGGUGAGCAGCUUGUGGAGUAGUUAUUGUCAAUUUGUGGUUAUCGAGGUGAACUGCUCAGUAUAUCGUGAUAUUGAUAUAAGGCCAUAUCGCCCAUCCCUAAUUAGGAGUAUGAAAAUCUCUCUUAUUUACCAGACCAAACCUCUUUUUUUAAUGUUUAAAAUGCCUACCAUCUCAAAGGGACAGUUUUGAAGUCAGAUCAUACUGUUACAGCACAUAAACAAUGACUCCACAUGCUGUGAACAACACAAUCUUGCAGGUUUUAUGAGGGCUUAUGACAGUAAAGAUGAGCAAUAAUGAAUAAUACUGCUCAAAGAAAUAAAAUAAAAUAAAAUAAAAGUUAAUGUGGGAGGGGGUGAGCAGCUUGUGGAGUAGUUAUCGUCCAUUUAUCGUUAUCGAGGUGAACUGCUCAAUAUAUCGUGAUAUUGACUUGAGGCCAUAUCGCCCAGCCCUACCAUAGAGUAAUCCAGGUUUCACACUUUUCCUUUGUUUUUCUCCUUCUCUUUCAUGAAGGUGCUCUUGUAGUUGUUGUUGUUCACCGUCAACAGCUCAGACUCAGAGAAACCAGGAGCAGAAAUUCGAGUUUCUUCGCGCUCCUCCUCGCUCUCCUGUUUCGUAUGAACCGAGCUCCUCUUUAAUCUUUUAUUUAUCCUCCAAACUAAAGAGGUCAUCCCGAUUAAACAUUGAGCGUGAGCAGAGCGGUGCGUGGAGUUUACAACCAGGGGAAGACUCAGCAGGAGAAGACUCAGAUGUUUCUUCGGUUUCUGUUUUGUCACUGCGAGGUGUCGACUUGUCGCCACUUUCCUCCACCAUGAGGAGUGGAUUAGAGAUCAGACGCUCUGCUUUUUAUGGAUGCAUUAGGGAUGAAAUUUCAGAGCAAACAAAGAAUCAAGAGAAGACCGAGUGUGGUCCGGCUUUUCUGUCAUUUUCUACAGAAUUAGCCCUUUCUCCUGCUCCCUGAUUGGCCUGAACAAUCCUGUUAAAUGUACAAUUACACGAAGGCCAUGGGUUGAGCCAUGAGUGCAGUUAUACAAGCGUUGUCUGCAGAGUAUUAAUAGUAAAAACCGAGCUGUGUGGACUCACUGAAUCGCUAAUGUUGUUUUGAGUGUCUGCUCAAGAAAGGAAGAACCAAACGCUGAGACUGUGAUGCUUCUGCAUGGGUCAGCAGUCUAUCAGAGAACGUAAAAAAAGGGUUAAUCCUAAAAACUUUUACUGACUUUAAUAUGUUCUCCUGAACUUUCAUAAGGCAUAAAAACGUGGAUGUUUUGAUUGUUGUAUGCAGACAUAGAAAAGCAGGAUUUUCCUUCUCUUUGUCUUUCUAUGCGGAGAAAAGAGAGGAAUGUUUUUGUCUUUCCUCAGCAGCUGGUUCCUUCUCAGCCGGCUGUCCGGCCUCAUUCACCGCUCGCUGAUUAGCUUUUUGUUGCCUCUCCCUCUGUCUCCUGCUCGUGUGCGUUUUUUGUGUGCAUGCAUAGUGUGUGUUUGUGCAUGCAGAGAGUGUGUGGGUGAGGAAGUGGUGGGGCUUUUUUAGGAACAAACAAUAGACUCACUCAGCCAGCUAAACAGACACCACCAGAAAGAGGUCAAUUAUGGAAAAGGACUAACAAAGAGCAAAAAAAAGAAGUAGUCUGAUUAGUCUUUGUUAUGGAAACCACUUCGUCUUCUCAGGCUGCAGAGAUUGGUCCCCUGCUGUCAGCGUCGGGGCUGAUUUUUCUUCAGACAUCCAUGGAAAUGUAAAAACUCUCCUGCAGCUCAUUUUCUCUGUCUCGGGCUGCAUCAAAGCGAGCAAAUACUUCUCAAACCUGCAGAAAAAUCCUGUUUUUAUGCUUUGUUUUGUGUGGGAGGAGCUUGAGUUUUUGCCCAAAGUUCAUUUGCAUACUCCUUCUAGGCCGUCGUCCCACAAUGCUCUGCGUUUUAUGCAUUAUUGAGUCUCCUAGUGGCUUCCUUUAAAGGGGGAAGAGGCCUCGCCAUAAAAGGAAGUAGGCCUCUGAAUUGAACAAGAGUGACUUCAAAGACCCUUUGAAAAAUUGAUCAGGUGGGGUUGUAGCUAAAGUAGAGCUCAGACUGAGGCCUUUUUUUAUCAGGUUAACAUCACAAAACACAAGAAAACACUCAUUUAGUUGCGGGAGAGUGAAAAACACUUAAUCGAACACUCGUCUUUUCUUAAAUGUUCCUCUUUCCUCUUGAGUCUAAAGGAAUUAUUCAACUGGGUAAAGUUUCCAUGGUAUCGGCAUUUCAGCUCUGGUUCAUCAUUAGCUCUUGAUUGUAUCUCCUCCUGCAGUUGCUGUUGUUUUUAAUUUUUUUUACAGUGCAUUCAUAAAAAAAAAAAACAGACAAAGAAAAAGAGAGAAAGGCAGCCAAUAGCGAAGGAUUGAAACUGUGUUAUUAGAUGAACCUGACAAAAGCAAACAGAUGCUGCAAAGUGGAAAAAUAUGAUCCGAAAGCUGUUUUCAAUCUGUGGCAGAGAAAUAAUAGCGGGUGGGUUUUGUGCACGGCUUGAUGACUAAAGGGGUCUCUGAGGGGCUGAUUCAGGGGCCAGUGGGAGCUAGGGGGCACCUUGGCCGACUGUUGUUUGAAAGAGCUGAAGAAAAGAAGCAUGAAUCAUUAGUUUUUAAUUUGCUCCUGCUCCUUCAUCACCAUGUAUCAGGUUAUAUUUAAUGAAUCACUCUGCUGUAUCAAUGUGGAGGAGUUUCUCUACCUGAUAUUUAACAUAAUGUCUUUUAUCAUCAAGAACCUACUGAGUACAGGACUGAGAAAGAGCAAAAUGACAAUCAUAAUAUGAAGAGUGGAGGACGUGGGGUCCAGGAUUUCCAAAAAAAACAUCCGAUUUUGAUUUAAUUUCCGCUAUAGAGUCACAUUUGUUAGAGUCUGUAAUGCAGUGCCACUUGAGGGUCAUCCAGUGCUGGUUCUGUAAGGAACACAAGGCCACACAGCAAGGUUAUCCCUGGUCAUGGGACUCUGUUAUUGUUGUCGCUAGGCGGUGGGACCACCUGGUCUCACCAUUGUGUUCCUUGGCUCUAAAUAUCAUGCCUUUAACUGGCUAAAUGAAACAUUUAUGAAGAAGGCAACAGUACUUUUACAUGUACAGUUAAACCAAGUUGCCAGUAGGGCUGGGCGAUAUGGCCUCAAAUCAAUAUCACCAUAUAUUGAGCAGUUCAACUUGAUAAUGAUAAAUGGACGAUAACUACUCCACAAGCUGCUCACCCCCUCCCACAUUAACUUUGUCUACUUCAGCCGCUUCAACUUUUAAACCGUCCUCCAUCUCCUCACCUGUCUUUCCCUCUUUGUUACGGAUUGAAUAGGGUGGAGUCACGUCUCUGACGUAGGACAGCGUCUUAAAGGGACAUGAGACCAUAGCCUACCUACACACAUCCAAAACAAAUUUUCAUAAAUUUUUUCGUUUGACACUGAAUAUAUUGACAUGAGUAAAAUGACGUCAGUUAUUGUUGUAAAUUUCAGUUUUGGUAAAUUUUUGGUUUAUCGCCCAGCCCUAAGUGUAAAUAUCAUGCCUUUAACUGGCUAUAUGAAAAGUCUACAGGGAAGACAACAGUACUUUUACAUGCACAGUUAAACCACAUUGUCAUUUUUAUGUCACGUACCGAAACAAUUGAUAAAAGCGUCAGGAAGAGGUUUUUGUAGAUGUAGAACACUGUCAUCUUUAGAGCUUUGUUCCUUUUGUAUACGUUAUCAAAGCUAUGUUUACUCCAACAUAGGUGUGUCCCGAUACAACUUUCUUACUUCUGAUACGAUACCGAUAUUGCAGCCUUCAAUACUGACCGAUACUGAUAUUGAUCCAAUAUUGGCACAAAAUUGUGCAUGACAAGUUUUGCACUCAGCUCCAUUGUCUUUUUCGGACUGAAACAAAAAAUACUGCCACACGGCCGACAUCACUCCUACUUCUUGGUACUUUGUUAGUACCUAAGUGCACACUGUUGUUGUGAUUCAUUUUUGCUCUUAUUGUGAUGCCUAAGUCAUCUUUGUGUCUGCUGCAGACAGACCAAAGAGCAUCACCUGAUCACCCCUUUUUGUAGUCCUGCUGUUUGGACUGCGUUUGAGCUCCACACCUCUGCACAACGACCCAAACACAACGCAGACAGAGGACCAGGGUCUGUGUUUGUGAGUAACACCGGAGCAGCCCUCAGGAUGGGUUUCUUACUUUAUUCGCUGAAAUCUCACAUGAGUGUGACAGUAUUUGGGAAGUUCACAUAAUAACGGAUCUUUCUGCUGUCUAAUGUCUUCUGUUCUUCUGAUAAAUAUUGAGUCCAUGUCUUAAAGAGCAGCUUCACACCCUCUUCACACAUUCAGACGUGUAUUCAAACAGACGUGUCGGCCUCAUCUUCGGUUCAAUGAGUUCAGAGUUUUUCAACAUGCAGCGAAACUUGUUGUUUUCCAGAGAGAAAUAAUGUCACAAGAAACAACUGAAGGACUGAAAAUAAUGUAAGGUUAUAUAUUAGCUGAAGGACUUGGGAUACAGCGAUAGAUCAUAAUAAUAACACAUCACAGAAGACAAACAACAGGUCGAUUCACUCCCAGACGGCUUUUUAGGUAUUGGUUAUUCAGCUCUCCCUCUUCUUGGCUCCACCCCUUUUUCCAAAUAUGGUCAUUUAAACGUGUCUGCAGUAGCUUAAUUUCCACCGUCGGAUAACAGACGAGUGACGUCCUUUUCUUACCCUGUCUAUGCCACCGUCCUGACUCAGUGUGUGACCCUUGACCUUAUGUCCGCUCUUAGCCUCAGCUCGGUGUCCUCGCACACAGCAGCUGUUUGUCUGAGUGAUUCCCCCUCAUCCUGAGGCCUCUCUGCGUCUGUCCCUUCCCUCCUCCUCCUUCUCCCUCUCCUCCCCCCCUUUCUGUGAAGGUCUCGGGGUCGAACAUCACAUUACAUCACCCGGAUGAUAAUAAAAAGCGCACUAAAUGUCACGCUGCACCGACGAUAAAUAACCGAAGGGACUUCAACUUGCAGGUGUUGAUGUUCACCGCUGCUGCUGGUCUGGAGGAAGAGUUUCAAAGCUGUAAAUCUGUUAAAAAAGAGAAAAAUAAACUUUUCUGAGCUGAAAACUAACUUUAAAGGUAAAAAACAACAAGAUUUGACUUUGAAAUCUUCAAAAUUGUACAAAAUAUUAAAAAUAAGACAACAUAGAUCCAAAUAUUCUUCUCUGAGUGCUCCAGUUUCUCAGUUUCUCUCAUCCAUGUGUUUUUGUUUUCCAAUCUGUUGCACCAAUUCGUCUUAUUUUUCAUCAUAAGUCAAAGAUUCGUCUUUAAAAAAAUCCAGUGUUUAAAGUGGGAGUGUAUUUUAAAGUCGUAAAAAGCUAACAAAGCUCGUCCCCUGCAGAAAGGUCUCGUUAGCAUUUUAUGACUUCCAUCUAAUUAAAGCUUAAUGAUCAUUCAGUCGUUAAACAGCCAUUAAACACCUGAGGGUGAAAUGUUCACCUUACACACUCAGACUAUACUUGUUCCGUGAGUUAUGAGGGCAAAGAAAAGGUAAACGCUCAGCUGCAGGUGUUUGAGUUUGACUCACCUGAACCAACAGACCUGCAGCUCUGAUGCUCUUGAUCCAGUUGGAGGAAGGAGGAGAUAUUACAGAGGGUGGAUGAUGAUGCAGCAGCGCCCGCACACUUGCUCAGGAUGUUUAUCUAAAAAGAAAAAGAAAUCAGAGGAGAAAACAUCCGGAGUGAAGCUAUUUUAUUUCAGUCAGAGUGUUUUUUUAUUUUUUCCUUCUUUCAUGGCCAAAAUCAUCACCGAGCACACUCACGAUUCAUGCUACAACAAUCCCGACGCCCUCCUCCCAUUCACCGAUAAAUCAGGGCUUGGCUACACUUGCUUACAGUGCACACCCUGGCAGUUGCUUGCAGAGUAGGUCAUGCCUCCUCUUGAGUUUAUUUUGCUCUGCAUGUGAACACAAAGAGAGGCUGCAGCACCUAAAAUCUGGAUAUAACAAGACUGGUAAUCACUACAGGUUGUGCACAGUUUCUCAUGGAGCCACAAAGCCUUAAAAGUGAAGUUUUAGCAAGAUAACUCACUUAUGUGAAAAGAUAAUGUGUUUGCAAAGGAAAAUAAUCUUGUUUGCACGAGAUAUAAACUUAUUCCUACAAGAUAAUCAAUUCGAUCUUCUUAGGGUUGAUCUUCUGCAGACUUGAAUAUCCAGCAGCGUGUUUCAUGUCUCUGUCGAGCAGCUUUUUGGGUGAUCAUGCUGUUGGGAGGUUGUUUGCCACGUUUCCUCAGGUGUAAACAUCCACACCUGGUCGGAUUUGAUUUGGCAUCAACAAAUCUAACUGCGUUCGGGUGUUUUUUUUUUUUGUCCUCCAAGAAAUACUCCAAAUAUUUACAGAGAAGUUUCGAACUCAGAACAGGAUGCAAAGGUGCAGCAGGAGUUGUGUUUCCCUGAGUGUUUGGAUAUUUUUCAGGAAAUCUGGACUCUGGAGUUUUUCCUAAAAAGUGCAGCCUCACCCUCAGUCUUCCUCCUCUCCUCUAAAGCAGUUUUUUAUUUGUUCUCUGGUCCAAACAUCCAGCAGACGCUGGAUAUUUUGGUGUUGUGGGGAUGGAGCCCGUGUUAAUCUGUGAUGAGCUGUCAGGUCGACGCCUCCGUUCGUCUAAUCCUGCCGUCCCUCUCAGAUCUGAUCUCAUCCGCAGAUCUGCAGAAAGGCUCCAGGCAGCACUGCUUUAAUGCUGAUAAUGCCUUCCAGUUUGUGUGGAAUAUAAUCUGUGGAAAUCCCUUUAAUCAAAGCGGCAGUGACACAAACAUUGGCUGGGUAAAGACUUAAUACGACUAAAUGCUACAGAGAAACUCCCACUGCUUUUUCUGCAGCUGAAUUUAACCUCUGACUGAACCAGCAGCAACAAAACACACUUCAUUUCUGCUUCUAAACACAAGCUGUAACAUCAGGGUGUUUGUCUUCAGAGUCUCCAGCUUCACUUUUCUCACCGAACCGGCUGCUGAACACAAUGAUAGUAUUUACAUAUCAGAAAGAAUUAAUAAAGCUUCCUGUACGGCACACCUCCUGAAGAGUUUGGGAAUAAUUAUAGUUGCCUCCAGCGUAUUUAAAUGUAAAAUUAAUCUGCUACAGAGCGACAAAGUCACAGCUGAAAUACUAAGAGUAUCUGUUAUGUAACUGUUGAAUAAAUGCCAAUAAUAUCAAGGAUUGUUCUCAUAUAUAUUCAGCCCCAAAUCUUCCCUGAUUAUGCAUUAAAAUUGGCUUUCCAGCAGAGGAGAAGUAGUUCAACUACAUGAAAUGAAAGGCCUCACCUUUAGUUUCUCCCUUACAUAGAAAAAAUCAGAGGACAGACGGUAAAAGGUGAUGGUACCUUUAGAUUAAACAGAAUGAAGUUAAGAGAAAUUUACUCCACACUGACUUAGGGCUGGGCGAUAAACCAAAAUUUUAUUGAUAACGAAAUUUACAACAAUAGCCAACGUCAUUUUGCCCAUAUUGGUAUAUUCCAUGUCAAAAAGUAAAUAAAUAAAAGUUGGUUUUGGAUGUGUGUAGGUAGGCCAUGGUCUCGUGUCCCUUUAAGACGCUGUCCUACAUCAGAGACAUGACUCCACCCCAUCCAGUCUGUAACAAAUAGGGAAAGACGUGUGAGGAGAUGGAGGACGGUUCAAAAGUUGUAGCGGCUGAAGUAGAAGAAGUUAAUGUGGGAGGGGGUGAGCAGAUUGUGGAGUAGUUAUAAUCCAUUUAUGGUUAUCAAGGGGAACAUCUCAAUUUAUCAUGAUAUUGAUUUGAGGCCAUAUCUCCUAGCCCUAAUUUGGAGUAUAAAUAUCUUCCUAAUUCAACAGACUAAACCUCUUUUUUAAUGUUUAAAAUGUUUACCAUCUCAAAGGGUCAGAUCGUCCUGUUACAGCACACAGUCUAUGACUCCACAUGCUGUGAACAACCCGGUUUUAUGAGGGCCAAUGUCAGUAAAUCAGAUCUUGUGCAAAUUUGGAUUUAGAGAAGAAAGUCUGUGACUGACUGCUCGAAGAAAUAAAAUAUAAAGAAAUAGAAUUAGUGGAGUAGUAACUGUCCAUUUAUCGUUAUCGAGGUGAACUGCUCAAUAUAUCAUGAUAUUGAUUUGAGGCCAGAUCGUCCAGCCCUAAAACUGACUUACAGAGGGAACAGUGAGGGCUCUGUUGACUGUGCUUGAUUUUUAGAUGGACGUAAAUGUCAUAGAAACUUUCAAAACAAAAGCUUUUAUAGUAAAAUAUAACAACCCAAACUCUCAGAGAUCAGGAUGGUUUAUUUGUGAUUGAUACCACUGACUAGAGUUUAGAAAUGAGGGCAUGUUGGUGAAGUCCUUAGGCUGAAAUAAACUGCACUUUCACCACAGGCGAGUCUUGACAGUGAACAUUUUCAGGCUGGUUUUUGGACUAAAAGUGGAGAGGAAGCUGAAACUCUCACAACUCUUCCUCAGAGGACUUCAAAUGUCAUUUUUUUACUGAAAUCUGGACAGAAGCUGCGUUUAUAUUCUGCCCCAGAUUUAUGUUUUUGACCCAGCAGCCUCUUCUGUUUGUCGUUGUGUUUAGUAAGUCAUGUUUUAGUCACAUAUUGUCAAACCGCGGUGUCAUAUCGAGCAGUCUUGGCGCUCCGUUGGCGCUCUGGCUUCACGCCGUCGUCCCCGGCAGCAGCGGAGGUGAAGAUAUGGAGUCACCUCCUCAGAGGAGCGCCGGCUCUUUGAAGUGGAGCCUGUUUUCUCUCCUUCAGUCAUGGAGGAUCCUCUGGGGACGCUCUCACAGACCCCCCCCCUUCACUGUCAGACUCCCAGAUCAGCUUCAAAGUUUGGGACAUUCGUGCCUCCAAAGUCUCCCAGCUUUGAAGUGAGGACAGUUUGGGCACAAAGGUGCAGUCAUGGAUCUGUAAAACACAGUCACGCUGCUAAUUCAGCUCUGAUAUCAGGUUUGUUAUGAAGGCGUGGUGCUGGAAGGUUGGCUGGGAGGUGAACUGAUGAUGACUCUUUCCUCGUGAAUGACUAACGCUUUGACUGUUAAUUCUGCAGUUUGAGAAAAGGUCUAAGGCUUAUUUUGUUUUAUUACUAUUAUUAUCUAAGGCUUAUUUUGCAUUGAAUUUGAUAGUCUGAGUGGGAGUCUGAGAUUGUUUUCAUUGUUUUCAUGACGAUAAAUGUCCAAAAGUGGCAGAAAGGGCUCUACACAGUUGUAAUUUCUGCGUCUGCUUGGUGAAAACAUUUGUUUCUUUAAGCUCUUUGUUACACCAGAGAAGUUUUUUUUCAAUCUGGAUGACCCAGAAACAGACCUAGCUACCGAGGCGUCGCUGGUUAGCUCCUUCACGCUUAAACGAAGCCAAGAAUUUGGUGUUCAGUUGCCACCAUGUUUGUUUUGAAAGGUUUUUUAGAGAGGUAUAAAUCCAGUUUGUAAAGUAGAGACCCAGACUAUAUUUGUACCAAACUGUAAAUGUGUUUAUUUUUACUGUAAAGUUACAUGAUUUUUUAAUAUAGGCUUUAUGGGGGAUUGACUCUUUUGGAUACAGCCUCUAGUGGACUUUUGGGGAACUGCAGGUUCUUUUUUGGGCUUCAAUUUGCAGUGUUAGAGUUUGACCCUUGAUUCGACUGCAUUAAUGAUUAUUUUACUAUUACACAAAAUUAUCAUUUCUGUCUGAAAAGGCCUGAACUCUGAACAUUCAUUAGAUUUUUACUCAUUUGGGAGUUUUUUUUACUGUUUCAUAAACAUAUUUCCACCAAAAAACUCUUUACCUAAAUAGUGUUGUAUAUAUUUUUUGUACCAGGUUGUGAACAUGCUUAUUUCAGUUUUAACAUGGGGACUGUAUGGACAACUUGGUUCCGCCUUCUGCCAGUAUACGGAUUUGAAGCCACAAAACUCGGUAAUUCCGUUUUUUUUUCUCCAUUUCCUGAAACCAAAGUUGCGCAGUAGCGUUGUACGCAUUCGACGGGAGAGUCACAGAGAGUCGCUGUAAUGACGCUCGGCUCAAACAGCGUCUCCCCCGAGUGAGCUACACAAUCUUCAUACGCCCAUAGGCUGUAUCAAGUGUCAGUCAUAGAAAACACGAACCCCCUAAUAACUUUUAAAAACAGAGCUGUACAGAAAAAAGAGGAAAAGAGCACAAACCAGUCGUACAAUAACUACAUGUCAACAUCGCAAGCAGGGGGGAGAAAAAUGUUAGGACACAGCCUCUAGUGGACGCUAGAGGAACCUCAGUUUUGCACUGAGCUCUUUUCUUCCAGUUGUUCCAGUUUGAUGCGAGAACAAACUACAUUUAACGCUUAGAUGGUCGAUUUCUCCUCUCUCUUCUCCCUCGUCUGCACCUUGUGUAUGUAAAACUUGUAAAAGUGACACAUUUUCACACAUUUUUUGACACGCUCGGACCUCGCUGCGCGUUAUGUAACAGCAUGGGGGAGCACAGGAGGACAGAGUGAGUCCGAAACCUCUGAGGCCUCUUUUUUGAGAUCCAGGACAACAAAACAUUUACCUGGAAAUAUGAAAAUAUCUGAAAUCCAGGCUGGUAUCUGGAGUAUCUCUCUCUGUAGAUUUGGAUAAAGUUAUGGGAAAAUGAGAAGAGUUCAUUCUGAUUUCAUCCUUCAUUUCUGUGCAGCUAUUUUCAGCUGAGUGUGGAGGACUGAAGGCCCGGUUGUGUUUCAGAUAAUGAAAACACACCAUCCAGCGGUGAGCGGCUCCUUUCAUCCUCCCCGUGUUAGCUCGUUAUUGCUCCAGCGCUCCGUUAAGACAUUAAGUCGAGAAGUGAGAGCGCUGAGAAAAAAAAAAAGAGAGAGAGAGAGAGAUGUGUCUGUGUGAGUCACUCACCUAAAAAUAUCAGCCAUAUUCCUCCAGUUCUCUCUGCCGGGUCGCUCUGACCCGUGAGUCACAGCUUCACAUGGAAAGGUUCAGCAGCAGCCGGCGUUCAGAGGAAACCUGGUGAUCUGACCGCAGGAGAGGAUGUUCAUCAGGGAGAGAGGAGAGCAGACUGGGGGCAGGCGACAGACUCGACAGGACAAGACAGGUGGAGAGAGGACUGAAAAAGACUGGAAAAGACCGGAGAGGGUUCAGAACAACAAACACGGAGCCGGGACAGUGAAAGCAACUUCACGGGCCCAGAAACAAAAUGGCUGUUUCCUGUCAGCUCUGAUCUUGUUGUUGAUACUCUUUUGUAAAGAAGAGUGACGCUGAGGGCUUUUGAAUCUUGUGCACAAGACAAGAAUGUUCAAACACUAAAUUUUACGCCCAUAUUUUUGCUGUCUAUCUUACAAUUCCUGGUGCAAACAAGAUAUUAAAACCUCUAUUUGCACUCAAAACACAUGACUUAAUUUUUUAAGGAAGUAUCUUGAAGGCAACAUGUUACAACCUUUCAGGGCUAGUUAAAAUUCUCACAAAUCUUGAGCAAUAUCUCGCCAAAAGUCAUGUUCUGGAAACUGAUUUGACUUCUUUCAGACAAGAUACAUUGGGGCAUCUUUACCAGCUGUGAAAUAUCUUGCUUGCAAAUUUAGCUGAAUUUGACGGAUUUAAUUUGCAGAAUGAACACAGAUGUGUUUUUAGCAUGAUAUUAUUUGGUUUAACAAAUUAUCUAGAUUUGCAUGAUGUUUUUUUCCUUUAAUCUUGUCUAAACAAGAUUUAAAAACGAAUAUACUGUGAAAAGUUGAGGCGGGUGAGCCAAAACUUUGGCACCCUAAAUGCUAACCGGUCAAGAUGCAGACUAAACAUCCUGUAUAAAACACACAACAUACUUAUCUUGUCUUUACAAGAUCUUGGUCAAAUAUCUUGGGGGCAUUUUUCAAUUUUUCAUGCUAAUCUAUUAGCAGUAGUUUGUGCGCAAAGAUGGUUCUUGGCAUUACAAGAUAUUUAAACUCGUAUCUUGCUCUAACAAGAUAGUGAAUAGUUGGUAGAAGGCAGAAUAAUCAUGUUAAAUAUGUCAAACAGGCCAAAACAGGAGAAUGUUUGCAGGAUUACACAUGUGAUCAGAUAUCUGACACAGUCUAUCUUGUCCCUCUUCCAGACUGGUUGAGUUUGUUACCUAAAGACUGCUGAGGUUCAAUCCCCAGCUCUGAUCAUUUAUUCAUACUUUUGGCCUCAGACCAGCAGAGGAACACGGCUGAUAAAUCAAAUCACAGUGCAGUGACAUCCACAUGAGUCAUUUGUUUAGUUUGUUUUCUCUGAUUUCGGCCUGAUUUGGCACUCGAGCUGCAGCUUAAAGAGGCAGGAGCUGGUUAAUGAAAGUCUGAGUGCUGUUUUUUUGAUAGAGACGUACAUGUUUCACCGUUUUAUUCUGCAGUUUGAGCUCUCAUUGUCGUCUCCAGUUGGUUGGAUUCGUCUCAGGUAGUGUUCAGGAGUUCAUGCUGUUAAAUAAGAUGCUUUUGGAAACAGCACCCGCAGUCAGUGACACAUUUCCACUCUGUGUCUCUGGUUUCUUAUCGUUAGCGAGCAGCAGUAUCUCUGUUUCCAGCCUCGACACUGAUUUGUUGUUUUCCUCGCCGCGUUCGGCCUCUUUUCUCUCUGCUGCAGCCAGAAGAUGGCAUGGUUCGUAUGCAGUCUCCUCUCACACUCCACAUCACGGCUGCCACGCUAUUAUUAGCUCUGCCAUACUUUAAAAUGUGUGUGUGUGUGUGUGUGUGUGUGUGUAAAUAAACCGCUGCUGCACAAGCUGGGCCUCGCUUUGGAAAAACAGCACAAAUGCAAACAUGCAGCACGAAAGCAACAUGACAGUUUAUUGCCUUGUAAGUGGCUGAUGAUUGUGAUCCAAACUGAAAAGGGAUUUCCUGGUUUAAGCUCAGAUUUAGGCCUGCGAAUGCGUCACCUUCCCUCUGCCAAGACGAUUUUUUUUUUUUGACACAUUUCCUUGCCUGCAGGGCGCUGUCGACAAACACUCAGGUUUUUUUAUCGCUCUCUGGUCUUUAGGACGGCAGCGCCAACUGCAAUUUUUGCAAAGGCAAUGACACGCUGUGGCUGGAUAAAGAGCUACAUGUGAGGAAUUCGAAGCAGGGAGGAGAGAGGCCUGAAUGGAAAUGUGUUUCAUUGGGCCUUCAGAGGAGAGAAUAUGUUUGCUUAAUCACGUCUCACUCAGAAAACCUGCAGCCAAGUUGCCUGGUAACUAAAGUGCAGUGGAAAUCUUUGACUGGGAAUGAUAAUGUAACAAAAGCAGCCAGAGAGAGUCUUUGAAUAUCCAAAUUCAAGGCCUUAAAAUGUCCUUGAAUGCUGUUCCCUGCAGGUUUUCUGUUUGAUCUGUUUAUAUAUUGAAAUCAGACCUUAAAGUCACACUCCACUCUUUGGUGAAUUUCUAAUUUUAGCGCAGAGAAAUGCUAAUUUUUUAAUUCAAGUCCCCCAAAAGUGUUUUAAUUAAUCUACAUGCAGCAUUUAGACUGAGUUAACAGCGCCUUAGUCCUUUUCAGUGUGUUUUAAGGAUUCUCAGAAACAUUUGCAUGUUACAAUCAAACUUAAACUUCAUGCGUCACUUUCUGUGAAUGAUGUGAAAUCAAAAACAGGAUUCACUUUAAUGCUUUAAAACGUCCUUGGUAUGCAGUGUUUGAACUUUUUUGUUUUCAGAUCAUUCACUUUUCUAUUUGUUUAUUUCUAACCCAGAUAAAGCUGAAGCAUCGCUCUCUUAAAAAUCACCAGUCUCCAUUUAAAAAACAAAACAAUACCGGGGAGAUAAUCUUGCAGGACACAGGAGUUGUUGUUCUACCUCUGCUGGGAUUUGUUUGUUUGCUUGUGUUUUUGUGUGUUACAAGAAUGUAAAGUUGCAUCUUAACUGUUAAUGCAGCGUAACACAAAUAAAGUUGCUGAUAAAUGCAGAAAUACACAAACAAAUCCUGUUGGUAUAGUACGAAACAUGCAUGCAAAAAAUGCUGCAUUCAAGGACAUUUCAAGGCCUUGAACUCCACCAACUUCUGGUUUUAAUCAGUAUUUUUGAAGUGGGGCUGUUUGAGUUGCAUGUCACUCUGAAGUGUUUUGGCUCGGGAUGUCCUGAUACGAUAUUGGAUAUUGGUGCGAUAUCAGCAAAAACUGAAUAUCAAGUUAUAUCGGCCUGCAUCUAAAACCUCAGAUAUUUUUUGUUCAAGUCUGAAAAAGCCUUUACCAAUAUCGGCCAAUACUGAAGGCUACAAUAUCGGUAUUGUAUAGGAAGUAAAAAAGUUGUAUCGGGACACCCCUGGUCUUGGCCACAAUGUGGGCCGGUCAGCUGGUAGAGCAAGCAUGCAAACUAGGCUACAGUUUCUUACAGACUCGAUGAAAUCUGCUUCAUAAUAUACAGAACUUAAAAACUCCGAUCCAAGUUAACUUCUCAGUCUAAGUGCACACUGUACAGAAAGAUAUUUCAGUACCUUGCUAUCUACAGUUACCAUUAAAAUAACAUACUAUGUAAAAAAAAGAGCCCAUUUUUAGCCCUCUGGAACCCUUUAGAAGAAUAUUCUGUGGGUUAAAAGUGGCUAAAGAAAGCAUUAGAAUCUGAAAAAAGCGGGUUGUAAACAUGUUUAAAUAUGGAGGAGUUUACUACCUCCAAGGCCUGUUUUUUAAUGCUUUUUUCACCCAUUUCCAUUCAGAGUUGAGAAUUUAACCUUGAGAUGCAUAUCACCAGUUGUGAAACCUUGAAAAAAAUGGAAUAAAUAACUCAGAAUAUAUACGGGAUUCCUAAAGCAAGGGCAGGAUGUGAAUAACUAACUAUUCUGAUGCUGACUUCUUGCCUUAAAUCUCUGCAUUUUAACCGUCCUUUAUUUGCAUUUUUGCAUCUAUUUACAUACAGAAGUCAAAGUUAAUGUGAUCCACAGGUCGCUGCAAACCCACAGCAGGUCUGCAUAAAGUCAGCCCAGUAAUUUAGAGCUUCUACAGCUGAAUACAAUGGAUUUUUUUUAAUGUUAUGCAUUGUAUUUGUACAACCUAAAAUAAAGAAUGAAGAAGGCUCUUAAUUGGGAUUUAAACAGCAGACAAAUAAAUGCUAAUUGGCUGAGUUUGUUGGUGGGUUAGAGCCUCCAAGGCAGGAGUUCAGGGUGAUAAAUGUGAAGAUUUCUUGAGGUUUCUAUUCAGUUAAAGGGCUCUUGAGUUUAACCUUGAAAUGAAGGCUGACGUGUGGUUAGAUGUGCUCCUGAAGGAUGCCGGCUCUGCUCAAGAAUGAAAAAUAACCGCUGUGAUUUAUUUAUCUCUUUGUGAGGCGAGUGACGUCUCUUCCUCGGAGACAAACUGACGGUAGAAAGAACCAAAAGUUGACCGAAAACAAGCUCCUGGGUAAUUUGUGAGAGGGUUUGGUUUGGUGGGUCAGCGGUUUGGGGUUAAAUUUAGCCGUUGAAGGAGGUCCGUCCUUGUGCUGCCAGUCAGGCGCUAACAAAGAGCACUGAGUAAUAAAUGGGACUUUAAUUUGUUUUUCUCCGACAAGGUCGCUGUGAGUGAUGGGUGAAAGGCGGCGAUGGGAUGAAGUGUUGGAGUGAAGAGGAGGGGGGGAAACGUGGGGAGGGGGUGGUAAAAGCUUCAAUUUACAUGGAUGUGUUUGUAUAAGCUCAAACAGCAGAAUCUACAAGGUGCUUCUGCACACGAGAGUCUUUCCUAAUGUUUUUUUGAAAGCACAGAAAUGCUUCAAAUCAUAAGGAAGAGAGGAUUGAUGGUGAGGUGGUAGACAAGAGGGAGCUGUAAGUGAGAUGUUUGCUGUCUCCAUGGCAACAGGCUGACAUGGAUUAUGGGUUCUGUAGUAUUAAGAGCAAUCUGACAAACCAAACCUCAGCGAAAAGAGCAGGAUUUUGCAGAAAUGCAGUUUUUAUGACUUUUUGUGGACUUGGGGAGCUUUUCAAAACUAGUUAUUUGAGUUCCUUUGGUCACUUUUGGAUACCCAGACUAUGCUCUUGUCUUGAUUUGAUUUUGCCUAGUAGUUCCCCAUGGCUCAAAAAUAUGUACAUGUGAAAGCUGUGACAUUUAAUGAUAUAUUAGACAAUUGAUUCCUGAUAAAGGUGAAUUGGCUAAAUGCUGUAAUAUCAGUAAACCGUUAAGAGGGAGUUUUGGCGCAGUGGGCAAGUGGAAGGAAAAGAAACUCAGCAGAUGGAAGCAAGAAGAGCUCUUAAACCUCCUGGUAGAUGACUGUGUUGACUUUGGACUUGAUAAAAUACACCAUAUGUUCACAUGUUCUUCAUAAAAUUGAUUUACUGCGCAAGUUCAACUGAAAUGGAACUGAUGUACCUAGAUAAUAGGCUUGGGAAUCUUUUUUGUCUUGCAUUUAAAACGGUUAACUCAGGCUCAAACUGGCCGAAGAGUUCUGGGCAUGCUCAGUAGUUUUUGACCAGGAUAAUAUCCGACUGUUUUGAGAGUUUCUUAUUCUGCAUCAUUCAGGUGAUCAGAGAAAGUGGAUUUAAGUGGUUUAAGGAAUUAUGAUGUUGGAUAUGCUAAAAGUGAAGCAUAAGAAUGUUAAUUAAAAGAGGCCCGAGUAUUGAACCCUGAGGAACCCCAUUUCAAAAGGAGUACAAGUGUUGCUGGGUCUGGGACAGUACUCUGGUUAAAGCUGCAUUCCAGUUGUACUCAGAAGUCAGAAUUUUCAAGCUCUGAGUCGGAAAUUCAAUUGUAACGCCUCCCACAAUCGGAAAGUCGGACGAUGCUCACUAACUCUGACUUGACGACAACAUCAUAAUCAAGGUGGCAGCGCAGCACGUCAACAGUAAAGAGUAACAGUGAAAGCUCUCGUAAUGUUUUUAUUAAUUAGCACUUCUGUUUUGUUUUAUAAUUAAAUAAGUGGUAUAUGUUUUACUGCCCAACUUUUAACUGUGAACACGGUGCUAUGGUGUUUGUAAGAGUAAAAUACUGUGUUAGGCGUUGUUUACAACUGGUAUAGCUAACAACAACUGACAAUUGUAAACAACAGCUAACAACGGCUAACUGUAGGCGUCCAUCUUGGUUUUCCGACUUGUUAACUGGAAUGCAGUCAACUCAGGUGUCAUUCCCAGCUCCAACUUCUUAAGUAACUGGAAUGCAGCAUAAGUCUGAUUAUUUAAGAGUUUAUUAAUUUCUUUACAUCUGCUGAGGUCUAUUCUGUAUUUCCAGCUCUUUCUUAUCUCACUCUGAGGACACUCCAGCUUUCUCCAAACACCGAUAAGCACUUGUUGUCCGUGUUUCAGCCUGAGAGGCAUGUAAAACCUUUCCGCAGCCUUUCUGUGUGACCGGUUGGUUGUGCUGCGAGCCCUCUGCCCUCCGACCUACACUGUGUUUACAUGUAGCUUGUCAGGUAACCAGCUGCUCUGCUAGCACGCCCGUGGAAACCCAAAUGCUGCUGCAGAGUCAGGUUCGAAUCACGGUGAAGAAGAAGAAAAAUGACUUCUCUGUGCGGUUGUGAGUUUUAUUUCACCGCCUGACGUUUCAGCUACCUCUGUAAAUGUGUUCAAAUUAAUUUCCCAUUAUUGCAUGCUUAUCGGAGGCCGCAGAGACGUAAACAAAGAUGCGGACAAAAGCAAUUAAAAAUAAAUGGGGUUUGGACAGAGGAGUCUAAGAGGUAGAGAUAAAGGCAGAAACUGAGGCGCUGCCACUGCCGAGCUUUUAUUUUGUAGUUUUUCUCAAACUGUUGUGGACUUUUUCGGUUCCCUGUCCUGCGGCGUCAUCACGCUAAACGGCCAAAUUAACCCAAUUAUUCGGAGCGAGCUGAAGUGGCGCUGCUGCCUGCAGGCGCUGAGUUCUUUCUGUACGUCCAUAUCGUCUCCACAGCUCCCAGCUAUAAGUGUGUGAGUGUGUUUCUGUGUGUGUGUGUGUGUGUGUGUGUGUGUACAGCAGACAUUAUUCAUCGGUCAGCUGAAUCCGUGCCUGCAGAGGAGGAGUGAUUACUGCGCGGCUUUGCUUAAUGAAAAAUAAUGACUCGCUCUCCGCUGAGUUUUUGUGUGUGUCCGUGACGUUUAACUCGACUGUACCUGAGCUCGGUGUCAGGAGGAGACUUCAGAACAGAAAAACCUCGGCACAGUUUGUUCAGGCUUCACAACAAUAGUUCUUAAAUGAAGGCCGGUUUCCACAGCAACAUGCCAAAUAUAACAAGGCUGCUGCUCACGUAAAACAAAGACACACUCUCUCACAGAUGCAGACAGACUGCAGGCCUUAAGUCAGCCUCUCUUUUUCUACCGACUCGUAACACCAGCAGAUCUGAUGCUUCAACAAACUGACUUUACGGCCUCCAAACAAACAAUAGCGUGGGUUUUAUUUUGUCACACACAUCCAGGUAACCUCUGGUAUUUGACUCCACCCACCAGCUCAUGAUGGCUAUGAAUCAGAGACCAAAACUGGACAUCUGAUGCUCCAAAAACUUAAUUUUAACCAAUUUUCUACCAACUAAAACACAGUUAAACACAUUCUCUGUCAUUGGAUUCAUUCUGUCACUUUUGCAGCUCCUUUUGUAUGAACAAUACGACAGCUUAGUCUUCUUUAACGCCCUGUCUUCCUCUGUUGAGGUCAUGUCAAAGCCUGACGUGCUUUAUGAAAUCAGUUUAGCUGUUUUAUGUUCAAGGUACAACUGUGAACUUGUGCCGGAGUUUGCAAUGACUUUUGACACCAAGUUGUAAAAUAUAUCUGCACUUGUUCUUUUAAACUUUUUUGAAUGUUGUUUACAGACUUAAAUAUAUAUCGCUAAGUUAAAUCUACAAAAACUGAGUAUGACAAUUCCAGACAAUCUAUCUUUGCUUUGCAUGGUACCCGGAGGUUGAACCAGUAGCAUCACAACCAAGCCAAAUUUUCUACUCUCAGUAACAGUAACACCGACCCUGUUAUUUGGCGUUUUUCAAAGCUAUGUUACAAAGUGCUCGUGUCUUUUAACGGACUUAAAAUUGCUAAAAAAUUGGAUUACAGUUUUCUGGCACCACUUAACGCAUAUUUUGACUCUGUUCAAACAGAUUUAUGUUCUCCAGAGGAUGAACCAUUUAAACAACCUUCAAAUUUGGAUGCCAGAAAGAAUCAGAGUUAUUACCAAUCCUAACAAAUAUGAAUGUUAUUAAUCACCGAAUAUGGUAUCCCCAGAGGAUGAACCAUGUUCUUCUUUCAAGAUAUCUCCAAUUCCUGAUGCCUCACUGGGAUAUGCUAAGUUUCUUUUGUAGUACACUUUAAUGUUCUCCAGAGGAUGAACCAUGUCUACAAACCAUGUUAGCAAUCCUCAAAUAUGGAUGCCAGAAAGAAUUGAAAAGCUUCUAGAGAAGUUAUCACCAAUUCUAACAAAUCUGAGUGUUAUUUUUCACUUUAUAUGAUAUCCCCAGAGGUUAGACCGUGUUCUUCUUCAAGAUAUCUUCAAUUCCUGAUGCCCUAGAAUGAACUAACUAAUGAACUGCGAUGAAAUGAAAUUAAAGUCUCUUUUGUAGAAAAGAUGGAUUAAAUUUCACACUCAUGUUCCUUAGAGGAUGAACCAUUUUCACCGUUCACUGUGAUUCUCAAACUUGGACACCAAAAAGGACCUUAUAGGAGAAUAAAUUCUGACCAAGCUGAAUGUUAGAAUUCACUGAAUGCAUUUGCCAUCCCCUGAGGUUUAACCUUGUUCUUGAAUCAAGAUAUCAUCAGUUCCUGAUGCCCUACAGAAAUGAACGAAGUCUCUUUGUAGUACACAUUCAUGUUCUCCAGAGGAUGAACCAUUUUCAUCAUCCACAGUGAUUCUCAGACAUGGACGCCAAAAAGGACCUUUUAUAGGAGAGUAAAUUCUGACGAACUUCAAUGUUAAAAUUCCCUGAAUAUAUUUGCUAUCCCCAGAGGAUAAACCAUGUUACUCUUUCAGAACGCCCUCACAUACUGACGCCAAACUGGAGUGAUCUAAUUCUUUAUUUAGAAGUGGUGGUUUAUUCAGAGGUUUCUAAGAAGUGAAGCGCUCUCCCUCACUUGAAAGCACAAAGCAGCAGAGAUACUCAUAAAGACUCAAAUAAGUGUUUGCCAGUUCAGAAUGACUUCAGGCCUUAUAAAAGUAAUUUAAAACAGAUCAUGCACAGACUAAACUCAGUGAUAUGUGACUGAGUAAUAACCAUAUUCAGAGAUGUUUAUUUCCUGGUCAGCAGGGUUUCCAUCCUCAGUAUGUCGUACAUUUCAGCGCAGUAAUGAAUUCAGUGUCCUCACUCCAACGACUUCCUCCUCGCACGUGCAGCAGCAGAGACAAAAGACAAUUUCAUUUACCUGCAUCUAAUGAAAAGGCAAUUUGUCGUGUGAUAGGAUGGAGAUGGAGUGAGUUGAUGACGCGCAGACACUCGCUCGCUCGCUCGCUCGCUCGCUCGUCCUGCCUGCAGCUUCUGAGCUGAAAUGAAUGACACUGUGUCGUCUGCAGCUCCCAGAGGCGAACUGAGAGGCCGCACGGCAUCUGCAGCUCAACAGACUCAAUCAUCCUCUGCACACUGACCUGUCAGGGAACAGAUAACAGGACUCACACUUGAUAUGAGCCCGCAGUGAUCAGGUUUUGAUGCAAGAUCGUGGAAAGUAGAGGCUGAAUCAGGCAUUUAUACUCUUCACCUGUUUCCUACAAACUGUUUCUGAGAGUGAAAUACAAGCAGAACUCAAAAUCUCUUCAGACUAGGGAUUUUAGCAAAAAUGAACAUUUUCAGACUGGUUUUGUUCAUUUGAAACCUAGAAUUAGUGAUUUAGUUUGUUAUAUUUUUAGGCAGAAAAGUUUUGUUUUUUCGUUCACUGUGCUGUCUGUGGAUCUCGAGAGGCAUAUUUGAGUGUCAUCUGCAUAAACGCGGAGCUUGAUUUUGCUGUUUGGUUGAUUUUUAUCCUAAAUGAAGAAGGAAAAUAUCAAGCAAUAGUGGGCCAAGGAUUGAGCCUUGGGGAACACCCAAAGUUUGCAUUUAGUUGAAAAUCGUAACUUUGACACGUUCGUUUUAAAACUUUUAAAACAGUUUGAACAUUUUUUUGAUUUUCCCACGAAUACUGCUAAAACAGUCAAUUAUUUACAGAUCCAUCCCAUUUUCAAAUAAAAGCAGCGUACACUAUUUACCCUCUUUAAAAGCCUCAUUGAAAAACAGGACAUGAAUUUUUUUUACUUGGCUGCUGUUUGAAAGUCCUGCUUGGUUAAAAACCAACACUGCUGCUGAGAAAAAUGUUUCUCCCCUCCAAAAUUUGGGAGAACAGCUGCUAAAUUGAGCUUCCAGGAGCUUCGUUUAAUUAACAUGUAGAAACAGUAUCCACAGGCGUCCUGAAUGAUGCUCCAACAGUCAUUUUCGCUGUAACUAAGUGGCUUCUUCUCCUGCUGGAACUGUGAAUAUGUGAGAGCCACACCUCUAAUUGAACACUGGCAUGUCGGAGCAUGUUUCAGCCUCACGCUGCCGUCAGCUGCUGUCACACCGGGGACCAGGCCUCCUUUUUAUCCAGACCUCCUCACACCUCAUCCCACUCCUACACUCACCAGACAGCUCCCUCCACUCCCCUGUGAUUUUACAACCGACAGCCAGUGUCCAGAUGUCAGGAACAAGUGUCUGAUGGCUGGUAAACAUACAAUUGCAGACAACCCGAGGGGGAAUAUUUUUCUUAAUGCACCAAAACAAACAUUUUCGGACCAGAAAUUUGUUCUCUCCUAACAGCGGCAAAACAUCUGAACUGUUACUAGAACUAUUGAAUUUAAUUUGCUGUAGAUUGUUAAAAGUUAAGAGGGGAGAAGAACUCGAAUUUACCUACUUCUGUCUCAUUUUGAGGCGAAGAUUUCCACUUGACACAAUAGUUGAAAACAUUUAUUUGUUUUUCGUGCCAUCUGCUGUUUACUUUCACAGUCCCCAGAGGAUAAUUUUAGAAACACAACCUUCCUGUAGAACUACCAUGAGGUAAAAAGUCCUCUCUUUUUCAAUUGUAGUCCAGAAAGAAGUGUCAUCAAAACUUACACUGAUUGUCGAUAUUCAUUGUCCCAAGAUGAUACAUAUCCAAUGUUAAGUGACAUAUUUACAUUCUUUGAGCACUGAAAUUGAGCGACUACAUCCAGGUAUAAUUUCAACACAAAUUAGUUGUGAUUCUUGAAAUUUUCUGGGGAUUUUCGUGUUCCCAGAGUUUUAAUCUCACCAAUUUUUAUUCUUCUUUACCGUGACAGCAUUUCUCUGAGCAGACAUGAACAUCUUGAGAAUUUAGAGACUAAUUUUCCUUCAAAUGAAGCCCAGGACAGUCACUCCCUAGAGGAUAGUCCUUAAAAAAGCCAGAACCAAAUUUUAAAAACUAACCACUUAAUAGAUUUAGAAAUGUUGGUAAAAUAGGCGCUUGGUUCUAACUAAACAUGUUGAAGGUUUUCAUGGUCUCCAAAGGAUGAACCUUAAUGAUUUCCCUUUAGCAGCAUAGAGGUUUUUUACUCUCUCUACUUCUCUUCACACUGACCAAAAUAUAAAACUGCUCUGCAUUUGAUUUGAGACUGUCAAACUCUCCAGAGGAUGAACCAUCAUGAUUUAUUAGGAGAUUUUUUCUGUUUUUGACCUUUUGAGACAUCAAUUUGAUGUUUCCUUUAACAUGAAUCUGAACUGGCUCAUUCAUAGCACCCAGAGGAAUAACCCCGUACACUUGUUGGCCUACCAAAGUUGGCCUACACAUGUAUGGUCUCCAGGGGAUGCAUCUAAAGACAAACUUUUUCUCUGACACACACAUUUUUUACUUUUUUUUUUUUUUUAAAACACAAAAAUCAUUAAAAAAAAAAAUCCUAUUUUAUAGCUGCACACUUGAUUUUAGGCUUUCAGAUUCCCCAGAAGAUAUAUCUCACUGAUUAUUUCUCUGAAAAGAGUCAGAAUCAAACCAACAUUUUCACCUUGUUUUUUCUAAUAACAAUUUUAGUGUGGUUUAACAACUCUGUUCAAGAUAAUCCAUGUCCCCAGCGGAUGUAUCUUUGCUCCAAAGUCAUCUAUGUUUUUGUUUAUCUCAUUUACAUUAAAUGCAAAGUUUCUAGAGGAUGAACCAUCAUGAUUUAUUUUGGUUUAACAGAUAGAACCAAGCUAAAAGUUAGAUUGUUUUUACCACUUUUUGCACUAGAAGUACAAAAAUCUGUCAGGUGACCAUAGAGUUGAUCUAAUUGUGCAUAUUCAUAGUUCCCAGAGGAUUAACCCUGUACAUUUUAGACCCUGAAGCAGCUCUUACACAGUCUGGUAAAGCUAAAAGUCGUCUUAGUGUCUAUUUCAGGCUCCUGUUGGGAUGUACUGUUUUUUUUAUUCUUCACUCAUCCAUCAAGGUGACCUCAUUUGAAUUCACCAUGUUGGAAAUUUUGGAUUUUUCUUUUUAUUGUGUCGAAUUUUAUUCUGAUUUUCUUUGACCUUUGAUUAUGACCUUCAAACAUACUGACUCAAACCACCAAAGGUACCUGUUCUGGAGGUUUUUCAGCGUUCAAUUUGGGAUCUGGACUGCACUGGACGUGGGAGUUUGGGGAGGAAGGAGAUGGAGGCAGCUGGGCAGGUGGCCGGCGUUUCCCACGAGGCUCCACAGUUGCAGCUCUGAGAGAUGAAGCCCGUCAGAGUUAGCCAAACAGCGCUAAUGCUCUCCCCAGAAAUCCUCCCCGUCCAAAUGCUAACAAGAGAAGCAGAAGCCGGCUGUGUUUGUGUGCAUUUUGAACAGAUGCUCUGGCUGUAAAUACGGGGGGAAAACGCCAUUUGUUUUCAUUUUGUUGCAUUCAGGGGAAGGGGGAGGAUUAUGUGGUGAAAGAAAACAGUCAUUGAGAUGCAGCGAGCAGCAAAUUCAGUCUGUGCCUCCUCUGACUGAGCUGAUCUUUAUCCCGCAGCCUGAAAACAAACAUUUGUGGGAGUGAAGGACAGGUACAAACAUACGCAGUGAGCGCGCUCUUAAUUAAGAAACAGUUUUAAUGAGCAAAGACAAACAAAAUAAAACACAAACCUUUCUAUAACUUCUGGUCUGAGAGUUUUUGCAGAAAUACUGUUAGUGGGUUUGUUUGAAAAUGUCGAAUUUCAGGUUGAGUUUGCACUUUUUAAUCUGACGAAUCAGAAACUUUGAUCUGGUAUAGCCCAGGGUCUGUUAACAGGCAGAUUAAUCGAACAAAAAGCAACAGAUGCUGCUGUUUUUUCACUUUUUUCUUGAAGAAAAGCUCUGGAUACUUCCUUUUCUCUGUGUUUUUACUACUGUAGAGGUCAUCUCGUCUUUGUGGGUGAUAACUGAAGUAACUCAGACUGAAUCUGUCUGCAGACACACCGACUGAACUCUGCAGACGCACCGACUGAACUCUGCAGACACAUGCAGCAUUAGCACUGAGUCAUUGUAGUAAAACAGACAUUGUUAAAUGUUCCGUGUGUGUUUUUCGGCGCAGUCAUCUCUCUGACGUCAGCUCCGGACUUUAAAACACCCAGAACUCUGAGUCUAAAUUUCCCCUGUGUGUGAAAACAAUGCAUAGAGAAUGAAUCAGUCUGUGUUUAUCUAUCACACCGUCCUGACCCUGCACCAUCCUCUGCAGCUCCUCGGUGGGCUCGAGCGUCGCUUUCUGCUCCCCCAAAAGGAUCCACGUGUUUUCUUUGGAUUUCAGAUGACAAACAGUCUCUGAUCCUCUUCAGUGAGCUCUUGGCGGCGUAGUUGUGAUGGCGGUGUCUGAACCUCAGAGGACUCUGUCCUGUUUGUUAGUGUUUAAGAGAAGGAGGAGUCAGAGUCGCUGUGCCAUGACUGAGACUGAGAAGUCUGGAAAGUUUAAAUCCAACCUCAGUUACUGAAUCAAAAUGUUUAUUGUACAAUUUUUCAAACCAUCUGCAGUCUUCGAACAUGACUACUUGUGUGCAAUUUAGAUUUUUUUCAAUGGAGAUCUUGCACAAAUCUCUUGUUUGGAGCUAGUUCAGGCAGGUAGUUAAGCUGCUAUAAGUAAAUAUUCUCACAAUUACUCAGUAAACAUAUCCGUUUAGUUUGGCACCUUAUUAAAAAUGCAAGAUUUCUGGUCGCUGCACUCAAACGCUUAGCCCCACCCCCUUCCAGCAUCCACCUACAGACUCAGGUUAUAAGUUUAGGACGUUACAUCAUUACUCUUCGGUUUCUGUGUGUGAAGUAAAUCUGAAAAGGAGUGAUGAGACCCCGAACACCAAGUUUGGAUCAGCAUAAGACUAUGGUUCCUGCUGUUGAAAUUCACUGUUUUCCUCCAAAGGUUCCUGGUUCCUGGAGAAAGUUCUUGCUGAAGUAACGAACAGUCCAAAGUUUUGUUUUUGAACAUCUUAACUCAUCGAACGUUUCUUUUCUUUCUCAUUGCAGAAUCAGACGUUGUGCAAAGGCCUCGAACUUCAGAAUGGACAGGUAAGAAGUCAAGAGGUGUGAGAUUAAAAUGUUGUUUAGAUGCUUCCCUCACACUGUCUCAGUCAGGAGAAACCAGAACUACUCUAAAAACAUGGAUAAAGCUGGAUUUCACAAAGCGAGUGUGGGUAGUUUUUGGACUUUUGGCUAAAUUUUGUGUUUUUUUCUGGAACAUUUGAGUGAGUUUUAUCAUCUUGAGGCUGUAAUCAAACUAUGAUGGAAGUUUGGAAGAGAAAAGAUGAGUCAAACUGAUUUUUAAAGCAGAAUUUGAAGAAGUUACUCGAGCUUUCAGACAAAUAAAGAGCAGUAAGAAGUUAAGUUUUUGCCUCCCAGACAUGGUGAAGUAGUUGAAGAUGGAUGCAUAAAUUGAGAAGUUUUUUUCACAUCUCUUUUUGAGCGUGGUUGCUCUUUUGUAUUCUUGUGUUUUAGUUCCUGUUUUUGUGUUGAUUUAGCGCUUAAAUGCAUCUACAAAGAUCCUUUUCAAAACCCCUUUCAUCUUUCUUAAAACCCUCAAACAGUCUUUGUGAUCCACAUGAUGUAUUUCAUGAUGUAAUUUAUACUUUAAACUUCUUCUUUUGUGCCAAAAUUGUAAAUUGCGUUGUCUAUGUGAUAACCAGUGAAGCUUAUUUAUGCAUUUUUAUAAGUUUCAAAGCACUGUGCAUCAAAGCAGACUCCCCUCCUCCUCCUCCCGCUCCUCCUCCUGUUUUCUGGCGAUUUAGUCAAACUAAGCGUUGCAGUUUCCUCGGCGUCUCCUCAGUUCAUCUCAGUCCUCUCUUUAAGUGACAGUGAGCGUUUGUGGCUGCAGGAAAACUCUGCUGAAUGUAAAUGACUCCCUCGGCAGCUUCAGAGACAAAGAGAGGCGCGUAAAGAGCAGAAAGAUGGAGAUUCAUUACCCGUCAGUUUAAUUUCAGAGCUGCGAUUCAUUACAUGCUGGAGUCGAUUUGGCCUCUCGGUGCUGCAGCUCGUCUGUCUGCAGGCCGGAGCUCAGAGAAAGAGAGAGACAGAGAGAGGGGGAGCAUGCUCUGAGCUCUGCAGGAGGAAAAAAGCUCAUUAAAAUGAAGUUUGCUCUCUGUGAUGGAGGAUAAUUGUUGCAGAGCAUCAGUGUGUGUAAUUGAGGCUGCAUUUGUUUUACAGGUUUACCUUGUAAACAGGCAGAUUAGCAUUUUUUCCUCCUCAGUUAAAGUGGAAGCAGGAGGACAGAUUUAAGCUUUGGGGAAGUUUGUUUGGCCUAAAGUCAGUGAUUUCAGAGUCAUGAAGCUGAUCCUGUUUUAAUAUGGCUAGAUCACCAUGGUAACCAGGGAUGAAGACUGUACAGCUUUAUUGAUAUUCAUACAAUUAUUUAGACGUUUUAAGAGUCUUUAUUGAUUCUGUGUUUUUCUGUGAUCAGGUGACUUAUGUUUUAAUGGUUAGGAAACUGAGUGUUUUAACUCUUAUAGUGCUAAAAAACAAGUUUCUCCUCCAAACAGCUGAGUUAUUUAAGCUCCUCCCCAAAAUUUGGUAAAAAUUUGUCAUAAUGUAGUGCCACAUAUCAUGAUAAUUAAGCCCCAUCUAAAACAGGGCUACAGUUCAAUGCCUGUUAUAACUAGGAGAUAUUGUAUGGUAAGCAUCAUGUCACAGAGGCUGUGUCAUGACACAUAUCAUGAUAUAAAAGCUAUGAUGUAAUGCAUUUCACAAUUACAUAUUAUAUACAGAGGCACAGGUAUGGUACGCAUCAUAAAAACAGAGACCAUUAUACAGUACAUAUCGUGACAUAGGGCUAAGAAAUGAUAAAUUAUAAUUGAGGAUAACCUUUUUCCCAAAAAAAUAUUACGAUAUAAGUUGAAGACAUGAUUCAUAUUGUGAUAGAGAGACUAUGAAAUGAUGCAUGUCACGAUACAGAGGUCAUGAUAUGAUUUGUAUCACAGUACAGAGGCUGAGAUUUGCUACAUAUGGUCAUGAUGUGACACAUAUUGUGAUAAAGGGGCUAAAAUAUGUAGAUAUCACGAUAAAGAGAUGAAUUUACAAUAAAAAUCAUGAUAUAGAGACUAAAAAAUGAUACAUAUUAUGUUAAAGAGGCUAAGACAGGAUAUAUAUCUUGAUACAGAGACCAUAAUUCAAUACAUAUUAUGACAUAGGGCUAAAAAUUUAUAAUUUAUAAUUGAGGAUAACCUUUUUCCCCAAAAAAAUAUCACGAUAUAAGUUUAAGAUAUGAUUCAUAUUGUGAUAGAGAGACUAUGAAAAGAUGCAUGUCAUGAUACAGAGGUCAAGAUAUGAUUUGUAUCACUGUACAGAGGUUGAGAUUUGCUACAUGUGGUCAUGAUGUGAUGAAUAUCGUGAUAUAGGUAUUCAAUUAUGUAUAUAUCAUGAUAUAGAGUUCAAUUUACAAUAAAAAUAAUAAUGUAGAGACUAAGAUAUGAUACAUAUUAUGUUAGAGGCUAAGAUAGGGUAUUUAUCAUGAGACAGAGACCAUAAUACAAUACAAUACAUAUCGUGACAUAGGCCUGAGAAAUGAUAGAUUAAUAUAGACUGUUAUCCAAAAAAAAUGUUGUGAUAUAGAGGAUUAAUGUGAUUCAUAUUGUGAUAGAGAGACUAUGAAAUUAUGCAUGUCAUGAUAAAGAGGUCAUGAUAUGAUUUGUAUCAAUGUACAGAGGCCGAGAUUUGCUAUAUAUGGUCAUGAUGUGACACAUAUUGUGAUAUAAGGGCUAAAAUAUGUAUUUAUCACGAUAUAGAGAUCAGUUUACAAGAAUAAAUGAUGAUAUAUUGUUCACUUUAGUUCUCCAAGGAUUUCAGAAUUGGUGAAGUCAGAAGUCAUUGUCAGGUUUGAAAAAGGCAGAACUUGGUCCUCAGUAUGACUGGCUUUGGAUCUCCACCGGUGGUUGUAGCAGCGCCUCCCUCCCUUUGCAUGUUUGCCAUGUUUUGGAGGCUCCGUGUACUUUCAUUCCUGUUGCUGCUAACAGAGGAGCUAAUUAAAACCGCUUCCUCUGACUCUAACAUUUGAUUCCCACAAAAGAGAUUCCUGCAGAACAGAAACUCCCCGAAGAGGAGAAUCGUCGGCAUAAAGACAACAGAUAAACAAACCUCCUCGUCUCUCUCCUCUCUGUGUUUUUGUGUUUUCGUGGCUGAAGCUUCAGUGAGUCUCUGCCAAAGUUCCUCCUCAGGCCCGUUAAUGAAGAGAGCUCAGAGAAACGGCUCCUGUGUUUCCUCCCCGAGGUGUAAUUAAAGAGAGACGAGCUGGAGAUCAAUCCUGAACAUCAGAAAGUGACACACUCCAGAUCAUCCUCAGGAGAGAGUGAAUGUUUCAGAGACAGGCAGCGGCACAGGAGGCAGACAUCACCUUAAACACAACUCUGACCUUCAUUCAGACCUCAGCAACAUAUCCCAGCAUGCACCAGGGAGUACAGGACUCCUCAUCACACAGACAGAAAAUCACAUUAAGGAUAAUUAAGAAGCGAUUGUUCCAGGAGGAAAGUUUUAACAUCUUUCUCGGGAGAUAAAAGAAGUCAAACACUGUCUUUGAAACAGAAAACGAUCUUAACAAGUUAGUCUGAGACGCUCUUCGAUAACAAAGAGUGAAAGUCAGAGAACAGUGAAACAAUGUUCCUGCGUCAUUGUCAUUUAGUUCAGGAGUUAAGAUGACAGCAGAACAAAAGACGUCUGCUCGGUAAUCUUGAAACUGAUUUUCCAGUUAAAGUUGCAGAAAACAGUUUGAGCCCUUAAAAAAUAGAGAUUUAUUCUGUUCCUCUGUUUAAUAUCCCGUAAGCCUGACUAUCCUUGGUUUUUAAGGAUACGAAAGUAACUCAAGCUGACAAGUGACGUAACUGUGGGGGUUUUUAGGUUAAACCUCUGAUGUUUUACAGCCUGAAAUAUUGAUGAAUGAAAGAGGCAGAUUGCUCAAUGCAUCACCUGCUAACAGGUUUGUUUGAUUUGUUUGAGCUGUAAAAAAAGUUAAACUUUGGAGUUUUUCUAACUUUUUUGGUUUUGGCUCUACAAUCACAGAAUAUUUGAGUAUUUGUCAUUUAAACAGGAUCAACUCUAAGGUCUGUUUUCCUAUUUUCGUGGGCAUCGGACUUUCUUUAUGUUUGUAUUACAGUCUUCAUCUUGUUUCCAUGUUUAGUUAAUCAAAAAUAGGUUUAAAGGUAAAAUACAUAGGCGUUUGUAGCCAUAUGCAGCAUGUCCUCAGAGUCAUUGUGCAUGCUGGUAUCAGAGUGAGCAGGGAUGUUAUGAUAAUGAGGAGCUGUGCUGAUUGGCUGCCUGAAUUUCGUGAGGUACAGAGGCGGAAAAACACCAAAAACAAAUUUGGCAAGUGCUCCAGAAGAACCAGAUCCAGUGUAACACACAUAUGACCCAGAAUCUUACAGUUGGGACUUUACAGCCAGACUGUGGAGUGUCAUUCUUGCUGUUCUACCUUUCUUUACCUUUCACAAACAAACAAACAAACAAAGUAGCAUCAAAUAAAGCCAGACUGUUGAUGUUAGAAAUGAAAGGUAACUACGGUUUUCUUCAGUCUUCUGGUUUUUUGAUAGAAGGUUGACAUUUGUGUCUGUUUUUUCAUCCAACAUCAGAGAAGCUGCAAACAAUAGAGGCAAUAUCCCUGACUUUGCACACCGUAUCAGUCAGUUACCCUUCUGUUUCACCGUUCUGUUUAAAUGUCUUCAGCUCGCCUAUCCUUUUCGCUUUGCAACCCUCCGCUCCUCCUUAUUUGUCUAAAUCUAGUGACUCCUGUGCUUUUUAACACCCUGAGAUCUUUGCUGCUGCUCUCCCUUUUUGUAUCCUACAUACGCACAUCCAGGGGCAGGGUGCCGUCCUGCAAAAUAUAACUUACUGCAUGAAAAUGAAUAAAUCUCUUUGACUUGAGUGGUUCUGACUGAGGAGGCUGAAUGUUAGAGAAGUGGGAGUGGUUUGUAUGCAUGUCUCUACAAAUCACUUCUGUUGCAUCACCGCAGGAGCUGAUUCAAAUCUGUGUUUCCUCCCCGUUCUCAGGGUUGUGAGGUUGGUGGAUAAACCCUGUUCGUGGUUGUAUGGGGCUUUAACAUGAUGAAGUCUUAUUUGCUGUCAUAAAUCCCACCUGUGUGGACCUAAACCUUGUUAGCCUAGGUCCUUAUCAUCCCUCAGCACACUUUUAGAGACUCUCUAAAGCCACUGAAUCAAAACAUACUGCUCCCCUCUGACAAAUUAAAACACGCCGCUAACAUGAAGUGUCAUGUUUAUUAUCUAAAAACAGCCCCUCACUGAAGGAGGAAACUUGAGCGCUGUUUCGCGUUUGUUUGGGUCUACUUUUUGAAGAGAUGGAUGGAUCCUGAGCAGGUCAAAAAUAAAACGGUGUGUGUUCAUUAUACGAUGAAAAUACAGACUUGUUACAUGUGCAUUUUUCCACCGGGGAGUCGUUAAAGUUUUUGGAAACUUUCAGCAUUUCAGGAACCCCUGGAGAGCCAGACUUGGAGCAAACAAACCACCUUAAACAAACCACCUUAAACAAACCCGUACUUUUUAGUUUGCGCCUGGUGUUAAUGACCUCAUUAUCACUCUGUCCUCAUGCUUAAUGUCCUCGUCUUGUUCCUCGGCGUUACGUAUGAAGGACACAGUCUCCAUGAUUCCUGAGAUCCAGCAUGUCUCCGACUAAAUCACCACCUGCUGUGAGCAAAUUAAAUAUUGACUCCUCGUAUUGACUUGUAGAUCUAAUUUGAAGUGAUUGCGGAAGAGAAAUAAUGGUGCAGAAAAAGAGUGGAGGGGGGCGGCUUUUGAUGGCGAGUAGUUGGUUGUUAACGGGCGGCGUAAUUGGCUGUAAGAAGUGAAUCAUUGAGUGGAAGAGGGGACUAGUUGAUGCAGAAGUCAGGGUCAGGUUGUGCGACGCAGAAUCGAAUAAGGAGGAAGUGAUUGGACAGGUUUGUACUGCAGGAAUAGAUGCUGCAGAUCCAGCUGAGAUGAUGGCAGCAGUCAGUGGGACGGCUGAAGAUGGAGGAAAUAAAUGACAGAAGACGGUUGGUGUUGAUGGAGGCCCCCGCUCUGCAGACUGAGGAUCCUCCUCCUCCUCCUCUGAGCCCCGCCGCGGUGCAGGAAAACUCAUCUCAGACGCAGCGCUGCAGAAACGGAGCGUCUUUCAUUCAGAUCCACUCUGUCAAUAUUUGCCCGCUGGCCUCAAACCAAAUACUCUGAUAUUGAAAGUCGUCACACUCGGCGAGGCACAAAGAAGAAAAAGGAGGGAGGAGAGAGGACUGCAGAGAAAGAUGAAGCUCCACUCCUCCUUCAUAAACUGUGAAAAGAAAAGCAAGAACGGGAGGAGUAUCCAAAGAGUGAUCGCUGCACUAAAGAAGCUGGAGAAGUCUCUGCUGUUUUAGGAUCAGGGUUUUCUUUCCAGGGUAAAAGAUGCAGCGUCUAGAUCUAGAGUUAAUAGACUUUAACAGUAACUGUGUCACAGACAAUGAAACGGUUUUGAGCCCAUGCAGUUAUUUCCACUAUAGAGUCCUGCCUGUUUUAAUGCAUGAAGGCUCCUUUUCCUUUUGAAUCUUUGAAUGAGGUUAGUUAGUUAGUUAGUUAGUUAGUUAGUUAGUUAGUUAGUUAGUUAAUUAGUUUGGAAAUUUGUCUUUAGUCUCAUCGUGUAAAAAAUAACAGAUCAACGGCAGCAACAAACACAUAACAAAUACAAAACAUCUUGGUAGCAAAAGAGGGAGGACAACAGUGGCAUGUACUGUACAUAACAGGCAGAUCUCAGGAGACAUAGGCCGACUAACUAUCAGUGCCCUGAUGGCGUUAGGAAUUUGCCUUAGGUACUUGAUAACGUCUGCCUGAACGAAGUAUAACGAACUCACCGUACAGUGGGGGAGAAGGAUCAUUUACUAUCUUAAUAUCUUAACUAAUCACUGCAGAUGAUGAAAUCCAGCCUUCCUUUCACAUUUGACACUCAGGAACUUUAUUCUGAAACUGUAGAACUAUCGGCUCACGCAGUCUCUCACAAAGUGGUGAAACUCUUCCUAGCGCCGGGCAGUUUAUCGAUUCCUAAAUUUAUAACAAUAACCAACGUGAUUUUGCACAUAUUGGUAUAUUCAGUGUCAAUGGUCUCAUGUCCUACAUCAGAGACGUGACUCCGCCACAUCCAGUCCGUAACAAAGAGGGAAAGACAUGUGAGGAGAUGGAGGACGCUUCAAAAGUUGUAGCGGCUGAAGUAGACGAAGUUAAUGUGGGAGGGGGUGAGCAGCUUGUGGAGUAGUUAUCGUCCAUUUAUUGUUAUCGAAGUGAACUGAUCAAUAUUUCCUGAUAUUGAUUUGAGGCCAUAUCACCCAGCCCUACGACAGAGACAUGCCUGUUUUAAUACAGCGCCACCUGAAGGCUCCUCCUUUUCCUUUUAGUACAGAGAUUUCUCCAGACUCUCAAAAUUAUUAAACAAUAUUAUUUACUUUAGAAGAUGAAAUCCACUCUUUCUUUCACAUUUGACACUCAGGAACUUUAUUCUGAAGCUGUUAAACUAUCAGCUCACGCAGUCUCUCACAGAGUGGUGAACCUCUUCCUGUAUUUCCUCCUCGAAGACUCAGCCUCCAUAACUUUUUUUUGUACCUUUUAGUCAUUUUGACCUGACAUCUAAACAUCAGGAGGUUCUCUCGAACAGAAGCUGUACCUUUGGCCUCACAGCUCAUGUUUUUGACUGAAAUAACCACCCUGAAGGUAAUCAAUAAAACAGAAACACCUCCUUCAGAUGUAGGAGCCGAACAGUGAAGGUGUGUUUGUGUCUCAGCAGGCUGCAGGUCUUCAGGUUCACGUCGAGUCCGGGUCUCUCUCCCUCUCUGACACACACUUUAAUUACCCACCAUAUGUCGAGUCUGCCUCCAACAUGUGGUGAACCGCAGCCUCUCUGUUUGGACAAAACGCUUCAUUUACAUCCAGUGCUCAGUCUCUACCUCCUGGCAUCAGCUCGGUAUCUGUCCUCUGCACGGAUCUGGCACUGAGUGCACUCAGAGGUUGUUGUGAGACGUGGAUGAGUAGACAGGAAAGAAAAAAGCAGGUCACGCUGUGUAAAUCAUCUUUAAAACAUGGAAACAGAAGGUUUGGAGGUCAGGGUUAUGUAUUUGUGCUAUAAAAAGAAGAAUUGGAGUGCUUCUGUGAUGUGUUUUACUCUGGUAAAGCAAUCAUUCGGUGAAAUUAUUGUCCAUCAGCAGAACUGAGGGUCACUAAAAACCCCUGAAUUACCGGAUCGGAGUUUAGUCUACUAAAAAAACUGAAUUUGACUUCUUUCAAUAUAAAAGUGACAAAAAAGAGGAAAAAUUCAGUGAAAUGUUUCCUCUGACAGAGGAAAAACUGUCUCGGCUUUGUUCGGUGGGGGAUCAGCUGAUGCUUUAGACCCCCAUGUUUCAUCCAUGGACCACCCCAGUACAGCAGCUAGACCCCUCCCCUGUACGGCUGAGUGUGUUGGGAUGUUUCCUCUCUCCCUCAGGCUGAGUCAAGAGAGGGGGGAGGGUUGGGAGGGACCGAAAAAAAAAAGAAAAGAAAGACUCUCCUUUGUCCCCUCUGGACGUCUGCAGGAAGUUCUCAAAUAUCUCAAUCUGAAGAGGAGCGGCAUUUGUGUUCGCAGCAGAUGUCCAGAUAUUACACUCGUGUUACUUUAAGAUGUUGAGUACAGUAAAUAUGCGACCAGUGAGAGCGAAAGGACAUCAUUUAAUACAGAGAUCUUACUGUGGAUUACCACUCAUGAGUUAGAGAUGAGUUUCAGUUUCACACUGAGGCGUCACUCUGGUUUACUUUGAAACAGAAGCUGGUUUUCUCCUCAUUAACGGGUCUUUAGUUUGCUGAAAUAUCCUCAUAGUGCAGAUCAGAUCAGUAAAAAGUCCAGAUUUGUCCUCAAAGGGAGAAGAAAACAACUUUUAAGAUAUUUGUUUGUUGGAUUCAUCUCUGAAAAGUCGUCUUAAAAACAGCCGUCUUGUUUUCAGCUCAAUAAAACAAGAUCCAGACAAAUUUUAUGAAACAUACAGAAUUUCUAAACAAUAAUCAGUGUCUCUUAGAAAAGCUGAAUCAGCUCUACAGACUCUAAGUGUUAAAACAGUCUAAUGAAGACUUUCUGUCUUUGACACUAAUUUAAAGCUGGUUUUCUGCAGGAUCAAUAUUUGACCUCUGGACUUACCCCGGAGGCACAAAGCUUUGUGACAGUUUGGAAAUGUUACACAAGAAUUCAUGAAGUAAAUUUGAAUGUAAAUCUAUUUUUUUCAAAAGAUGAUAACCUCUUAAAAAAGUGUAUUUGGAUAUCUGAAUUUCUGUAAGUAUCAAAGCGUUUAAUGCAGAUGCUGGUUUGUGUUUUUGGUGAGGAGUUUUGUGAAAAUAAAAGAUCAAAACAGUGAACUAAAGAAAAAAAAAAGAAGAAAGAGGUCAAAGAUGAAAACAUUCAAGUUAAGAUAAGAUAAGAUAAGAUAGGAUGUUCCGUCAAUAGUUCCACAACAUGGUGUAGAUACAAAAAGAGAAAAAUUUAAAGAUAAAGAAACUUUGAGUUAAAACAGGAUAUGUAUGUGUAUGCGUCAUAUUUACUGUAUCUGUACAGAAACACUUAGAUUAAAUCAUAAAAAUAUCAUAUUCAUCAAGAAAUCCUGACUUUUUGAAUAUUUAUUGUAAAGUUUUUGGGGUUGUCACCUCCUGUUUCAGCCCCUAGUGGCCGUCAGAUGAACUGCAGCUCGAGUGUGCACAUAUGUAAGCCGGUCUCUUGGUGUUUGUGCGCUGCAGUGUGUGUGUGUCGAGUGUGUGGUCGCUGCUCUUUGUGGCUGCAUCUGUCUGCCUCUAUUGUUUGCAGGAGUCCAUCUGCUGGCCUCCAACUCUGCCCCUCCUCCCCCUGCUCAGCAACAAACACCCCCAUCCCCAUCCCCACCCUCCUCCUCCUCCUCCUCUCGUCCUCUCUCUGUGUCCCCCUGCCUCUUCGGGGGGAGCCAGCUGUCCCCCCUCCUCCUCUCCCAUCGCUGAGGUUUUAGUUUAGAGACAGUGAUCAGAGUUGCGGAGGCCUUCAGUCCACUUCAGACAAACUUCUCAGAGCUCAAACAUCAGAGGAAGCUCGAUCCAUCUUUAGGUGUGAUUACCUGCUCAGAGAGGCGUAAGUGUGUUCAUUUUCCUCUGUUUUACACGUGAUGAUAUUCAGCAUGGAGAUAGCUUCAUUAUGUAUGUGCAUAUAUCAGUGGGAGGGAGCAGAAAGUAAUUUCAGACUUAAAUGAAAUGACAGAUGUUUACUGACUGUCUGAGAGUUUUUCAUUAACACCAGACGAGUCCAAGCUAACGAUACAAGAUGACUGACAGGAAAAAUAUCAAAUUUCAUUCUCUGUGAUGAUAAAUUCAUGUAAUUUAAUGAUAUUGUGGAGCAAAAGCAUAAAAUAUUCUUCAGCUACAGCCGCUAGUUUCAGCAGAGAGUGGUUUUCUUUCUUCAAUUUCAGAAACAAUUUGAUAUUUUGGACUUUCGACUGCUGCUUUAGAAGAGCAUUGAUUUAUGCAAAUAGCUAUUAGUUUUAUCUUCGCUGCUUUUCUCUGAGUUUACCUGACUGUAAUAAGUUUUGAAAAGUUUGACGACAUUAUUCCAGGGUGAUUUUGAGGUUUUAAUUUAUGAAGUUUUUAUCCUACACAGCUAAGAGACGAAUUGAAUCAAUAUUCAGUCAAUGGAUUAUUGACCUCUUGGCCUUUUGUAGAUCGUGUCAGUGUUUUAGUUCACUGUUUUUCUAUGUUUCACUUUGAGGUAAAUGGAUGCUUUGUGGUUUAAAGCUGUUUAGGGGAGUUUCAAAUUAUAAUCCCAUUUCCAAAAAAGUUCGGUAAACACAGUAAAAAGUUGAUAAAAACAGAAUUUGGUGGUUUGCUAAUCAUUGAAACUCGAUGUUUAAUUGAAGAUAGUGCAAAGACGACAUGAAGUUUCUAGAAAGUAGUUCCAGGGUCUUAAUUCUUAUCAUGUUGCAUCAGCUCUUCUUUUCCCAACACUCUGUAAACGUCAGUGAACUCAGCGGACUAGUAACUAGAGUUUGGAAAGCGAAAUGUUGUCCCAUCUUUGCCUGGUAGAGGAUUGUGGCAGAACUACAAUCAGGUCAGAUAUGCUUUUGGAAUUCCUGCAGAAUGUGGUUUGACAUUGUCUUGCUAAAAUGUGCAACUCAGUUUUCUUGGUAAUGAAGUUGUUUAUCAAACCAAACUGAACUUUCUGCCUAGUUUCAGUCAUAAACAACAAAUGAUAUUCUUGCUGUAAAAGGUUGAUAAUGGUCGUGAUUCUGGGCUGUAAACACCUUUUUUUUUGGACAUUGAUUGGGUUUGAUUGAGUGUUUGGAUCAAUAGUUCAAAAGUGCACAUUGAUUUCUGGGCUGAAUAAAGUCAUUGAUACCACAGUAGAUAUGUUUGGAUGCUGGUUAUGUUGAUUUAUCCGUGGUAAUCAUAAAAGUAACAUAUGGAGUACAUUCAGUUUGGUUGUGCCAGUUUUUCUGCAGUUCAGGGGGGAUUAUCUGUAUAACCGAGGGCGUUCAGGGUCAUACUGUCCCCUUUUUUUGUGUUUUAAAUUUGGAUGAUGAAGAGGGACUUUAAUAUCCUCUUAAACUCAAACUGAGAUGACUCCUUAUUGGGUCAGGGCCUCUCUGAGUUAGAUGAUGUGAAAGACUUGAUCCUGUCUGCAGUGAACUGUUAGCUUAGCUGGUCUGCUGCUUCUCCCAACAGUUUCUUCUUAAAGGGGCUCCUAUCAUGGCUAACACAGUUUCUAGUAACAUGUAACUCGUCGGUGUCGCUUAAAAAACCUAAAAUAUUCCUUUAAAAGUUAAGAAGCUUAUAUGGUUAAGUUUUGGGAAUCCGUAUAAACAGCAGAGUAUCAUCAGCAUACGGUGAUAGCCAAAAUUAGGUUUCUAAAACUUAAAGGGUUUGUGUUUCUUUAGUUUUGCCAAAAAUGACAGAGGAGUUUGAUUUUCAACCAGUUUCAUUCGAACAAGACAAAAAUCAACCAACCUACCACCAUAUUUUUAUAAUUCCUGCAUAAAUGUCGUUCAGUAGAAGUAUAAAUUCUCUGACUUAAAUCUCUUUUAGGAUCCAGAUUCUGACGUUUGAUUUUCCAUCUCUCUCGUUUGUUUAUUUUCUGCUGUGGCAGCAGAAAAGAUAAAACUGUCAGAAUUAACUCAACAGAUGUCUUUAAUCCCGGCUAAUCCAACAUGCUAAACGCUUGUUUUCUCUGCAGCGAGCUCGAGGGUGCCGACCCCAAAAUUGAGGCUCCCCACAGGCCAGUUGGACCCCCUCAGACCCCCCUCUGGUCCUGGUCUGGCGUUUCUAGCCUGCCAAGUAGAGGCUGAAUUAAUAAAGUGUGUGUUCACGCCUGUUUAUGACAGCGAGGAGGAGAAAACUAGACAAAAAUAUGACUUUUGAGGUUUAUUUUGCUUUUCCAUCUGUUCCCAUCAGAGGAAUUUUGAAUUUAUGAAUUUCCUGCAACACGGGAACCAAUCACUUUCUUCUCUUGGUCUUUUUUAUGUUCAGUCCUAUAAUCCAUCUUUCCUUUGUUGUAAUGACUGCACCAAUGAACAUAUGAGCUUUGAUUGCUGCACAGAAAUGACCGUUUAAUGUUUACAGCGUCUAUAAAACUACUGUCAGACUUCUGCUGCCGUCUAACAACAACCGAGGCCAUAAAUCCUUCUUUUAGACACUAAUUUCCCCCUCACAUUUCAGAUUCCUCCAUUAGAUAACUUUUUAUUCCCUCGAUUUAGUUAUAUUUCCCCUGUAAUGACCGAAUGUGUUCGCUCAGAUUAAUAAUUUGUGCUCUCGAACGAUGAAAUCAUGGUUUGAAAUGGCUUCAUUUACCCCUCCUUCCUUCCUGCUGUGCAUCCAAAAACCUUGAAGAUGAGUUUUUAUGAACUCGAUCAUCCACAGUGUCAUCAGUUUUCACAGUGAAACCAUCUGUUAGCCUUUAAAAGAAUGUCAGAGAUAGACAUUUGAGUGAAAUAGAUGUGACUUCAAGUGUGUUAGGCCAGAAUCAGUUAGACUAGAGUCCAUGCUAAGGUGAGGGUGAUAAAGGAGACAAAGAUAAAUGGACAGGAAGUGAUUAUCUUGUGCUUUUAAUUUGAAAGGAUUAAUUACAGCUUGGUGGCACCAGUUGCUUAAGAAUAUGAAUGUAAUGUAAAGGUAUAGACUUGAACUUAGAGGAUUAAAUUAGGCUAAUUUAUCAUCAGAGUCAUUCUGGUGGAAUAUCUUCACAGAUGAUACCCAUCUUGGGUUCCAGGUGGAAGUGACCAUAUAAGGACAUAUAAGGGAAGGUGCUUUAGAAGUCAGCAAAGUUGUUGGUUAACGCGAGUUGGAGCUUAGAUGAUAAAAUAGAUUCAUUUAUAGCUUUGUGAUUGUUAUGACCAAGCUUGAGGUAAAUGAGGGUAGGGCUGGGCGAUACAGCCUCAAAUCAAUUUCACGAUAUAUUGAUCAGUUCACCUCGAUAACGAUAAAUGGACAAUAUCUACUCCACAAGCUGUUCACCCCCUCCCACAUUAACUUCGUCUACUUCAGCCGCUACAACUUUUGAACCGUCCUCCAUCUCCUCACCUGUCUUUGCCUCUUUGUUACGGACUGGAUCGGGUGAUCAGCAUCUUAAAGGGACAUGAGACCAUAGCCUACCUACACACAUCCAAACCCAACCUUUAUUUAUCAAUUUUUUUCGACACCGAAUAUAUUGACAUGGGAAAAAUGACAUUGGUUAUUGUCGUAAAUUUCAGUAUUGGUAGAUUUUCGGUUUAUCGCUCAGCCCUAUAUGAGGGAUUCAUAUUUUUUAUAUAAUCGGCCUGAAACGACCAUCACGUGUUCGGUCAGUCGCUUUCCCUUAAACUGUUUUUAAUCCACCACUUCAUUCACAGUCUAAACUGUUGGCAGGCUUGUGAUGCUAGCUCUGCUAAUGUUAGCCUGUUAGGAGAAUUUUCUUUAGCCAAUCCCAUCAGCCUUUAAGGUGGUGGAGCCAUGCAUCUCAAGUACCAUGGAUACGUUGAUGUUAGAUUGCUGGAGCCGGGGGGCCUCCGACAACCAUCCGACAAAAAACCUUGUACACAUUUUUGACAUCACUCAGGUUACCAAAAUAUGUUACGCUAUGAUAUUCCCCAAUAUUGUCUCUCCAUAUGUUUACCUAGGGCUCCUUAAAAUAUGUUGUCCUUUGUUUUUACCCUACAUAGACUCUUCUUCGGGUCAAAUAAAUGCCAGCAGAAUGAUUGGAAAUGUGGACGACUAUGUAUACUGGAACAGUCUCAGACCAGUCUUUGUUACACUUGUGGCAUGAUGCAGCUGCAAUCAGUAAAGCUUGUCAAACUGAACAUGCCUGUGGACCUUCCAUUGUUUCACGUGUGAACCUGGGCUAGGCAUCCUUACAUAGCCACACUCAGCAAACCUAGACUCUUGCUAAAAGUGUGCUCAGCGAUGACUACUCUGAGUGUUUCCUGCUCUUCAGACGAGUUGGAUGGCUAGAAUUUAGAUUUCUCACUUUAGAGCAUCUCUGAUUCAGUCCCCCAGAAAAAGAAAACCUUUCACGCUGUCAAAAAUAGAUUUUUUUGGCAAUCAGGCUUCUCCGGCCAGCAGCACAGGUCGAUGAAAUAUCUGACCUGCAGCCUGGCUUCACACAAACACUGACAGGAUCUUUCUGCAUAUGAUUCUCAACUCGGGGCUAAAGAAGGCCAACUACCCCAGUAUUUCUCUUGUUAUAAAAACCGAGCGCUGUCUCUUAGACUGGCUGUCUCUUUAUAGUUUUGUUGGUGUUUUCUCUGUCAUCAUGUGGACUUCUCAGCUGUGGCAGUAUAGCAGCAGAAAUUGCUCUGGCGUUUUGAAGUGUAGAAACUGUGGGAAGGGGAGUGAGCGGUCUGAAAGUUUACCAGACGGUUUCUGGGUAUUUAAAGCACAGGGAAAACUUUGCUUUUGUUUACACACAGACAGAAACAGUGAGAUUAAUUUGCAGGUGAGUGUAAAUCACAGUAGUCAGACUUAAGAGCACCAGGUGUAAUCGUUUUUUUGGCUGAAACUGGUCCUGAUAGAACUCGCCUGCACAUAGAAACGCUAACCUUCCGUUUAAUCGCUGCCGCUAAUGUUUCCUGCUGCUCCUCCUGCCAUCUUUCAUCCUCUGAUUAUCUGCGAUUAGGAGCAGAGAGUCCACAUGAUCAGUGGACGCGGCGUCGGCUCUAUAAUUUCUGCACUUAAUAUAGAGUUUGACCUUUCGGCGCACUGCGAUGGUUGCCGCCGCUGGUCAAUAUUUUGCCUGUCGCUGAAGGUGCGAGCGGCUCGGUCGGCAAAUAAAUGUGUUCAUUAGAGCGUCGGGGCCCGAGCCACAUUCUUUUCCUCGAUGCUCACAUCGUCUCGGCUUCAGGAGGUCGUUUAGCUCGGCCUUCAGUGAUAAACGCAGAGGGAGGGCGGCCAUGUUUCUCAAUCCUGCAGAGAUUAAAGUUCGCACAGGUGAGAGUGUUUGGAUCUGCAAAACGGAGUUUACUCCAGGAGGUAAAGUGAUUAUAGAUAUAACAGCUGCAUGACGACACUUUGAAGAAGGUUUUACUUUAUUAAGUUUGUUUCUAACAGAAUAAAAUCCACUUCUUCUUCUUCUCUUUGUUCUCGUUGGAGAGCUAAUCUUCAGUCAGAGAUCACAGAGACAGAGCGAGCUGGCUGACAUGAUAUUUAACGGGCAAUAACAGCGGAGGGAGGCUGUUUUAGAUUUCAUCAUUUAUUUUUAUGGAGUGUUUCUGCAGAGUGAGAACAGCAGGCAGCGUCAGCGUGAAGCUACAUCCUCCAUUUCUCCACAAAUCAACACGUCGCCUCUGCCGCGCGGCCUCAGAUUUCUUUAAAUCCCUCCAUCCUUCACCCUCUCUUUUUUUUAUCAGCCUCCAUUCAUCUAAACACACAGCAGCACCCUCACUUCUAAAAACCCAAUUAGCAGAGAUUUGUGAUUGAAAUCUCAGCGAUGAAGAUGAGGAUGAUGAUAGCCGGAGAGUGGCAGCGGGCUCUGAUCAGAAGCAGUUUUUCUUUCUGUUUGUUGUCGAUGAAAUAUCCUCUGGCGCUGCGCUGAGAGUUCAUUGAUGAUAAACAAAGCGAGCUGCUGUGAUUUCUCUCCGCUCCAAAUAACUGAGAGGAAUCAAAAGCAGCAGGCCGCCAGACAAACAGUGAUUAGAGUAUUGAUCGAUUGAAGACGCCAUGUCACUAAUUCUGUCUCAGUAAUUAAAGUUUCUCUCUAUUCACAGAGUCAGCACUGCUUUUUCUAUUUUUCUUAUUCGGUCUGAAUAAACAGCUGCUGAUCCUGUUAUCAAUAAAACAUGAUAUCACAAAGCGUCUCUGGCUUUCAGGCCGGAUAAACUCGACUCAUAGUGAAAAUUAAAGACGAGAACAAAACAGGAAGCCUUUCGCCUGAAAUAUGACAGAAUGAAAGUAAAACAGGCUGAAAGUGCAGCGACAUGAUCCUUCAGUUCAACUAACCGUAUGGAAGUAUUGGAAACUACCACAUCUCUGAAUAUCUGUGUUUGAAAGGAUACACCUCUGUUCAUGGUAGGAAAAAGGAUAUAUACAAAAUAAGACAAAGAUGGGAUGGGAGUAGGGAUGAGAAUCUAUAACCGGUUCUUUUCUAGAACUGGUUCCCAGUGAUUCGAUUCCUAAGAAUUGUUUGUCUGCCUCCUUAAGGAUUCUACUUAUCGGUUCCAUGUGUGAUGACGUAGUACGCGAGAGGUGUGUUUUGGUUCAGAACUUUCCAGCAUGGCGUCGAGGCAAAAGCACUCCAAAGUUUGGUUGUAUUUCACGCAAAAAGAUGAUAUCGGGGCAACUUGCAACACUUGCAAAGCUUUAAUUUCGUCGGAACAUAUGCCGAAACAUUUGUCCACCCAGCAUACAAUUAAUUUGUGGGAGUGUAACGUGUUUGAUACGCUACUUAGCGAAGGCGAGACUGGUACAGGCAGAAGCAGGAGCAGAGCUAACGUCUCGGCGUCAUCUGCUUUAAAUGUUGAAGGUAACGUUUAAAGGUCGCUUGAUGUGUAUAGUCAUAUUUCGUAAUUUUGCGUUGCAUAUUUGUGUCGUUCCUGGUGUGUAAGGACCUUAACUCCUCUAGGUCCUGUUCGUUGUGUAGAAGUUAGCGCCAAUCGUAUCGAUAAGAGAAUUGAUAAUGGAAUCGGAAUGGCUAUAUUCUUAAAUUCCCGUCCCUAGAUUGGAGUGGGUCUGAUCUUACAUGGCGGGGCUCAAUUCUUUCCUGUCUUUACUUUGGGUCUUUGUUAACGGAGUACAGUCUAGACCGGCCUGUUUUUUUAAAGCAUCUUGGGAUAACGCUUGUUAACUGCCGCUUUAGUCGUACAUACAGAUAGAAAGAUAGAUUGAUGGAUUGAAAUAUCAUCAUUUAUUGUGCGUCCCAGUGAAGGCACAAAUAAACGCAGACCUGACCAAAUAGAGCUGGUUGGUGAAAAUCAUCACCAGAUUAACAACCUGAGCCUGUUGGGGUCAAAAAGAGGAACUUUUACUGGGUGAAAAAUGACGUUAACAGUGAUUCUGUUUCUCUGCAGACUGAAAAAUUUUACUGAAUUAAUUUAAAACUUUUUGCAAACUGUUUUGAGUGAAUCUAACAAAAUGGAUCUGAACACUGAGAGCGUGAGACCGCGCUCUGUUUAAACAUCUGCUAAAUGUGUAAUUACUAGCCGCAGCUGUCAUUGAUCCGCGGAUCAAUAAAUGGACUGAUCGCCUCGGUGCUGUUCAUGAACAUUUCCUGCAGCUGAUGCCUCGUGCCACAUUCCUCUGAACUCUGUUUCACAGGAACCAAAUGAGACUCGGGGCGUGUUUGAUUUGCAUUUAAAUGGAUUUAUUGUCCGCCGACGGUGUGAUGGGUGGAGACUGACCACAUGACCACAUUGUUGUCUCUCUCUCUCUCUCUCUUUUUUUUUUUUGCUAUGAGAGGAAAUUAGAAGUUUAAAUGAGAAACCCAGAGUUGCUGCCUGAAUGUAAGGCUGAGGGAGUGCAUUAUGAAGAUUUUAAUGUGAUUUUUAUCUACUGUCGGACUAAAGCAGAGCAGAACGACUGAAAAUAAACUCAUAAUAUGGAGACUGAAUAUCUGAAACACAACAAUGAUCAUGUAAUGGCAGCGCUGGCUCUUUUUUUUCUUGACUGAUAUGAAACAAUGAAAGCUGAGCUGCUUAAACGCUCCAUGAUCACAGAGUAAAUUUAGGCUUUUCUCUUUGAGUGUCUGCAAUUUAAUCCACAAAACGGAUGCAUUAGAGUUCAAUAAUCAACCGAUUUAAUCAAUAGGAAGAAGCAGGAUCUGAAUCAGGCUUUGUGCUGGACUUGGUGAGCUUGGUGAGGGAACUCCGAGUUAAAACGAGUGGAUCCAGCCCUGCUCUGAAUCCCAAUCAGCCCCUCUUUGGUCAGAUUUAGAGGUUCAGGUUUCGCCUCACUGACGCUUACAUCAGCCCGUCCCGGGAGCCAGAAUCACCUCUGGACCGUCUCCCCGCUGGGUCAGAUCCACCGCUCUUCAUCGCAGCUGGAGCAAACAUCGUGUUUCCUGUUGUGUUUGCUGGCUGAACUUCCACCUCCACAUGUGGAGCAGCCGGGGCCUCGGUCCCUGAUGCCCCCCUGGGCCAGAGUGUGGGCGGCGGUCCAGGCUCUGUUCUCUGUGCCCCCGUUGAUAAGCUGUCCCCGUGCCAGAGGAAGAGGUUUUUUUGCUCCUACAGGGGAUUGUUUUCCCACCACAACAGAGUCCAUUUACUCCGACUCUGAACCUCGGAGCAGCUCGCUGCGUCUCUUUACUGAAUAUUUUCUCUUCCUGAGACUUUUUAGAGUUCAUUCGAGUCGCAGAUUCAGAUUUUUUGCUCAGUGAUCUUCGAUUUUGAUCUUUUGAACUCGCGCUGACAUCAAAGUUGCACCAUUAGGUCCAUUUACUCUGCGCUCUGGAGCUGAAGCUCGUCUACAUUUUCCCCGCCUUAGCAGAAGCAGAUUGUGCAAUUGUGUAAAAGUUGAGAAGAAAUCUUCACUAACAGAGCAGAACAUGUGAUGAUGAGGCUCCUGGCUGUGGUCAAAGCUGGUGGGAUUUAGUCAGCUUAAGAGGAGAGUCUCUCACUGUAUUUUCACCUUGAAUACUCGAGAACACUUCACAGCUUUUCCUUUUUUCCCUGACAUAAAACCAUGAAUGCAGGAUCUAUUUUAAGGCAGUCUUUUUCUUUUGUCGAAUAACUACAAUGAAAGAUUUGAUUUUUUCUCCAUCACUGCGAGUAUAAAAAGGCCAAACUGCAGCCGUGCGUCUCCUCAGCACCUUUCAGGACUGAAGGGCCUCGUCUGUAAAUGGAGCGUAAACAAAGAAAACGUCUGGCAGCUGCACUGAUGGAAAUCUGAACAGCUACUAAUGCAUUUUUCAGCAGCCCCGUUAUCUCAAAGGCACACUAUCAAAACAGAGUACAUAAUGAGUGUGGAUAAUCCUGUCCGCUCGGCAGUAAACAGCGCUGGGCCGACAGAUGACCUUAACCGUGGCUGUCAAGCGGUGGCGGCGCUCUCAAUUAAAUUCUGCCAGAUGAGUGAAAGAGCGGCGAGCUCAGAGAUGCUCUGAUAUCAGCUCGACUCGAACCGAAGGAGAGUUUGGAGAGCAGGACGUUUUUAAAGUCAACACAGAAAGAGUUUAAGGAUUCUGCUUUUGCACUUAACCUCUCCAACCCUGAGUUAUCCUUUCAGAUACCCCCAGAUGAGAGACUUCAGAUGGCACCAUAUCACUCCAUUUCCCAAAGCUGAAGGCAGUAAAAGAAGUUAAAACAAAAGGACUGAAAGGAAACGAUGUGGAGACAAAGUUUGAGCCGCAAGAGAGUUGAAUGAGCUGAACUGAAUGUGAUUUAGGGAGUUCAGUAGCAGUCAGGGUUUGAGAUGUUACGUGACUUGUGACGUCCCCGGUUGUUUCAAAAACAGUUUGUUCAACUUGAAGGUUCAGGAAAGUCUUGUGUGUCAAAAGUAAGACCAAUGAAAGUUUCAGGAAAAGUUGGCAACUCUUCCAACUACCUAUCAUGGCAACUACAGUAAAGAAAUUAGGGCUCUAAUCAACCGAAGAAAUUCUUGGUUGACUAAAACCUUGAAAUUUUCGACCAAAAAUUGACUAAUCGAUGGAAUCCUAACCCUUCUGCGGCGGGGACAACGCAGCUCGUAAAGGUAAAAAUUUACUGAUAUCAGCACUAGAAGGCGAUUAAACACAAAAGGCUAAAAUAUAAUUAUUCAACAAACCACUGGAGGUUGAUCAACGUGGACGCUCUUCAAUCUUCCUGUCUAUAGCCGGUCUCCAGUGGGUUGGGCGAAUCCAAUGUUCUGAUACUACCUGAAGGGGUGCUCUGAAAACAUUCCCAUUAGCACUUGGUACGUUCCUCUUGAUGGAAUCAACCAUAGACUGUAAAUUCGAGUAGACCAAUUAGAAUUUUGGUCGACUCAGCACGUAUCGACCAAUAAGUUGACCAGUCGACUAGGACUUCACAGCUCUAAAAGAAAUACAAACAAGGGUGAACAAGGGUCGGCAGGUAAACGGGAAGCUUUAGGUCAUUAUCAGGUAGCCCCGCCCCAAAGCGUACCUUGGUUUGUUAUCUCUCUAACUCUAAAUGAGAUUGUAAUUUACCAAUUGAGCAUCAUGAUGUUUUUAGGAAGACAGUCGACUACAGACUGAGACAAUGAACUCCUCUGGAAAAUAUUCACUGAGGGAAUAAAUCGACUGAGGAGUAGGAGUAGAGCUGUAAAGAGGUGAAUCUGUUUUUAGUUUUUACCAGAGAUAAAGUGAAAGAAAAGGAGCGAAGUAAAUGUUCUGUUUCCUUUAGUACAGUGUCUUCUUUAUCCCCCAGUCACUUCUCGGUAUCUGCUCUGCCACAUGAACCUGCUCUCCUCCUCCUCCUCCUAUCAGCAGCUGUUUCUCAGCUCUGCCAGCUCUCAGUGCUUCAGCAGAGAUGACCAGCUCUGCCGUUCCAGAUGACUUCUCUAUCUCAGGCUCUUUUAAACUGGAGAGAGUUCCCAAAGUUUCAAUUAACUUUCCCCCUCUGCUGUGUGGGGAGGAGAAGGGAGGAUAUUCUAUCUGUGAACACUAAACCCUGUGAGAGAGAACAACUCCUACUGCUGCACCAUCACAGAAAUGUGGACGCCGCUAAUGAAGCAAAACAGAAAUCUGAGUCAUUUUAAAGUCCAACCCGGAGAUAGUUUUGUGGAAUAGUUUCUCCCUGUUUCAGGGUCAGAUUCUUGAUCAUGUAAGUCGUGUACCAGUGCAGGUUCUCGCCAAUUUGUUUGGUGUUUUUCCGCCUCUGCAUCCACCUGCACUGGGCACCAUUAAGACAGCCAAUCAGCACAGUCUCUCAGUGUUGUAACAUCUCUACUCACUUAGAUCACUGCGUGGAUAAUGAGGGUAGAAAGUAGGGCUGGGCGAUAAAACCAAAAUUUGUCCAUACUGAAAUUUACUACAAUAACCAACGUCAUUUUGCCCGUGUCAAUAUAUUCUGUAACAAAUAAAUAAAAGUUGGUUUUGAAUGUGUGUAGGUAGGCUACGGUCUCAUGUCCCUUUAAGACGCUGUCCUACGUCAGAGACAAGACUCCACCCCAUCCAGUCUGUAACAAAGAGGGAAAGACAGGUGAGGAGAUGGAGGACGGUUCAAGAGUUGUAGUGGCCAAAGUAGACGAAGUUAAUGUGGGAGGGGGUGAGCAGCUUGUGGAUUUGUUAUCGUCCAUUUAUCGUUAUUGAGGUGAACUGUUCAAUUUAUCACGAUAUUGAUUUAAGGCCAUAUCGCCCAACCCUAGUAGAAACUGAGAGGCUGCAGAUCUUCCACAGAAUCGGUGAUAUUUUCCUUCAAAACCAAAACUUUGAUCAAAAAGUCACUGAACUUUGAUAUUCAUAACACCACACCAACAACUACACUUAAAACUCUGCCAACCCAAGAAGUCAGUACCCUAAAGACCUUCAAACUAUCACGUCAAUGCCUCCAUUUUAAUUCAAUCCUAAUCCACAGAGACAACAGUGCCUUCCCAAGCAAUGGAAUAGUAAAGAUGACCCAUGAAUUUUUACCAAAAACUUAUUUUUAGAAAAUCAACGAAAACCCCACCUAUGAACAUCUAUCCUUACAGCAAUACUUUGACAAAUACACAACAAUUUUUGGCUCUGAAAAUACAAAAACACUCUAAAAAUAUUCAUUUACACACAGACUGAUCUAAAGUAGAGUGUUGGAUUGUUUAGUUCUUUGUUGUUUAGCUGUAAAUAAACUUCAUUUUGGACGUAUAUCAGUGAUUUCAGAUUAGUCCCAUGCGGAUGGAGUCCUCUUUCAAUCUGGAGCAUACACAGUUGGUGGUGAUUUGCACCACUUUGAUGUGCACCGGUUUGGAGCUGGACAAUGUGCCAAAGUGAGCCGUCGGCUCUUAAAGACGACUUUAACCCGUGUAGCAGCAGAAAAUUGGGCGUGCAUCAGAAGGCCCAUUUUCCUCUCAUCACGGCGUCCGCUCGCCAUUAGAGCGUCUCUGCGAGGAUGAAAGGUGAGCUGUGAGUGGACGCUGAUGAAAGCUACCGCUGACCGAGUCUAAUUUAACUCAGGGAGAUGUAUGGAGAAGAUGGCUCGUUAAGAUGGGUCCCCUGACGACGUUUUUAACAACUCCUCAUAAGAAUCGUAUCCCCUCAGGUGUAAAUGUACGUCCUGAGGUCAGUGCGUCACUUUGAGUCCCAAAGCCACUAACUGAGCAAGAAAUAAUAUUCAAUAAUUAUUCAAAAACUCCCCUUGAAAAUUUUAAAAGCAGUGUGCAGCUUUAGAAAUAAAUAUGAGGGUGUCAUCAGUCAAAGAAAUUACUUUUGACAUACCUGAUAUUGCAUCACAUGUUUUAUAUUAAUCAUGAAUAAGUGAGGACCGUGUACGGACCUUUGGGGGACACCGUUUUUUAUUGUUUAAAAGCCAGAAGAUAACUCAGCUACUUAGACUUGUUCAUCCAGCCACCCAGGUAGUUUCUGAACCAUUUCACAAAUUUUUUUAAGACCCUCUUUUGUCAGCCAGCUCUGUAAAAGCUGCACAAUAAAACCUAAAAAUCAAUUUUUAUUUGUCAGGCAAGAAGAAAACCUUUCAAGCAUGUUUUUUCGCUCAGCGUUGGAGAACAAAAAGAUGCACUUUUUGAGCCUCUGUGGUGCUUUCUCCUGCACCCUGCGCCCCUUCAUAUCUGGAAAUCCAUACCUGAGAGGUUGUAAUGGUGCCACAUGUGCAAUCAGCCCCUUCCCCAGAGACACUCGUGUGAACCUGGAGGUGACGAGGACGACGCGGUUUGGCAGCCGGCCUGAAUGUCAAUAGAAGAGCUGCAGAGAAGAAAGCAGCAGUACUUCUAAAAACUGUCAGCAGUUCAGUCGUACAGAAACCUGGAGUAACGUGGCGGCUCUGUCUCUGUCUCUGGAUGUGAUUUCUUCUUCUGGGGUUUGAAUUGGCAGGAUGAGCACAGUAGGUUUUCUCUGACAUUUGUGGAAAUUGUCCCCGUACAAAGCAGAGUCAGGUGAGAUGGAGAUAAAGAUGGAGUGUAAGACGUGUCAUUACAUUCAAGUCACAGAGCGUUUUCCUACAAGAUUAAUCCCCGACUGUCUUUGAAAAUCCUAGAAGGUCAUUUUACAACAUUUAAUGGAGGUUUGAAGAUAUUUCGCAGAUCCUCAAAAGACUGGUUCAAAAAUGUUUCAACAGCUGCAGGAUUGAAAAAGACUUUUCAGGCCUUCAAACAAAGUGUGACGACUGAUACAGGAUUUCUGACGCUGAUUUAUUUCAGAUCAGUCAUUCACCUUUUUAAAAGACACUUGGAGGCAUUUUUGUGGUUUUAUUGGCAGAUAGAGUCAGAAACAGAGAAGAGAGAUUGGGGAUGGGCAUCACUUUGAGGACUGUAGUCCAAGAAAAACAAAAAAAAAAUGGAAAAGACUCCUUAAAUUUUGAUCAAUGAUGACUGAAAAGUGUUUUAACUUACCCUUGUGUAGGGAUGGGAAUUUAUAAGAUUUUAUUGAUAUUGAUGCCAUUAUCGAUUCUGCUUAUUGAUUCAAUUCUUAAACGAUUCCCCUAUCAAUGCCUUUCAUUGGUUUAAAAAAAGUAGACUAUAGGUUUUCACCGUUAACUCCAAAUUUUAUUGAGUCUCUGAUAACAGAAAAAGAUGUAAGAGUCUAAAAAUCGCAACUAUUUGUACAGCAUUUACCUCAGUUGGUAUUAAGUCAAAUUAGGGUGAACAUAUUCUGGAUCCCCAAAAAGAGGACACUACCACACAGGGCAGAGUCGCACGCAAAAUUUUGAAAGUUUUUGCGGGUUUGAUUGAGUAUUUUUUACGCGCUUCUAACUCAGUUAGUCUACGCUACACAAACUCAAAACUUCCGUACAAAACCCUGAAUAUUUGAAGGAUUUUAUAAACUCCCCCGGACAAGGCCGGACAGCCCCCCAAAAAAGAAGACCAAUGGUCACCCUAACGUACCUUCCAUGUCGUGCUGAGACAGUGCAACAGCGGCUGACGACCAGCGGAGAGCAUAGAAUACGUACAUUUGAUGCCGUGACCCAUUGACAAAUGUCUAAGCAUGUUGCUGGUCUUUCCACCCUUGCAUAUUUUCACUGCUUGACAAAAGUGUCAUGUCGCGCUGUUGUCGUCUUUCUUAAGAUCAUUUCUGCCUACUUUUCGUACUGGUUCUUGUGAGAGUGUUUUUUAAGGCGCCUGGAAGAAAGGAAUCGUUAAGGGAAUCAUCAAGAUCAAAUGUAAACGAUGUCGAUGGAUUGAACCAUUUGGAACCGGUUCCCAGCAAGAACCGGUUCUCUAUUCCCAUCCCUACCCUUGUGCUGUUAUUGACCUACAAUAUCAAUAUUACCUCUGGGAUUUGGGUUUUACAGCUCCCACUGAUUCAGGAUGUAGUUCAUGUAGCACAGAACAGACUAAAGUCCAGCUGCAGUUGAGGCUUGAUUAAGGGAAAUGUCCUGGUUCAAGCCUACAAGUAUCAGGCGCCAGUGGAUUCACAAAGUAUGUCCGUGCUAAACACAAAAUGAGUCUCUGGUCUGGGGUCCAGGGCGACCCUUCCUUUCUUACACCCCUAAGGCCCUCAACUUGAAAACAACGUGCGAUGCAUUCAGGUUUUUUUUUACAGACUUUGUGCAUGAGCAAAGGUUGUUUCUUCAGGGGUAAAUAACUCCUCCAUUGUUGUUGAAUCACCAUGAAAAGCACCCCUGAGUCGGCCAGUUAAAUAGUGUUUUUAAUAAGGGUGCUAAUUAAUUAGAGGCUCUUUUGCUCGGGGUUAAAACUCCAUGCAGGGUUAAUUAUUCAUGAGGUGAUGGAUUCAGAUGUUUUGCAUGGAUGGAAAAAAAGGCAAAAAAUCCUCAAGUUUUCAGCAUUGGUUCAAAGCUCUUCGAAGGUGCGAAACGGUGAAUAUUUUUCAUGAUGCAGUUCGAUUCAUAAGGUUUAUUUACCUUUGAAAGCCUUAAAAAAACAUCCGGUCUUUUGCAGCAUCGGUAAAUCAGUGAAGGUUAGAAUAACUUGAAGGCUCUGACGUGGUGUUUCACAGCUAACUGUUGCUUUCUCAUUUACUUCAUCAUCCAGGGUGUAAAUAAAACAGACUGAGAGCUGCUGGAAAAGUCGAUCAUCUUCCAUUUUUCAGCAGCGCUGCAGAUUUUUAUGACCUGGGUUCACUCAGGUUGUGUUUUGUUGACUUAUUUAAACCUGUAAAUGUUUCAAGAUGUUGUUUCUUCUCAUCUCCAUCUUUGCUUCACCAAACGGCACCUGCAGACAUUUGAUUUGACUCUGUGCUCAGUUUCUGUGUUAAUCUUUGCACCUUUAAGUGCUUAUUUCUUUAUUUAUUGGUGCAGCUGUGCACCACUUUAUUUGCAGAGUGUCCAUCCUUGAAUCUUAUUCCAAAAGGUCUUGGAGCAUCUUAAACGUGGCUCUCUGAUUCUUGCUGUUAUCACGCUCUGUGCCUACUCCCUCCGUCAUUCACUUCCUCCCUGCAGGGGGGCCGGGUCUCUGCUCUCAGACUGAAGAGGUUUUAAAUGAGUGACCUUUGAGACAAUCAGAGGUGCCCCGGCUCUGAAUGGUGAGCGGCGGCCCCGGGGUCCUGAUGCAGGCGGCUGCUCGGCUGCCUGUGGAUUACAUUGAUCCUGUGAAACAAAGGGGCCUGCCACGCUCUUUGUGCAGGGGAAUUAAUAAAUAACAACAUGUGAAUAAAUGCAGGAGGGGGCUUUAAUAUGUACGCCGUAGAGGCCUUACUGUGAAAUCAUUUGCUCUGUUAGAAGAGUUUCCUCUUCUUUUGUCACCGGAGUCCCCACCAUCACUCUGGUUCUUUUCUUCUACUGUCAGCAGGUCUACAGAGUGACUGGGCUUUCUUAGUAACCGCUUUGUGAUUGUUAAAGGUGUUAAAGGCCUGGUGUUUCAUUCUCAUUCAGGUUUUACUAUUAACAGUGAAGCUGAGACUCACCACAAACGGAUAAUAUUAUUAUGUCAGCAAAUGUAAGUCAAGAAAUCAACACGAGAAAAUGACAAAAAAAAAAAAAAUCAGUUCAUACUGUUGAUGUUGGUCAAAGUGAAGCCUCUGUUUAAGUUACUAUCUACAGUGAAGCUGAGACUAAGCAGAAACAAGGGCUGUGUGAUAAACUUAUGACAGUAACCGACGUCAUUUUGCCCGUAUUAGUAUCUUUGGUGUCAAAAUAUUAAAUAAAUACAAGUUGGUUUUGGAUGUGUGUAGGUAGGCUAUGGUCUCAUGUCCCUUUGAGACAUCUGUCCUACGACAGAGACGUGACUCCGCCCCAUCCAGUCUGUAACAAAGAGGGACAGACAGGUGGGGAGAUGGAGGACGGUUCGAAAGUUGUAGCGGCCGGAGUUAAUGUGGGAGGGGGUGAGCAGCUUGUGGAGUAGUUAUUGUCCAUUUAUCGUUAUCGAGGUGAACUGCUCAAUAUAUCGUGAUAUUGUCACCAACUUCACAGCGAAACUGGGACUUUUUGUCUAUUUAAUUGGCAAAUCUGGAGGGGGGAUUUUAAGGAUACUACUCUGGCUUCAGAUUGUGCAGCAGACACAGGUGGAAAUUCAAAAAGCUGUUAAUAAUUGACCAAAAAGUUCUCUGUCACAUUCAGGUGUGGGUGAUCGUCACACAAUGACUGCUCGGUUUCUUAAUUUAAAAUUAAUUGAAAAGAUUGUAAAACAAAUAUUAUGAUGAUUAAUGACUUUAUGACAGAGAUAUCAACAUAAGAACUAAAACAGAUUAAAACAAUAUUACAUUUCUAAUUAUUAUGUCUGAAAACACUCAAGUGAAGACAAUUACUGGUUGCCAAAACAUACAAAUGAAGUCUGUUUUUGCUCUCAACUCAAAGAUAUACAGUUUACUUUCAUUAGGGAAGAAAAAAACAAGAAAAUAUUCAUACUAAAAAUAUUUAUAACUGUUUAUAGAUAAGUAGUUGACUUUACAUUGUGUGACUGGAAUCUGCCCUCGUCUUUGAUAGGAAACACUUAAAAAUAGAGUUUUAGUAAAAAAAAUAAAAAAAAAAAAAAAAAUGUAAAAACAAGGAGCAGUGUGGGCACAUGAAGCAGAAACCUCCCUCACCCACAUCCUUCACUUCUCCAGUCCACAUUAAAUCUGCAGCCUCUGUUUUAAAGGAGGACCACCUGAUUAGAAAUGCAGCAGCGAGGGGGGGCUUGAAUGAAUCAGUCUCCCCCUGUUUUCUCCGGGCCCCCCUCUCUGCUCUCUCGGCGGAUAAUAAAGCUCUAAUGGAGAGUUUCUUUUAAAGGAGGAGGGGUUAAUUCAGAAAAAAGAAAAGUAAUCAGCUUGUUUUGGAUUUAUUUCUUUUUGGUAAAAACUUUUAUUGUGAAAGGGUGAGACUAAAAAAGCUGCAGAGAUUGUUUUUACCUUGAAAUCCUCGAAUACACUUUUCUUAAUGUUGUUUAUCGGAGAGUCGUCUUUCUGCUGAUGCACUGAAGACGAUUUCUGCAGCCAGCGUGGACACAAAAACACUUGGCCUGCGCUGAAAUCCGUCUUUAUUUUAUGUUCUCCUUCAGUGCAUGCACAAACUGCCAGAGAAGAAGAAGAAGAAACCCCCUCCCCCCUCCUCACCCACAGACCCUCUGUAGUCCGUGAAAAAGCAUAAACAGGCAGCGACGGCUGAAGAAGAAGAGGGGCAGUGGGAUGGAAUAUAAAAUAUUUAGAGCCUCUUGGUUUCGGCGGUGUGAGGGUGAAGUGGAGGGGAAACACUCUCACUUAUCUCUGCUUUGGAAAAUGUAUUUUUGUUUUUUACCCUGAAGAGGCGGAGGGAGGAGAGGGUGGGGGAGGGGUGCCAGUGUUUGCGAUGAGGACAGUCUGGUGGGGAUGGAUGGAGGACAGCAGCAGCAGCAGCAGCAGGGUCUCAGACUGCAUCACAUCAGAGUCAGAUAGAGAAACAGAUUUAGAUUUAAUGCUGACUCUUCAAAAGUCAGUUUCAGAUGAUUUUUAAACUCGGUGUUCAUCUCUAGUACUUGUUGUAACAGUAGUAAACAUUAAGGUUGUUUUAAUGCAGUAGAAAAAACAGUGUAAAAAUUUGAAGCAGCAGACACAUGACCUAUAGUAGCAGAAGUAGUAAUAAUAUUAGCAGAAGUUAUUGUAGUAUAAAUGAAAGCAAAAUACAGAACAAUUACUCAUGGGAGUCGAAGAAAAGUAGAAGUCUUAACUCUUGUGGAAGUACUAGUGAUAAUAAUGGUAGUAGUCGAAGUACAUGUUCACUGUAUUUAAAGCAGCAAUAUUGUUAGUUUCAAUUUGGGCUGGGUGAUAAACCGAAAAUUUACUGAUACAGAAAUUUACGACAAUAAUCGACGACAUUUUGCCCAUGUCAAUAUAUUCGGUGUCAAAAAAAUAAAAAAAACAAAAGUUGGUUUAGGUGGUGUAGGUAGGCUCUUAUUCAGUCUGAAUAAACAGCUGCUGAUCCUGUUAUCAAUAAAACAUGAUAUCACAAAGCGUUUCUGGCUUUCAGGCCGGAUAAACUCGACUCAUUGUGAAAAAAUAAAAUUAACAAAUAAAACUAAAACAGGCUGAAAGUACAGCGACAUGAUCCUUCAGUUCAAAUCAUCUAUCCGUAUGGAAGUAUUUUGAAGGGUUGCAAACUGACAAGCCUCUGAUUAUCUGUAUUUGAGAGGGUACACAUGUACCAUUCGUGGUAGAAAGAAGUAGAGCUGGGCGAUAAACCGAAAAUUUACCAAAACCAAAAUUUACGACGAUAACGGGCAUCAUUUUGCCCAUGUUGGUACAUUUAGUGUAAAAUAGAUAAAAGUUUGUUUUGGAUGUGUGUAGGUAGGCUAUGGUCUCAUGUCCCUUUAAGAUACUGUCCUACAUCACAGACGUGACUCCACCCCAUUCAGUCUGUAACAAAGAGGGAAAGACAGGAGAGGAGAUGGAGGGUCAAAACUUGUAGCAGCUGAAGUAGAUGAAGUUAAUAUGGGAGGGGGUGAACAGCUUGUGGAGUAGUUAUCGUCCAUUUAUCGUUAUCGAGGUGAACUGAUCAAUAUAUCGUGAUAUUUAUUUGAGGCUAUAUCGCCAAGCCCUAGUUUCAAUAUAAAUAGCAGUUGUAGUAUUUAUAGAAUCAGUUGUAGUAGUAGCAGUUUUAAUAGCAGUAUUUCAAUUAGCAGCUCUAGGAGUAUAAAGUCAUGUUAAGACAGUAAAGUAAUACUGAAGGUUGUAGAGGUAGAAGUACUUGAUGUAUGUCUAGCAGUAGCUGCUGAGGAAAUAUCAAUAAAAGCAGCAUUUGUAGUUCAUAACUCAGCUCCAAUCUUUCUCUAUACUGCCUGUCUGUCUCCUCAACACCUGUUUCUCUCUCUAUUACCUGUCUCUCUCUCUCUCUCCCUCUCUCUGUCUCUCUCUCUCUCUCUCUCUCCAUCUCACCUGUCUCCUUCUCUCUGUCUCACCUGUGUCCUUCUCUCUGUGUGUCCUCCUGCAGAAGCUGGCGGUCAGGAGUUGUCCUGUGGGGACGACUAAGCCGCUGUCCCUCAUCAAACCUCCCGGUCAGAGCAUCGCCAUCUCCGUGGUGCCGGCCAAGGCUCCCGUUUCCAUGGUAACCGCACACAUUAACGGGCAGAAGGCGGCGAGCUCGGAGCCUCUUCAGACGUCCCCCAUCAACCUGCAGACGGGCGGCAGGGUGGGGACGGCCGGAGUCCACGCGUUCAGUAGCAGUAGGAGAGCCGCAGAGCUGCCCCCCUCUCAGGUAAAAACGUGGAACAGACACACACCUGGGACACCUGGUGGAAGGGGGAGGGGCUUAGAGCUGUGCUGGACACUCUGAUGGGAAUCAAACUUUGUAAUUUUGACUCCAGUAAUGAGAUAAGAAUAGUUUUAGGAUGUGAUCUGCAGCUCUGUCAGCUCAUUUCUCGUUUUUUUUACACUGAGGUUCUCGGUGCAUGAAUUGAAAAUACGGAUAAAAUCAGGUGUAUAGAAAUGCAGCUAAUGAGCCGCUGAGUCAGGCUGACGGCUGCAGCUCCUGCUGUGAAGGAGAACAAACUUCUGAGCUGCUCCGCUCUGAAGAAACAGAUUUCCUGGUUUGAUUUUCAUCGCUUCUAUCAACUCGUAUGUAAAAAAAGCAGCACCACCCGCCUCUGUCUCUCUUUCCUGUCCUUAUGAGCCCCUAAUCCCCGCACACCGCUCUGAUUUUGAAGUUUCCACACUAUUUUUCCACCUUAAAUUAGACAGAAAGCCCAUCUUGUUUCUCUCUCUCUCUUCAGUGCCCUCCUCCUGUUGAGUCUCUUCUUUCUGAUUUAUCUUGAUUUUUGUCUCCGGAGCCUGAUUUAAAUUUCAUUUUGAUCUUAAAGCAACUUUGCAGACUAGUCUUACCAUGAAUUUAUAUUUUGGUGGGGUAGGGGUAAGGUAGGGAGAGCAGGAGGGGACCAGGACAUCAGCGUCUAAACCAGACCUAUUGGAUCUUGUUGACUGAAUCAAAGGUCUGGACUAUUUUCUGUGUUAGUGUUGGGCGGUAUGAACAAAAUCUUAUAUCAUGGUACAAGUAAAUCAUAUCACGAUAUGUUUUUCCCCCCUGUAAAUUCAAUGAAAGGCUUAAAAAUAACCAUACUGUCGCAUUUGUUCAUUUUCCUUUUAUCUUUAACGCUCUUUGAAUAACACUGUUUUUUGAUCAUCGUCGGAUUUUCUAAAUCUGAAGAAUCUCCAGACAACCGAUGUCAUGAAUCGCGCCCUUUUUCGGAAUGAGCUCUCCCUCUUCUUCCUCAUGUUGGGUGGGUUGGGGUGACUCCGUUUGCUCGGUAUUGCAAAUAAUCUGUGUUCGCCUUGACCACCACCAGUGAAGCGGUUUCUUCAUUGUCGAAACUAUGCCAAGCAGUCUGCUGAACACGCUGGUGAUCAAUAAUAAGCAGUAGAGUAGACCAAACUUGUUGCGGUCAUGUUGUUUUUACCUUGAUUGGGCGAACGAUACUGGAUGGUGUUCACGGAGGUGGGCACGUAGGUUUGAAGUGUUAGACAACGGCAAUUCGGAGUAUUUGCUGUCCCGAAAAUAUAAUGCUCUCUACCUUGACAGCUAACUGUAUAGUUUAUAUACCAAAGUACACCUCUACAUGUGCAUUUUUGGGACACAUAAAAACAGAACAAAAGUUUGCUGCUCCAUUUGACAUGUUGUCAUGAUCCAAUACUCCAAUCCAGUGUUUUUUAAAAUAUCAGAUCAUAUCUCUUCUAAUUUAAGAAGCUAAUGAGCGGAUGGGAUGCAUUGUGGACACGCUCCAAUAGUGCUUUGGGUGGCCGCAAUGCAUUGUGGGUGGCCGCGCAUUUUGUUGUAAAAUUCCUUCAUUUUCUCUGUUAAUGUUCCUGUUAUAGUUAGGCUGGCAUGAAUGUACUUAAUCCGAGAGUUUUUUUUUUUUGAUUUGGGACUACUUUUGUGGUGGUUUGUUUGUACAUUUUGCUACCGAGGCUUUGACAUCGUGGGUAAGACUACAAGUGGGUUAGGUUGGUAAGUACUUGGCUUUGCUCGUUUUAAAUUAAAAUUGUGGAACAAUUAUUACAGUACCUUACGAUUUCAUCAUUGCGGCCGUUUAAUAUCUCAUACCGCGAUUAAAUUGUAUAUCCGCACAUCCCUACAUAGUAUAUACUGUCCUAUAGCCUGAUGCUAUUCUGCUUGUAAAAAGUGAAUUAGGGAUUCAAAAGUGAAGCCAAAUCCCUCUUUAUCCACACUGACAUCCUGCUGUGAUGACAGUCUAAGCUGUUGUUAACCCGAACUCUUUAUUCACUAACCAGUUAACUUUCAGAGAUCCCUUCCUCUCUCUCUCUUUUUGUUUGAUUUUCUUCACCAUGAAGAAGUGGAGGAGGGAAAUGUGUGUUUACAUUAACUUGAUCCUCUUCCAGCUCCUCUCCAUCACACCCCGGAGGAGUCGGCGGCGUGUUGUUUAAGCUUCGGUUCAUCCUGCAGCAUCUCCUCUGUUUUUAAAUCCAUACGUGUGAAUUCGCUUCACUUUUGUUCGGAGGCAGAGAAGCAGAGAAGCAGCGCCGCUCAGAAAUCUGCAGCUCUGAUUGUGUUUUUGUUCCUCUGAAAAGCUGCAGCUGGAAAUCACUUUUUACGAUCCCAGGAAGCAAAGGAAACAGAUUUGUUUACCGUGUUUCUGACUUGUUGCACACAUGCUCCGGUUUGGAAACAUAGAGUUGUAUUUUGUGUAGCAGAGAUGUUGCGUUUGUCCUCUUAGUGUGUGUGUUAGGAUUCAGGCCUUGGCGUCUCCUCUUCACACACACUCUGUAUUCAGCACCAUCACCUCCAUCAGCACACAGCCGGGGAUCACUGCUCCAUGCUGCAGCCUGCACACUAUUACUGUAAUUGCAUGGCCCCACACAGGGGAGGGGGGCAGGGCUCAGGGCCCUCAGGCUCCUGCUUCCUGAGUCCUCUGUCAGUCCGAGAGAUCAGAGUCUUUGUCAGCCAGCGGAGUUUAUAUGAGAUGAAACAUGUCUGCUGGCGUGACGCCUUCAGAUUGAUUGACGGGGAACACACAUGAGCUUUUAAAAUAUAAGGAGAGACGGGAGAACGGUUUCAGUCUUCGGGAUCAGAUGUGACAGAGUGUGUUUGUGAGCUGAUGAGGGUAAAGCUGGACACGAGUGUGUCAGUGUAAAUAUGCAAGACGAUUACUCUUGUGCCACUGCAUACACAUACAAACGCAGUUAGGGCUGGGCGAUAUAGGAAAAGUUUAUCACGAUAUAUUUUUUCAUAUCGGUCGAUAUCGAUAUGUAUCACGAUAUAAAAAAUGAAAUUUCAGAGUGCUUGUUGGUGGCAUGUCUUUUGCAUUAUAAUAAGCUAAUGUAUCUAUGAGGUCUUUGUGUCUCUUUGACGUUUUGUCGUAAGGUGUUGCGCUAAAGAGAGCGGACUGAAUGAUGGUCUGUUUCGGCUGUACAGGCGCCAUGGGCUCCUCGCGCCGCUCAGUUUUUGUAACCUUUAGUGAAAAAGAUUUGAGAUAUUCCUCGACUUUGCGAGAACAUGUACUCGACAUAAUUUGCAGUGCACAUUACUCUGCUUCAUGUCCGAACCCAAAAAACCCGUCGUUUUCUUGACAGUCUUGUCGACGAUGUCGUCAUCAGUUGAGCCUUCAUCUGCAUUUCUAGCACUCAUUUCCUUUUUUUCUCACCAUCAGUGCUGUCGGCUUCACCUGUUAAAGUGCUAUGGUUGCGUGUAGCUGCAGUUUGCUACUAUGCAGUUGUUUGCUACUUGGUUCUAAUUCAGCACAUGAUUGGUUCAGCGUGAAGCGGACCCGGAACAACUCCCCUAAUCAUUGGCUAUUUGCAUAGUCUACCAAAACAUGGCAGAAUGACGACCAUCGAAAAGGAUAUUGACCAUGUUUUAUGUUGAUAUUGAGGGAAAUUAAUCUUCAGUAUAUCUAUCAUUAUCAUUUUAUCGCCCAGCCCUACACACAGUAUGUGUAAGUAUGUAUGAAUGUACACAUGCAAAGAUAUAUACAUAUAUAUGUUUGUAUGUAAGUAUGUUUAAAUGUAUGUUUGCGCAUACAGCAUAAGUAUAUAAACAUACAGUUGUCUGCAUGUGUGUGAGCUCGUAUGUGUGUUUAAGUGUGUGUAAGUGUGUGUGGGUACAUCUGCAGAGUCAAUAAGGGUCAGGGAGUUCAGGAGUCGCGUCAGGAUCCAAACCCUGCUCUCUGAUUGGCUGCCUCGUGCUUUGUGUGACGUUUCUCGCAGAGUCUGUGGUUAUGAUUCAGAGCAGGUCUGAGUCUGCGACACACACACACACACACACACACACACACACACACACACACACACACAGACGUUCGCUGCGAUAAAGCUGCUUCAUUUCAUCAACAUGUCACUUUGGAGACCCUCUCCCCCCUCCUCUUCCUUUCCCUCACCCUCACUCGUCAUCUGGUCUGACUCCCUCUGUCCCGUCCCCCCCCUCAGCCGUGGAGGUGAGCAGGUCAGGCAGCAGGAUUGUUUUAGGCUCUUUACGGCUGUAUUGUUUGGAGAAAGUGGGCACUCUUCACCCAGCUGCCUUCCUCUGAGCGUGGCAAUAAAGAAACCUCCUCCCCUCCCUCCACAGGCCUCCAGCUUUUCUUACCUCCAUCAAUCCAGAGUCAUAAAGGCUCGGCCAAUCAGAGGCGAGGGUGUGCAGAAGAGUAAAAGAAGUAAAGGAGCGAGGGUAGAGGAUAGGGGGGAGGCAGCAGGUCCCUCAGACCACCUGGCCACUAAUCCAGAGAUCAAUAAUGAGGUGUAAUGGGGUUGCUGCUCUGCAUGAGUGCUCACAUUAAAGCUGCAUUGUUUCAGCCGCUCAGGAAACACUCACACAUUUCUGUGUGAAAGCACGAGCUGCUUUUACUCAUCCACACUCUGGACUUCUCUGAUACUCAUUCAACUCCUCUUUUUACCGCUAAUAAAUAUGCAAAAGAGUAAAUGUUUCAAAUAGGCUUUUUUAAGAAAAUCUUUCAAUUUAAUGUGAGAAAGUUGCAGAAAAUUUUAAACAAAAUUUUCAUAAACUCAUAAUUAUUGUCUUUCUUUACAGCCAAAGCUUUAAAUUGAGAAGUUCUUACUUUUAAAUGAUAAAAAUCUAAAUAUUUCCACGUGUAGGAAUCUUGAAUUAGCAGAUUUUUGCUUUAAAAGUCACCAAAACUUUGUAAUCAUCAUAAUAAAGUGGCGGCUUGAAGAGUUUCUCGUUAACUUUAAGGGAGAGUCAUCCUUUUGAGGGAUAAACCCAAAGGAAUAAAAUGGUUUAUUUAUAUAUAUAUGUGAUAAAAAAGCUUCCUAAAUCAGUUGGAACAGACAUUAAACUGUGUUUUUUUUAAAAGUCUGAGCCCUUUAAAGCUCCGAGCAGGGAGGAGCCGUGUGUUUGUGCGCUGACUGUUUGUUGUGCGAUUGUACUUUGAGUUGCAUUUAGCGCCUGUUAGCUUGCAGCAGAGGAACAAAGGGAGGCUGAGAGGAGUGUUUGAAAGUGUGCAGCUUCAUCGCUUAUCCGGCCUCUCUUUCAUUCCUCUCCAUCCCUCCUCCUCCUCUUUCUCCUCCUCCUCCUCCUCCUCCUCCUCCUCCUCCUCCCAAAGAAUCUUCAUCCUCUUUAAACAGCAGCCAAGGUCAUCUCCUCCAUCCUCCAUCCGCCUCCGAGUCUCGCCAGAGCCGGAGGAAGGUGGUCGACCCCCUUCAAGGGUCCGCUGCUGCACUCAGAGUCUGAAUGACAAACAGAGAGCAGAGUGAGGAUGAAUACGCUCGGUACAGAACAUCGUGUGGUGAAGCACAAUGAGGACUAUUUUAUCAGAGAGGGAGAGUAAGCACGGUACAAACUGUACACGCACACACACACUCAGGAGUGUUUCAGUCUUAUUAUCUGUGACUGCAGCUCCUCAGAGAUCAGAUAGAGGAGAAAUAAAACUCAGAACACCAAUUUUCUUUUAAGUUUUGAGGAUCAAGAAAUAAAUCUGUCUUUUCUAACAUUGUUAUAAAAGCACAAAAAAGGCAGAUUAGAAGCUCUUGGGUCAAACCCAACCGGCGUCAUAUCGGCUUUGGCCCUCACAAGGCCGAAAUUACUGUUGUCUUUUCUCAAUGAGAUAAAAAAAAUAAAAAAAGCAUCCCCAAUGGCACCUUUUAAAAUCAAAGACAAUCACUAGCUAGUGUUUAUUAUAAAUUCUGUAAUAACGAUGGAGUUUGGUAUUGCUUCAAACUGAUGUAUCUGUAUGUAUCUACAGCGUAACUGCAUGUAUUUGUCUCUAUCAUUAAUUUACUUAACUGUUAGAAUAAUGUUACGAGCUAAAUAAAAAUGUGUAAACUUGCACGGAAAAUUGGUCCACCACUAAUAACAGUAUCUAUGUGAAGGAUAAUGUACAGUAAGUGGGUCUUUAAAGCAAGUGUUAUAGCAGACCUGUAUCCGUAGCAACAGCAUGCUAUCCCAAAAUAACAGACUGCUGCUAUGUUUUGAGUAUUGACCAGUCAGGGUCUAGAGAUUAACACAAUAUGUAAGUCAUAAUGUAUAUCCAGUGGGUUGUCAAAGUAGAUAUUGCUAUGGCAGAUAGCAACAGCAUGCUAUCGCAAAAUAACAGACUGCUGCUACAUUUUGAGCAGACCUGUAUCCGUGGCAACAGCAUGCUAUCCCAAAAUAACAGACUGCUGCUAUGUUUUGAGUAUUGACCAGUCAGGGUCUAGAGAUUAACACAAUAUGUAAGUCAUAAUGUAUAUCCAGUGGGUUGUCAAAGUAGAUAUUGCUAUGGCAGAUAGCAACAGCAUGCUAUCCCAAAAUAACAGACUGUUGCUAUGUUUUAAGUAUUGACCAGUCAGGGUCUAGAAAUUAACAUAAUAGGUCAUAAGGUAUACCCAGUGGGUUGUCAAAGUUAGAUGUUGCUAUGGCAGAGGUGUAUUCAUAGCAGCAGCAUGCUAUCGCAAAAGAACAGACUGCUGCUAUGUUUUGAGCAGACCUGUAUCCAUAGCAACAGCAUGCUAUCCCAAAAUAACAGACUGCUGCUAUGUUUUGAGUAUUGACCAGUCAGGGUCUAGAAAUAAACACAAUAAGUAAGUCAUAAUUUAUAUCCAGUGGGUUGUCAAGGUAGAUGUUGUUAUAUAACAGACCGUUGCUAGGGAGUAUUGCCCAAUUAGAAUCUAGUAUUUAAGAUAACUGUGGAAAAGUAGCUCAUUUUCAGCAUUAGUACAAACUCAGGUUGGACUUUUUGAACCUGCUUCUGUUCUGCUCCACCUCUUGGCUGAGGAAGUUACACCUGAAAACUUAAUUUAGCCCUUAGUGAAUAUUUCAUACCUUCUCCAGCGCUCCUUAACAAACAUUCAGUAGUCCUGGAUAACGUCCUGGUAGUCCUUGAGAAUAAUCCAGGGGCCGUCUGUGGGGAUUUGAUGUUCUUCAGCACUCUUAGAAGGUCUUGAAGGAGACUCCAGGGGUCCUGGAGAACAUUCCAGGUGCUAUAGAGGAGGUUUUGAAAGUGCUUAAAGGAGACUGAUGCUGUUGCCGUGGUAACUGAGUAGUGUUUCUGCUGGAAGGGGAUUUUAUUGAUUAAAGAGAAGACUUUUUUUCCUGGCUGCACUGUUGAUGUUUGUCUUUUCUGAUGUUUUUAUGGUUUAAAUCAUUUAAAUUUGGACAACACAAAGUUUUUUAGUUCCCCAGUAAACUGUUUUAGUUCCAAGAUACUUUAUUUGAGAAGAGCAGGAAGUGUGUCUAAAAAUGUAUGAUAGAUUUCAACAACAAUAUGUCAAGGUAUUUGAGUUUGUUGAUCAAAGAUUUAAGUUUAAAAUGAAAGGGAAACAAUAACUUUUGCCCUUUAGGAUCUAUAAAGUCUUUAAUAAAUUUUAGCAGUGAUAAAAUCCUAAAAAUAAAACAAAUUAAGUCAGUUAUAAAUCAUUAAAUAGGUUAAGUGAAGGCAUCAGAGCAGUGUCGAUCUCUAGAGUCACAUGCAGCUGCAUUACUAUCCGUCCCUGUGUGCAGGAGUUCAGGUGUGACUGCAGGACACACUGGCUGAAAGCAGGGGGAGUGUUUAAACUGUUGUUGUUUACCAGCUGCUGCUUGUGAACGCAGCCUGCGUCUCCUCCCAGCAGCAGCAGCAGAGUUCAUCUCUCUGAGCUCAGAGCAUGAAUGAAAUGAAAACCUUCUUCAGGCUGAAAGUAGAGCUGACGUGGCCUCAGGCAGCGCCCUCUGCUGGUCUCCCGAAGGAGUGAAGUGACGUCUGCAGAGCCCUCUGGUUUGAAAUAAAACAAAUAAAAUACCUUUAAAUAAACUUUAAAUUUAUUUUAUUAUGUAAGUGGAGUGAAACAAAAAUGAGACUCUUUUAAAAACUCUUUUAGAGAGAAAUUUAAAAUUAUUCUAUUGAAUGAACUUUGAUUUAUUUGAGUUGGUAAUUUGAAUAAUACAAAGUUCUAGUUCGGACAGUUUUUAUCAUUUGUAGUCUAGUGCCAGUGUGUUAGCUGCAAAUAUUCUAGAUGUUGUGCAUCAAAUGCAACCUCCAAAAAAAGAAAACAAGAAAAAAGGCAAAAAUAUGAAGGCAAAUUAACAGGAUACAUCAAGUUCUCUCCUAUGUAAAUAUUCUAAAUGUCAUUUGGAUCAAAUUAACCAUGAAAACAUCUGUAAAAAAGUGCAAAUUACAUGAACACAAAUUUAAAUGUAGAAGAAAAAUCCUUUACCCCGAUCAAAGUGUCACGAUCACAGUUGUUACGAUACACAAAGUUUGUGAUAAAUAAAUAUAAGUAUCAACUUCUGUGUCACGUGUGUCUGAAAGUAAACAAAGAGAACUUUUCUUAUGAAAUAAAAGUCAUACUCUCGAUUAAAAUCCCUCCUUAUAAUCCGUAACAGAAAUCAAUAUAGUCAAUAACUCUCAUAAAACUCUAGUUUAAGGAUUAUCUGGUUUCACAGCUUUAAAUUAAUCCAUUUCAGAUUCUGUUUCACAGGCAGAUCAGAUAGAAAAGGUGAUCACGUGUUCAUGGAAAAUAAAGAAAAAUGAGUAAACAAGUAAAAGACAAAAAUUCAGUCAAACUUUUCCAAAAAUAAAGCGCAGUUUUUAAAGAUGAAGAAAAUUAUUUCCUUUUCAGACAAACCAGUGAAAAAGUGUGACUGAGAGGGCAAAUUAAAUCUCUACGGUAUGUCGAGUUUUUUAGUUUUACUCUUUCACCGUGAACCCGACUCGAUCUGGAGUUGAACUUUCUGUCCCGAAGCGUCGUGGCAGAUCUUCACUCUGCCGCUGAGUUCACACGUUUGUGAAGACGUCUGUGAAUUUUUCAGAGAGAGAUGAAACUCUUCAUCUCCGCUCUGUUUUUCGUUUUUUUGGCUGCUGUGCGCGCUCUUCUUCCUCCUCCUCCUCGUCUUCCUCCUGCGUCUGUGCUGACAGACUGAUGGCAGACUCUGAGCCUCAGCCCACCUUCAGCUGACGAGUUUUUAUCCACUUUUCUCUGUAAUCCCUCCGUCUCCUCCCUCGCUCUGUCAACACCUUCCCUGGCUGCUUCCUCUCAUCCUCUCCUGCAGAAUAAUUUUCUCCUGUAAACAUCCAACUUUUAUAAGAACUGUUCCUCCAUAAUAUCCAGAGCCAAUCCUCUCUGGGAGCUUUGGCUCUGGAUAUUCUGGUGCACAGCUGAAUCUACAUUAAAUUCACUGGCUGUUUCUGUAAGAGCUGUUCCUGAUACCAAUUCACUUUUUUCAGGUUAUUUUUAGUCGUCUCAUAGUCUGAUUUUUGUCUUGUUUGAAGAAAAGCAUCAUUUGCAUGAAGGAACAACCACUAAGAGUGCCUGCUGCACUUUCACUGGAAGAAGCCUACACCUGUGAGGGAAAAUAAAGGUUUCCUUUGAGCUUUAAAACCACCACAAAAUCCUCUUCCCAUCUGUUCAUUUUCCAGCACCAAACUAGAACCAGGUCCAAGUUUGUUUCAGACUCUGAAAAGUAGUCCUCAUGUGAAACCAAACUUCCCUAAGAUUCUCAAACUUUGCUGAGAAAUCCUUGUCCCUCUGCUGGCUUUUACCCAAGUCUUUUGGGUACUUUUGGUGUCAGUUGGGGCUCUAGCAGAAUUAGCUGUCUGAUUAACUUUUUGGGAGACCUGUAGAGACACUGUUACAGUUAUAAAGUGGACCAAAGAUAAUUCACAGACCAUUUUCUCCGGGUAUAUCCUCUUGAUAUAUCCUGGAAAAUGACACCCCUUCAUGGAAAUGCAAUCAGACCGAGACGCUAAGGCAGAAGAACUACCGUGUCUGCAGUGAAAAAUUAUUAAAAUGGUGAUUAUUACUUCAAGUAAUGAUCACCCAGAUUCUGGCUUGGUCAGUGUUUUUCAGUUGUUAUGUUUGAGGCUGAUCAGCAGCUUUUCACCUCUCCUCAUUAGCUCCAAAAAUAACUUUGUGUAAUUAGAACUGCGUUUGUAUAGAUAUGAUAACUUAUCUUAAUUUCUACAGUCUAAACUAAUAGAAGUUAAACAGAAGAGGCUCCAGGUUGGAUCCUUGUGGAACUCCAAUCAUAACUUACCUAUAGAUUCAAAGUAUCCUCUGUCCUUUAGUAAGAUUUAAACCAGCUGUUUACUGAACUAAAAGGUCCAGUCUAUGUUAAACAGAAGAGGACCCAGGAUGGAGCCUUGAGGGACUCCAGGCGUCACUUUUGUCUGCUCCAAUGCGAACUAUGGACACAAUAUAGUCCCUGUCCUUCAAGUCAGAGUUAAACUAGUUAAAUACUGUGCCAGGGGGUGCUAUAGAAAGGAAGAGGGCCCAGGAUGGAGCCGUGGGGGACUCCAUGUCAUAUUAACUGUUAAAUAAGUAUAAAUGUUUGAACUAGAAUAGACUGCAUAAAUAAAUGAUUGCUGAUGUUUACUGACAUUUCUUUAUGGUAGACUAUGUUCAAACUUUUCUUACACUUUGCAAUAUUUGGUGUUUUUGUGAAGUUUGGUGUCAAAACAGCCAUAAACUUUCCUUUAACUUCAACAUUUUGACUGAAUAUGUGCUUAUCUAUUAUGUGCAUAAAUUCCAACUUGUUUUCAUUCACUCAGUUGAAGCUGCUAAUAUUUCCAUCAAUUUAAGUAAAGUAUGUAAAGUAUGGAGGCAAAGGUGAGCUUUUAGAUGGAAAAUUCCAUCUCUCAGCUUGUCUUAGUUCAGAAGAAAAAAGGUGUUUAUGUCGGUAUGUUUUUACUCAUAAACUGCACAGUGAUUAAAUCCACAUCUGGAAGUCACAGGUUCAUCACAGCAGGUUUUUCAGACUAGGAGGAGGAGGAGGAGGAGGAGGAGGAGGAAGAUCGUCAGUGUUUACUGAAGAGCUGUCAUCUAACUCAGGGAUGGUUUUCACUUUGGAGAAAAAAGAAACAAAAAAUGAUUUAGAGAAGCAGGAAACCACUGGAACAAGGUUGUGUUCACUGUCUGAACUGGAGUGAGGGAGGAAGAGGAGGAGGAGGAGCAGGGCCCCCUAAAGAGAAGGUGCUUAGGUUUGGAGAAAAGAGGAAGCAAUUACGAAAAUGAAAGCCCUUGCACUGCAAGAAUUUUCAUCUCUGCAGUUGCCAUGGAAACAGGCCCGGCCGGGCCGCCUCCUCCUCCUCCCCUCCUCCUCUCGCUGCUCUGCAGCACAAUACGACGGAACGAAGGGAUUUUCACAGAAGAAGAAAAGAGGGGAGGAGGAGAGCUGAGAUCAGGAGGGGGAGGAGAGAACUUUCUUUUUUUCUUCUUCUAGUUUGUGAGCGGCUGAGACGAAACAGAGGAGAUAAAAAAACGAGGUCAUUUAAACUGUGCAGGUCUGGAUUUUCAGAUCUUUGAGGUGGAUUUUUUUCUGAAUUUUCAGACUAAAUCAGAGCAGGUUAAACUGAAGAGCUCAGCUUUGCUCAAACAUCUCGACAAAAAUAAAGCAGAAUCGAACCGAAACAGACGGUUAACUCUUAGAGAAAGCAAACAACUGCAGGCGUCAGAGGAAACACUUCUUCAUUUCUGACAGCUGCAGCCUGCGAAAAUAUGAAGGAGGAGGAAAUAAAAUCCACAGUUUGAGGGGAGUAAAAACACACAGGGCUUUGAUUCACUUCUGAGGGACUUCAUCUAAACCUGUAGUUUGAAAAUCAGGUCCAGAAACGACACAGGAGAGAGUUUAGAGCAGGAAAACAUUCAUUAUUACUGCGUCUGAGAAAUAAAGUCAGAAAGUUUAACUAUGAGAUUGAAGAUUAAAAGCUAAAAAUGUGAUUUUAAAUGCAGGUUUAGCCUCAAACUUUUAGCUUUGUCCUCUAAAUAGUAAAUGAACUUUCUCUAUUAUUGUUAUUUUUGUCUGUCUAAUAUCAACAAAUGUUUGACUUAGAGUAAAAACCGCCGACAAGAAAAACAUAUUUUUGUUUUUUACUUAAAAUGAGACUUAAACCAUAACUUGUGUUUUUGUAUUUAGUGAGUAUUUGUCGCUGUACUCUCAUUAAAACCAUGAAGACCAUUUUAACCAGUGAAAUGUAGAGUCACUACAUGAGAAGGGUUAGAGGGUGAGGUUUGUCCUAAAACUGGAGCUGUUUGUUCCCGAUCUCCACAAGGACUCCAAGGCUGUUGCUGUUUUUCUUAAUUUUUUAUGCAGAGAAAAAACAUCUGAGAGCAAAAAAAACAACAACACUGUGAUCAUGAAACUCUGUGUUUGAUUAGGAUGAGUAGUAAAGGGAGUAGUCUGAGGAUUAAAGGUUUAUAUGUGUGAAUCAGCUGAUGACACAGUAAAUUCACAGACUGUAGGAAUUUAACCAUCUACACUGAAAAAAAAUCAUUCUAUUUUAAAAACUAAAAAGGCAAGUUGGUGAGAGGUGCAUUGUGGGGUGUAGUGGGAGCGCCCCUUGUGGCCAGAAGCAGCUACUACAACAACUGAAACUGAACACUUUAAAUAUACAAAGAAGGAGCUGAUUCAUUCUGUAAAUGUGCUGACUGGUUCCUGAUUUUUAGUGAUCUAAUAUCAUUAAUCUUAAUGUUUUUCACCUUUUCUGCAGGUUGUAGUUAUCAACAUGUCUCAGACAGAAUCCGCUGCUUUAGAGUGUUUUCCACAUUGUGUCCCGACGCCUUUCAAACACUGUAGUAAAUCUGCGUUCUCUGAUCUUAAGUGUUGCGUUCAUGUGUCUUUCAGAUGCUGGGAACUCUCACUGCUGUGCCCAUCAAGGUGCCUCAAGUCAGCUCCCUGCACCGGCUGGCAGGACAAGCAGCCACUCUGCUACCUCAGGUAAGGACGCCUGAUCCCACCUGAUUACAGAUAAGAGACCAGCUCUCCCAGAUCUAAACCCUCUGGUAAGAGCAGAAGACCCAAAAGUCUUUUUCUCUUCGUGCCCGGUCUUUCUGAAAUAGAAGCCUGGCUGCAGCCUCGACUUCUGAACAAGUUGACAGAGAAUCUGAGGAAAUUAUAAGACGAUACAGACUCAACCUCAUCAUCUUGAGGUGUAGAGAUAAUCAGCAGGUUCUGCAGGGUUGUCUUUAAGUUUUAUGAGGAUUUUAGACCAAUUGUGACUCAUAAAAGGUUCUGAGCAGCAUCGAAAUCAUCUCGCAAGUAACUGAGAGUCUGAUACUGCUUCAGAGCAAAUCUGUUAAUAACAGAAUCAUCUGCAUAGAGUGUGAAUUUGCAUUAGGAUUAGAAUGUAGAUUUGUAUUACUGUGGAGUUUUUGUUUAUAUGUUUUAGCUCAGAGGUUGUAGAGAUCAGUUUUUGUCCUUACAGUGAUGCUACAAACAUCACAGAGGAAACCUGCACAUAUUAAUUAAGAGUUUAAUAUAACAAAUGAAUACAACAAAAGUGAGAAUUGAAGUUAAAAUUAAGAGAAAACUGGAAAAACUCAAACAUGUUGAUGAUUCUUGGGUGACGUGUCUGGAAACGUCCAGCAGGGGGCAGCACAAACCACUGAGACCGUCAGUGAGUUAAAGGCAGAUUUGAUUAAUUUAGAGUCAAUGAUGUUAAGAGUGUAAAAAAAGAGGAUUUCAGUGGAUAUUUAGUCCUGAAUCAAACUGUUUUACCCUCCUCAAAACAGGUCUUACAUCAGCAUCUGUGAGGCUCAGGGUCUGAUAUAAAUGUUGAUUUUUGUUUCUUCAUUUGAUUUCUUUACUUUGGAAAAAGAACAAUUUAAUUCACUAGUCAAAGUCUUUCUGGAUUUACAGUAAGAGGAGUCUGAAUGUUUUCAUGAUUAAGACGAUAUUUUAGUUUUUAUUUAGCUUUAUUGAUAGUUGAGGACGGGGUUGAAACUGAUGGGGGAGGUCAAAGAGAUAAAGCUUCAUGAGUCAGAUCUUCCCUCGUCUCUGUACUCGAUUGUUUACAGCAGGGAAAGGAAACUGUGUCAGACUUGAAACGUCUCUAACAGGUUUUGUCCUCCUGGUUCUGGUCUCUCUUCAGGUCAGGCCAAAGACCCAGAUCCCCGAUAGCCUCCCCCACGUUCCCUGUCAGGAGCUGCAGCCCCUCAGCCUGCAGAGAGCCACCGCCGUGGUCAGCCCCAAGAGCGGGGGCCCCACCCUGCCCACCGCCAACAGCACCCUCAGCCCCGACCACCAGCCCAACGGCCAGAGCGACGCUUCGCCGCCCUCCGCCCCACCGCACGGUGUGUCAGGAGGCCAAGACUCUGCGGGACCCGCUCAGCACGCCACAGCGGGCCCUGGAGUGGCGUACGCCAUCAUCGCCGCCUCACCCGCCACCGGGAAUGGAGUGUCCGCCGUCAGCGAGGCCGUCAAGGUGCAGCCACUGCUCUUCAGCGCUGACAAGGCUGGUGUCUCCUAAACUCUGAAAACGACACCAACCAAUGACCACGAUUAGAUUCGUUUAGAUUCGAUUAGAACACGGGGUAUCUCCAGCUGUAUUUUCUUGAUCUGAUGCUUGUAUUUGCAUCGAUAACAUUUACUAAAAUACCUCUCAAAGAUGGAGGAAGUGCAGCGAGGCUCAGCUGUUCCAUGAACAAACGUCUGAGCUCCAAAUCUCUGUUUUUAAACUCACAUCAGUUACUUGAUUUCUUCUGUAUCUGGUCAAAACAGCAGGACUAAAAAUCUGCACCCUCUACCCUGGAGACAGGCUGUCUGUCCAGAUUAAAAUCAAAUAAACAAACAACUAACAGUUAUGACUAAAAUACUGAACAAUAAAAUCAGACAAAACAAGAAAAAUAAAACGAAAAGAACAGCAAUAACAGUAGUGAUGAGCACAGCAGUUCUUUCAGAUGUACUGAAUCACUAGAAUCGGUUCACUGAAAAGAUUCGUUCAAAAGAUCGAAUCACUGAAUCAUUCAGUGCUUGGCGGGAGAAGCCUGCGACUCCAGCCUCCUGAACUGAUUCACAGCUGAACGGUUCAGGAUUCAGUUCAAUUCAUAACUUCUAGUACCAGGAGACAAGAGUGUUUGUCUGUGUUGCUUUGGGUUCAGUGAGUGAUUCGUUUACUGAACGUUUAGAAGAAUUCAAACUGAACAUGCACCGUUCCCUCGCAAACCGCUGCAAUGAUAGUUGUGGUUGUUGUGAUAGCAAUUUAGCAGUAAAAAAUAUAAAAAGUUAGUUUUGUCUGACAAAAAAUGAUUCCAGACAGUGUAGUUCAGUGCAUGAUUCGUUUACCAGGCGUCGGUCCAUGCGGUCCCUCGUUCGCCGGCUGCUCGCCUGGCAAUGCUGCGUGCGAUAGCAUCCGCCCUCCCAACAGCUCAACUGAAGUGAGAAACGAACGAAUCACUUGAGGAAGUGAUUAGGUUCAGUACUUUCGCCUAAAAGAUUUGGUUCUUUUGAACGAAUCGUUCGUGAACGACCCAACACUAAAUUACAGAGGGUUAAAUAUGCUAGUCUUAUAAGAAGCGUCAAAGUUUCAGUGCAGAUUUGUGAAUAAAAAAAAUAAAAGCAGAUGUAAAAUAAUUUUUGUGUGAUAAAUAGCAGUCAAAGGAAGUAAAAGAAACAAAUUUGGGACAUCUUUCUCCUGUGAUCUGCACAUAAAAAUUUCAUAAAAUAAUCUGGAUUAUUUAUCCUCAGUGUUGUAACAUUAUCUCUCUUUCUCUCAGGUGAUAAUAAUCCAGCCACAGGCCCCCAGCAGCACUGAGGGCUCUCCGGGGACUCAGGCUGACCUCCCAUCACAAGAAGCUCCGCCCACUCCAAAAUCCCCGUCCCCGAAAAAAGACGAGGACCCCGAGGUGAGAGAUAAAUGAAUUAAUAAAUGAUUGUCCCGUCCUCUUUUCUUGACUGAGUUUUAAACAUGAAGGCUCCGCUCUGAUUGGUUCAAACACACAACAGUUCUGACAUCAGUCGGCGUUUCCUGCAGUUUUUAAAAGCAGAGAAGAAGAAGAAAAAACAGACGUGGAGGACAGCAGCAGCCUCUUGAAUUUUAAUUUGAUGUCAAACCUUUGAAGAGUGUUUAAAAAGACUGGUUAAGAUUUUCUCUCCUCACUGAGAGGCUCUUGAAUCAGACGCUGAGGGUCUCAAACUCCUCACCUCCUCCUCUUCAUCACUAACGUCUUCGUCCUUCUCCCUCAGAAAAUCGCCUUCAUGGUCGCCCUCGGCCUCGUCACCACAGAGCACCUGGAAGGUGAGUCAACAGGAUCUCAAAAGUACUCUGUUUGAUCCAACUUGAAUAUGACAUCUUGGAACCCUUUAAAGGACCAUUCCACCCUUUUUCACAGUCGUCACUGUCGUCUGUCGCUGCGAACUCGUUUUAAAGAAAGUGUUUUUGUUUGUCUCUGAUCAGAAAUCCAGACGAAGCGACAGGAGAGGAAGAGACGAAGCACAGCAAACCCAGCCUACAGCGGCCUGUUCGAACCAGAGGUCAGAAAACAAACAUGAGUCCAUCUUAAAGAGAUGAAUCUACUCUUGUUUCUGAAACUCUUGAAAAUCUUACUCUUCAUGUAGGAUUUUUGAACAUUCAGUCCAGAUACAUUUUUUCUUAUCACGAUAUUUCUUGUGUCUUUGCAGCGUAAACGUCUGGCGUCACAUUACCUGAACAGCUCGCUCUUCCUGUCAGCACGAGGUAAAAAAAUUAAAAUCUUAUCACCAAAUAACAAACAAAACAUUCACUGUUACUGAAAACACAUUUAUGUCUGUGUUUAAGCCAUGUAAGUGUUUAAGCAAACAUGCUGAGUUUAACUCUCUGCUCUGUGUGCGCUGACGUAAAAUUAUCUGUUCAUCAGAUUUAACCUGAUGAAACCUUUAAAGGUAUAGUUCAAAAAGGUGGAAAUUAUUUAAACCAACAAGUAAAAUACAUCACAGUAUGAGGGGAGAAAAAGAGACGAUUUUUUUAGAUAAAAGCUGUAAAUUUAAGAACAUAAGACAAAAAAAAAAACACUUAACUGAAUGUAAAAGUGUAUUCAUGUUUAUUUAUGUGAGUAAACUGAAAAAUUCUGUUUUUUUAGAGAAUUUUUUUUAAACAAAGUUUUUUUUUUAAAUGAUGUAUUACUUAAGUUUUCUACAACUUUUACCAUUUUUAAAAUUUGCAACUUAAUUUCUGUGAGUUUAAAUGUUCUUCACCGUAAAUUAGCGACGUUCUUUUAGUUUUAUAAAUUCACAAUUUUCAUCUCAAAAACUUACAAAAUUAUUUGGUAAUAAGUGACCUUUUUUCUGUAAGCUAGAAACUCUUUCCCUCAAAUUUUAAAAUUUAUUCUGGUAAAUAUAAAACUUAAUCAUAAAUGACAUUUUUUUCCCUGUAUUUUUUAAAAACUUUUAUAUCACAUUCUUACUUUUUUUUGUUGGGUGGCCCCUGCUCUCUGUCGUAUUGGUGAAAAUCCUAAAAUGUUGAACUAUUCCUUUAAAGAAUCUAACAUUGUGAAUUUGUGCCUGCGCAUAAUCGCCUCUCACCACUGUGUGUUAAAGUGUGUGUAUUAAUGUGUGUGUUUACCUGUGUGUGUGCUUGCUGCCACUAACCUCUGCUCUGCCUCAUUCACAUGCUUAGACUCUGAGGAUUUCUGCUGGAAGGUAGGUCACAUGACUAAUGAUAUCAUUGUUGGCUCUGGGGUCUGAAACUCUUGAGUUCACAGAUUCAAGGAGGAAAAUAAUUAUUUAAAGUGUAAAAAGUGUAAAAAGAAAACAUCUUUGAUAGAAAAGAGUGUAACUGAGAUGCUGUUCAUCACUGCAGGCCAUCUAACAUUUGUCCUAAACUCAAGUCUUUAGUGUUAGUGAGGUGCUAAAAGGAUGUAUUCUGGUUUUAUUGUAAAAGAAAAUAAUAAUAAAUAUUUGAUUUGGUGAUUGUUGGAUCAUCUGAAAAGUUUGUGUUUUGUUUUUGCACAUCAGGAGGACUUGGAGCAUGACGAUCACUGUUCGGUCUGUAAGGAGGACGGAGAGCUGCAGCCCUGCCACAACUGCCCCAGAGCCUUCCACCCAAACUGCCUCCAUCCGCCGCUUAAAACUCCGCCUAGAGGACCCUGGUACUGCCCCAAGUGCCAGAAGAAGGUACUGUCGCAACCCCGUGUCCUGUUCAAAUAGUUCGGACGCGAAAAAUGUCAAAAUAAAACCUUAUAUCUACGCAGACAGAAAACUACAUAUGGAGUUCCCCAAGGCUUCAUCCUCGGGCCUCAUCGGUUUAACAUCCAAACAGUUAGUCAACGCCCUCAGAAUCUACCUACCAGAGACUCUGAAGUAACUUUAAAAAAACCUUUGAAAACUGAAGUUUAGAAAAGUCAAUUCUGGGUGUUACAGGCCUGGAUUAGUAACUUUGGUGACAGAGAAAAGUUAGCGGUUUUCCUAUGUUCCUAACCUGCGCGUAGCUUGAUAUUUCUACGCAAAAACAAGACUGGAGUCCGUUUUGAGUCCUAAAUCCACGUAACAGAUGUGAAAUUGAAAGGUGGUUUGUUAACGAAGGCUUUCAAAUUCAUGAGGUUUCAGUACGCUUGGCACAGUCCAAAGUUCGAAGCUAACUGGGGGUGUCCCAAUGUGAUAUUGAUAUCGGAUAUCUGUUCGAUAUCAGCAAAAAAACAAAUAUCGGAUUAUAUCAGCCUGCAUCUAAAAUCUCCAAUAUCAGCACUCCGAUACAAACAGUCCAUUCCAGACUCCACUCCAGCACCUCUUUGUAGUAGCGCCCAGAUCCAGCAUGCAGAGCCCAUGUGAUCACAACAACAGUGUGUACUAAAGUAGGAACAAAGUAGCAAGGAGUAGGAGUAAUGUCGGCUGUGUGGCAGUAUUUUUCGUUAAAGUCUGAAAAAGACGUUGCGACUGAGUGCAAAAGUUGUCAUGCACAAGUCUGUGCCAAUACCGGAUCAAUAUCAGUAUCGGCUAAUCCUCAAAGCUACAAUAUCAGUAUUGUAUCUGAAGUAAAAAAGUUGUAUCGGGACACCCCUAAAGCUAACACCUGGAGAACUGUUGUCCCUCUGAGCCUCGACCUCCUCAUGAAAUGAUUUUAAACAUUCGUCAGAAACAUAUUUCACUGUUUGGAGCAGCUGAAUUGAAACCUGCCGUGUUUGGUCCUCAGGUGCUGAACAAAGAGAACAUGUCGUGGCCACAGAACUUCGUUCAGUCCUACGUCACACACAAGACGGGUAAGAGCCAGCCGACUCUCUGAUACAAGUGAGUUUCUGUUUUUGUAUUUAAGCGCUAAAAGUGUGUGUUCAUGUGUGUGUGAGCAGUGAGGCAGGAGGAGAAGCGACGGCUGCUGAGACGAAACAACGAGCUGAAGAACGAGCACGCUCAUCUGGAGGAGCAGGACAAGAAUCUUAACAACACGCUCAAAGUAGGAACGCACUCUUUAAUCGCAGGGACAGAGGUUUAAAUUUCAAUAUUGUAAAGAAAUAAUAUUUCAUCGUCUUCCUGUUUUGUGUUUGUGUAGCACUGCAUGGACCUGAGGGAGCGUUUGUUGGGGCAGCAGAGAGACACUCAGGCGUCGCUCGAACGCCUCAAAGCUCUGAUCCGCCUGAUCCAACGCGACCAGCUCAUCCAGGUCACCAUGACGACCACCGCCACCAUCGCCGCCUCCCUGCUCUCCCAGUCCUGGAUCAAACAACCCACCAGCAUUAACGCCACCGCCGCCACCCCGGGGCCCUCGACCACACCCCUGCAGACGAGCCACGCCCACAGCCAGGAUGAUGCCAACAACUAG